Xyrichtys novacula (pearly razorfish) is the source of this 92292-nucleotide messenger RNA. NCBI's taxonomy places the organism in Eukaryota, Metazoa, Chordata, Actinopteri, Labriformes, Labridae. The record is from the annotation of a GenBank genome assembly.
CAGCGGGAGCUGUUCAAAGUGGUGUGGUGCUGAAGAGACAACUCUCUCCUCGCCUCUCCUCUCCGCUCAGUCUGCCAGACAGUCGCUCUCUCUCUCUCGCCUGUUCGCUCUGUUGGUCCACGUUCAUCAGCUGGUCCGUGAACGCUGGAUUUCACCGUCUCAGAGCUCAUACCAGGAAGAUUAAAAAAAGAAGAAGUAGAAGAAGAAGAAAACCAGCACCGUAAACACACCGUCGAAGCUCACGUGGGGGAGAUUUCUGACAAGUAAGGCUCCUCUUUUGUCCGUUUCUCUGUGUGUAACGUGCUGGAGAGGCAUGGUGCUCUCCACCUUUGGCUACUUGGUUAGAGUAAAUAAAUACAUAAACAAAUAGAGGUACAGUAGUAGGCUAUAGAAAUAUCCCGCUUGUGUGUAUUAUCAGUCAGUGUGUAUCUACUAAGGCUAGUCUCCCAGCCGCGCCUAAAUCUUCCCCUGUGCCCGCCUGAGGUAAAACAUUUGACUCACAUUUGCAUGAGCCAUUGGUCAAAGAUGCGCUCUCUCUCUCUCUUUCUCUCUCUCUUUCUCUCUCUCUCAUGCAUACUAUAUACUCACUGUAACUGAAUAGAAAUAAAUCAAAAGUCACAAUUGUAUUAAUACUCUGAUGUCUGCUUCAGAUCAGCCCUGCCAUAUGGUCUUAUACUGUACCCUUACAUGACCAGGUUUCUGUACUGUCUGUGUUCCAGUUUCUGACCCUCUGUGGCUGUUUUGUGGUUUUACUGGUUUACAAGCGGGGACAUACUAGAACGGUCGAGUUGGUGUUCAGGUUGUGACUCUUUUUUCAUACAGCUUUACAGUUUGUGUGAGAAAGUACAGCAGCCGGUGAAUCUGCUGGGAAGUGUUUUUUUUAUUCCAGUGUACAUUUAGGUGUGGCCCGGCUGGCCUCUCCUCUCCUCUCCUCUUCUCCUUGUUGGUUUCCUUUACAUCUACAUCUCCUCUUGCUGCUGUUUGCCUUUCUUGGUCUUGUUUCCUUCUCUUUUCUUCACUGUUCCUCCCCCCUUUUUUCCUUUUACUUUAUCCUCUUUCCUUUUAUUUUUUUCCUCCUUUCUUUUCUCUUUUUUUCUAACUGGCCUCCCUUUUUUUCUAAUCUUGAUUUUUAUCCCUCUUUUCCUUCUGCCGCUCUGUCUUUUGACUCUCUCACCUCUUUUCCUCUGUCUUUUUUUUUUACAUUCAUUUCUCUCCUCUGUUCCUUCCUAACCCUAACCAUCCUCUUAUGCUUUUCCUCUCAUGGUUUUCUCCGAUAUCUCCCCUUUUCUCCUCCUCUUUUCUUACUUAUUCACCUUCCUGUACCCAUCUCCUCUCCUUUCCUCACCCUUUUCCUUCCAUGUUUCCUUCAGAUGUAACUUUCCUCCUUCUAUUUCCUCCUCUCUUCAUGACUUUGAUAUAUAGAGAGAUAGAAACACCUUAUUUGAAGAGGUAUACAUACGACUGACAUUGUGCUGUCACAUGAUCAUGACGUGACACCUGUCAUUAACGUGAAUAAGGCUUAUGAAGUGUCAGUAAGUUUAGGAAGGCACGACCAUCCCUUCCUGAACAAUGUAAACCAAACAAGUGUUACCAUAGCCUAUAUGUAAAAAAAGGUGCUGUCAACUUCUGCCUUUCUUUAACAUGCCUACAGAGGGAGGGGACUGGAAUUUAAUUUUAAUUUCCUUUCUGACUUUUAUCCAGCUGGUCUGCUCAUUCCUUUUUGAAGCAACAUACUGAUCACACAUGAAAAAUGCACAAAUGUUUUUAUUUUCCCAUACUUAGGACAGUAAAGAAAUACUUACAGACCCACUCUGAUGAAAAUAAUGUUGUCUGCAUGUUCAUGUGACAUUUUUCUGAUGCUACUGGACAUAUCAUGAGAAAAAUAAGUGUGAAAUUGCAUUUCUGUGUAUUUCUGCAUUCAAAUCGCUGUGAAUCUCUGGCAGACCCAAAUGGUAGGCUCAGACACAGUGGGAUUUUGUAUGUCACAAUUCCAAGCUCCGCCCCUGGUGCCCCGCUAUGCAGGCUAGAAUCUGACAAAUAGAGAGGACGAUCACGGAACAAGCGUGUGCGGUAGCGGAUUAAAAUGCUCGUAAGAAAGCUAAUUGUGAUAUUAACUUUCAUCAUGCCCCCCAAAGACAUUAGUGUCCGAGAGCUGAAUAGCUCCUAUGUUACCUGCGUUUUCUACUACACCGGCAAUAAUAGGCUACAUGCUAACGCGAAGACGAGUGUGCAGAGCAGUGCUGUCUCCACUCACGACUCAGAGGUGAAUUGCUAAUAAGUUACUGGUGCUCUGCAGAAGAAAAGUCCUUAAAAUGACACAGGUAAUGUGAUUUUUGCUAACUUUAAGUAGUAAAAAAUCAAUUUGAGUGGGACUUUGAGCAACUUUUGUUAAGGUUUGAGUUCUGAAAAGUCUAAGACACAGCUGAAAAUUGUAGAACUGUUACAUCACCCAAGCAGCUGUCUGCUGUCUAGUCCUGAAUAGAGUACAUUUCCUAUAAGAUGACUCUGCUACACCCUUUCAUUAGACACCUCCUGCUCCUUAGUGCCAACUCCCCCUAUACCCCACGUUUCCAGUCCAUCCUGCAACUCUCUGUAAAGAUUGCCGUCCUUGAUAACCUCGAUUACAUCACUGUGACUUACAGAGGUAUACCUCCCCAAGAGCGUGUCAGUCAGAUGUAAGAAGGCUUUUCUUUGCACACUUUUAAUGAUUUCCCCCCUUUUUUUAGUGUACUGCUCCAUUGAAUUCCAAUACAAAGUCUCCUGUUAACCCUAUCAGGAGGAUAAUUAGAUUUUUAAGGCAUUUUAACCAUUUACAUUACAUAUCAAUUAGCAGGGACGGGAUUUUAUACAGCUCAUGUGCCAGUCAUAAACAGAAUCCACAAAAAAAUAAUACAGAGAGCACGAGAAAGAAAGUUGAACUGUUCCAGUCAGCAUUUUUCUUUUUUUAAUCAUCUAGUGAGCUUAUUCUUGAGAGGAAGAGUUUUCCUCCAUAAAACCAUGGAAUGAUAAAUAUUGAAGAAUUACGCUGAGACCUCGCCUGUCAUACUGCUUCCCUAUUAUUGCUGUGUGCAGACUGAUGCAACUGAAAACCAGCAGUGCUCACAUUCAGUCGAAAGUAAGACUGGCUUAGCUGACUGUUGAAAACAUAGCAUUAAAAACCAAGAUGCUGACAAGUAAACUGAACCGCACAUUAAAUUAGUGGAGUGUACCUGGAGAAGCAAAAACAGAAAUUUCGUGCUUAAAAUUUCACGAACGAGAAUCAACGUCGAACUCCAAAAUAAAACUGGUUUUGUGUCCAAGUUGCUGCUGCAUCAUAUAUUUUCAAUAUAUUUUAUCCGUUUCUGUUUUUAACAAAGCAUUGUUUCAAAGGUCCAUCAUUGGUAUCAUUUAAACAACAUUUGUUUGAUGGCAAAAAGAAGAGGAGAUGGCUGAUGUCUUUUUCUCAAGUAAACUUUAUUGAAGUUCCCUUAAUUUAGCACAAAGCUAAAGGUAGAUAGCUGUCAGCAAACAGAGGAGGGGCUGCUGCUUAGCCAGCUGCUCAAUUUUAAGACUACUGGAAAACAAAGCCAAAAAGUGAAAAGUGAAAAAUGGCAACUUUUGUUCAUUGAAUUUGUGGAUAAUUGGUAUAAGCCCAUUUGAGUAUCACAGCUAGUAUCUUUUGCUGAUUUAAACCUAACGAUAUUUGAUGACAGACUGUGCAGAUUAGCAGAAUUGUUGCAUUGUGAGUUUUGAUACUGUACUGGCUCUUUGAUCACAAGUGAACUGACAAAAAAAAGUAGAAGAGAGCAAAAGUUUGUCAGUAAAUGAAGGAGCUAGUAGAAACUGUUUUAUGUGGAAAUGUGACGUUAGCGCUCAGCAAAGUCAGCCUCACUCUCAGAUUAGAAUUAUGAAGGUUUACUACUGUUUGCCAUUUGCGUAAUAGAAUUUUACAUUUUCUUCCUUGAUAGUGGGACUUAUUUACAGAACUGGAUUUUGAUUUUAUUGUCUGAAUUUUGACUUCAUUCCUAACAGUUCAGCUUUUCAUCUCAAGGUGCAUAACAAAGGCCUAGAUACGCUUCCUUAGUGUGGUGACAGAAAUCUCAAGCUUAAUAAUCGGGGGUGGACGGAUGAUAUAGUGGUGACUGUCUUGUACUUAUUUGCUUAAUACAUCCGUACAGUUUUUCAACCUGAAACCAAUUAAACUAAAUAUCUUUCUGAAAGUCUCCAGCAGGUGCUGGCAGGCCAUCUGGGUCCCUGUAGGGUGCAUCUCGAGCAGCUGUGCUCUCUGACACGAACACAUCUUGACAUUUUAGCACACAGGCCGAUAUGUGAAAGGUGACAUCGCUGACAUCUUGACAGAGCUGCAGAAGUACAUGAUAUAAGUUUUAAGGGUUCAUGAAAAUCUAAAUAUAGUCAGAUGGAGAGCAGUGCCACUCAGUUAUUUUCUUUAUAUUUACUGAGUUUAUUUUCUCUCCCUGUGGAAUUAGAUCUGGGCCCGUAGCCAAACUCUUCUCACAUUUACUCAAUCAUCUCUGUAUUAGAGUAAUCCUGCGCAAAAUACACCAUGUUUGCUUUUGAUUCUGGGCUUCAUUCAAUUAUGUACUUGGCUUGAGACCAAUGUGCCAAAAGAGGCAGAAGGCUUCACAAUAUGUCAACAUCUUAAAACAGAAUCUUGAGACUAACCUUGUCAGCCUGGCUUGCAUGAUGUCUCCUCAAUUGCCAGUUUGACUGGUUUAAUCAUCAGUUUCUGUCAGAUAAUUUCAAAUUAAAAAUGUCAUCUCAACCUCUUUGAUUAGAUUGUUAGUGUUUGAGUGUGCUUCCUAAAGUGUGAGGUUUUUUUUUCAUGUGUAAUUUAGCUGAUAAGAGUCCUGAUGUCUUUAUUAAAGCCACUGGAUGAUGAGAGAUUUCAUGCUCAGUAUGUCAGAAAAGACCCCGAGGCAGACAAACGUUUUAAUUUAAGCGCUGAACAUUCUGUGUGAGAGGCGCUGGGUAUUGAUUGACGGAUAGAUUUGCGUAGCUGCAGUUUGUGCUGUACUUUUCAAAGCCACAGACAGGAAUUGCAGUUGAGUUUCAUCUGAACUGAUGGCUUUUUCAAGGACCCCCCACAUCCAAUGGCCUUUCUGAUGUUAGACAAAAAGGUCAACCCCCAGACCUGCUCUCUAUCCACAUACACCGGCCCAGUACAGCGGGCUGGGUUUCACUUCAUGACAGAGCAGGCAGGUGGCUGAGUGGAGCUGGCAGGCCAGUAGGGCAGCAGGUGGGGGGUUGGGUGGGGUUCCCCGCAGGGCCUGGACUUCAGUGACACCUGAUAGUGUCAGAUCUGGUUUCUCUACCUGGAUGAGGUUGGAUGGCAGUAAUAAUGUGUAGAGCUCAGGAGAAGACAGAGAGACCAUGGUUAAUGGUAUCAAUACUUAAUUUUAGAGCAACAUUUGUUGAAUGAUAUUCAGUUGUCUAAGAGGGUACUGACCCAGUGUAUGGGGGGUUUCAUGGACAAUGAAACUCUUCUACUGUAGUCACUCCCAGGGUGACCCAACACCCAGGUUCUCACAGAAGAAUCAGAGAGUCCUGUUUUGUCUGAAAGACAUGGAAAUAAGAUCAGUGUUUGUCUACAAGACCUCAAGACGCUUUUUGAUGACUCAAGAAUCUUCUAUCCUCUGGGUGCUAAAUCUCAGGGAAGUUUUUAUCCAAACUAUUGAAAAAUAGUAUGUCCCUCAAUGCUCAACUUUAGGACCAUGUGCCUUAUUGAAACGAUAAUGGAAAGCACAGGCAGCAAAGUGAAUUAGGACAUCCCUUGAUUAUGAGCAUGUUACUAUCUACACAGUGGAUUAUAACCUAGAAUGAAAAACCUAUGAUGAAUGCAUAGACUGAUAUAUCUCCUGAAACAGUUUCUGAACAGCAGGAACAAUUUUCCAAAUGAACAGAUGUGCACAUUUACACAUGAGGCUCAGCUGCAUUAUUUCAUUGAUUUUAUUUAAUUGAUUGUUAAAAACUCUGAGCGCACCAAUGAUAUUAGACAGGAUCUACUGUAAUGUUGACUCACUUCUUGUGUGCUCAACAUCAAAGCGACGUAAAUUAGGGGAAGCACUCUUGUCUUCUGUUCCUGUAUCCCAAUGAAAAACUUGACCAUAUCAGCAAAAUCGCUGAUAAUUGAUUGACAGCUCCAUGUCUGUGUGUAAAAAUAUGCAAGAAUGGGCUUAAUGUCCUGCUAAUGCACCACUACUUUAACACUUUAGACCAGGUUUUUGUUGGUACAGGCACCCUGUUCCCUCAAGAUAACAAUACACCAACCUGACACCUGUCCACACCUCGUUUUAUAAUCAUUACAGUCAUGGGCGCACACACAGGGGUGCAAUUGCACUUGCUUUUCACACAUAAUGGGCACUUGAUAUAGAGAUGAGGACAGCAUUGAUUGGAAGGAAACAAUGACACUUGUCUUGCCUGCUGAGAGGCUUUGAGUCCUUUGUCUCUUAUGUUGCAAAACAAUUUGUGUUUUAUCGUGCAUACAUGACUGCUGUGCAUUUAAUAACUUUACACACACACACACACACACACAUAUAUGCCAUUUAACUUUGAGGCUAAUUUAACCGAUGCAUUCCUCUUACGACGUCACACUCACACAAAGCAAUGACAACAGAGGGGCACCUACAGCUUUGUUUAAAAUUAAACAUUCCUUUGUCUCUGAAGACCUGCCUCAAGGACUUCUAUGUAGAUCAUCAAGGACCAUUUGGUCUUUCCUAUCCCUGUCCCUUCAACCCCCACCCCUCUUUUAAAGCAUCUGUACUAACAGAUAAGAGAAAUAUGUCAACAACCCACAUGUAAUUGCCAACAACCCUUCAAUAAUUCUGCUGCUUCUGCCACAGAGAUGAUCUUCUGUUUGUGUGCAUGCUGAGACUUUGCACUGAAGGGCUUCAAAAAACUGAAUCAUAGCAACCAUCGAGAGCAUGGCGAGACUGGAUUUCUUGUUAGAUUCAUGGCCAGGAGAAAACCAAAUCCAAGCUACUGCAAAAUAGACUAAAGAAAUAGUUUUUCAGAGCUACAAAAAACCUAUCAGACACCAUCAUUAUUUCACUGUGUGAGGCAGUGAGAGGUUUACAGCAGAGAUAGGAGAGAAAUAGAUGUUAUGGGCAGUGGAAUGGGGGCCUGCUGUGCUGUGAAUCAGCCUCUGCUAACCUUUAAAGAUGUGUGAUACCUGUGAGUCUGCGCUUUUAAUUUCAUACCAAGGAGAGACAAACAGGGUGUGAAAUGUGUCUGCCACGGCUGACUCUGUCAAAACCAGCUUUAUUGGCACCAUGUCACAUAAGAACAACUUAUUAUCAGUGUCCUUUCUGGUUUAGUCUUUUUCUUUCCCUACAAAGUAAAAGUGCAAUUGGUACACUGGAAAUAUAGCACGGUUCAGAUGAUUUCAACUGUCAAGCUUGUCAAACUCAUGCACCCCAUCCUGUGUGACCUCACUUUGUGCAGCAGCUCUGGCCACCAAAGCUUUCAGCAGGACACAAGGCAUGCACGCAAACAACAACACACAAAAACAACACAUGAACCUAUCGGAAAAAUCAAUGUGCGCAGCAAUCACUCUGGCUGCUUGAGUGUCAAUUACAGGCGUGACUUGAGCCCCAGUCUGUUGCUUAAAGAGAGCACAGAAAAUCAUACUUGUGUUAUUGAUUCGGUUUUUCAGCCCCGAAUCAUGGAAGUAAACUUGAGUCCAACACAAGAAGAAGGUGUAGCUACUCUAGGGAAACAAAUUGUGGUGCAGAAGAAAUUUGAGGCUCUCAGAGGAUGGUGUUUUACUAUCUGCAAACCAGGGCGCUCAGAGCCGGGUGUUAUAGCAUCUGUAAGCUGCAAACGGAGCAGAUCAGACAGACAGACAUGCCUCUGGGAUUAGCUUUUUCAUAGGAUUGUCACCCUGAUCCCCUACGUUUUGUCAGAACGCCCUACUUAAGGCCACAUCUGGUCAGUAUGUUGGUGCGCAUGGAUUCCUAAACCCACUGCAGUCUCAGCCGAUGACUGUCUAAUAUGAGUCUGGUUUUGCUCGAGGUGUCUGUCUGUUACAGGAAGUUCCUCCUCUCCAACUAAACUCUAUAAAGUGUUUCACUUCUGUGGUCAGAGAUGGGAUCAGGGUGCGUCUGAUCUUACAAGAUGGGGAUCAAUCUUCAUUUUCUCAGUGGCUCUUUGAAAAUUGAGUAUCAUCUAGACCAGGCCUAGGCAUUUUACGGCCCGAGGGCCACAUCCGGCCCCUUGGAUAUCCCUGCCCAGCCCUUCGUGAUGUCCGUCAAUCAAAUCAUCAACAUGCUAUACAAUUAUGUUGAUUUUGAAAACCUAGCCGUUGUUUUAUUUCUGUUUGAACGUAUGUGCCUACAUCCUAGAUCUGCAUUCAUGAAUGGAGGCAAGUUUAAACAUCGGCAAAAUUUACGUAGACGCCUUAGAAUUGCCAAGUUUCCUUAUUAUAAAAGACAUAAAGCUUGUUUCUCUCAGAAGUCGCUUGUAAAACUCGUGAGUCGCAAUUGCGCUUUUAUGGGCUUGUUUUUAACUAGUAGUUGCUUAUUUGGGCUUGCUUUUCUGUAUGUGUGAACUCCCCCGAUUUGAAGUUUAAAUCAUUGUUGGUUCAGCCCUCCAACACAGUUUAGGUUUCUCAUGUGGCCCCAUGUAAAAAAUAAUUGCCCACCCCAGAUCUAGACCAGCUUUUUCAUUAAGCAUCUUGUUGUGAAUUGGCGCUAUAGAAAUACAAUCUGAUUGAUUGGUUGACUGCAAAAAAGUCAUUUUAUUUUUAAUAGUUCUAGAAAGAAGUUCUAUUCAGUACUGAAGUAACUCAAUUUGUGUUCAUAAGAAAAGGCGAGUAAAAGCGAUUUUUCUAUAAUUGCACAUUUCUGCUGUCCUUUAGUCAAACUGGCUUUGCGGUCACUUUACAGGAAAUGUACUGUUAUAAUAAGAAGCAGCAAAAAUGAAUUCAGAGUCAGCUGCUUGAGGAGAGGUUAUCUUCAUAAUGGGAAGUAAUUUUCAUCACUAUUGAGGUGUAGCUCCUUGGAGGCAAUAAUAGAGAGGAGGGAGACAAGCAGCAGAACCAAAAGCAGUCUGUGAAGAGGAGGUACUCACUCAAUUUGAUGAAAGAUAUAUUUGAUUUGAAUUGUGCAUCCCACUAUUAGGGAUGGGUCUUAUUUCUGAUGUAUUCACUUAAAUGCCUUUCCAAGGGCACCAAGAACAGAUCAAUAUCUCUGAAAACCAGGGGGAGCUCAGCCCAGUUUGGUGUCAGGCCUUGAGAAAAUUUCAAGGCUAACAGAUUGCUGCUGACUUUAAUUUACUGACCAACAGGUUUAAAGCGUAUUUAUGAACAAAUUUCUCUUGUUAUGCUGCUUGAAAUUCGAGGGAAAAUACCUCUGUUUUCGAAAGUAACCUACAUGCAGAGAAGGCCUGAGUGGAUUAAUGUGUAGGACCUCAAGGUCAGGGAGCGGCUCAACCUUAAGGCUUUGUUUGGCCAGCAGAAAAUACAUAAAUACAUUUAUAUCAGUGCCUGUAGAUGGACUAUAUGAUUAGAGCAUGUGACUACUGCAGCCCAAAUUAGACCUUGAAAAGCUGAUUAGAGAGCAGACCAUGUAUCAACAUUGACUCGCCAUCUCUCCUCCACCCUGUUCACUCUCCUCUCUCUCAUUUCUGCUCGGCACGCGUAGACCUCAUCGUUUUCAUCCUACCAUCAUGUGGGCGUGUUUCCUGUUCCCUCCUCUCCCUUUCUUCCAUCUUUCACCCAUCUCUCUGCCAAACUCUGAUCUUCUCUGUAUCCUCCAUCUGUCUGGUUCAUUCCCUACAUCCACCCAGGCUGCCAUGCUGGCAGGUUCACGGGCCAGCAUGGCAGCUUUGGUGGAUGUCUGCCUAACCCUAUAGUUUUCACCAUCCAAAGGAAAGCAAUGCUUGAACUCUGCUCUCGAGGGAUGUUAUUUUGGCUGUUGUUUAUUUUAGCUUUGGUCAAAAUGAAGGCUGGUCCUAAAAAGAUCUGACCUUAAACCCAGUCCCGUCCACUUUAAGUGAAGGGAAAAAAAGCUGCCUCAAUUCCUUUGUUUCUUCAGCACAUGAUACUGUAAUCAUCAUCAAAAUUUAACUCAAUCCAUAAACUAAAGGAGCAGCUUGGUGCAAAAACCUCUUCUCAGUAGCUUGCAUGACAUUAUGGGCAUUUUUCCCAUUAUUAUACUGUUCCAUUGUUGUUUAUCCAGUUGGAUAGUAGGUGGUUAAAAAAUCAACAUGAUACAUCUGUUCUGUUUCAGGACAGUGUUGAGAAAAAGUCAAAUGAUUUUGUACUGGGGCCCCUGUUUAAACGAUGAAGCCAGUGUAGUCUCACUUCAUCAUUUCAGUAAUUACUAUCUGAUCAGCCAAUGGCAUUUUCCCUGCAAGGAUUGCAAGUGGAACUGCUGCUGGAUCAGAAGUUCCACCGUAUUCGUUUGUUUUUCUUUGUCUUUCUGACAGAGUUUCAGACUUCAAUAUGUGGCUGUAAGUCACAGACUUUCUUUGCUCCAUUCCUCGGAUAUCAAAAUAAUAAAGGGUACAGACUGUGUGUUUCCAUUUAUGCCUCUGUAGUUUUUCCCUGAAUUAUGACAUUGAGUGAAUGUAGGUGCAUGGCUAUAAACAAGCUUUACCCCGAGCAUUUUAAAGCAGCAUAUGGCUGAUAUUUGGCUGUCUACAUUUUGAUGCAUGUACUCCUUUUCUCCCUCUUCGCGUGGCUGUGCUGAAUCUGUGCAGCUAAUGUCUUUGUCACACAGCCUUUUGGUGCUGGCUUGAUAAAGUGGGUUUAUAAGAAUUUACUGAAACUUGUCACUUGCUAAAGUAAUGAGUGAACUAAAACAGUAGCAUUAGGAGGCACUGAGCCAAAUAAAGGCUUUAAAAUAGUCUUGGAUGAACACCCAAAAGGAUUGCAUAACUUUUGCAGCCCAGAACUACAACAAAAAGAAGCAUGAGGAACAAUACAUAGUGGUGUCUUCAUGGGUUCAUACUUCAGGCCACUGAAGUGUGACAUGUAAGCUUUCUGUGAGUUUGAGGGAAAACCUCUUACAUUAAUACCACAGUAGUUCUGUCUUAAUAGUUGGCCUAUAGUGAUAGAAUUUUUUAUCCAAUCAUAUUUCAGCUAGCUUGUGUUGUCAGGUGUUAUGAAAUCUGCCCGAGGCCUUCAGAAUCAACAGAGCAGGCUCCUGUGCGCUUUAAGUUAACGGACACAGUCAGAUGCAACAGCCAAUCAGAUCUCGAGUCUGCAACACCAAGGCCAGCUAGAGGGUCUUACACAUGUCCACAUGUCCACAACUCCAUAAGGAUUGCUGGAGGAGGUGGGAUUUAUGACCUAUACUGCAGCCCGUCACCAGAGGGUGCUGUUCUUGCGAGAAGGCAGACGGCUUACAUUCUAUAUACAGUCUGUGUUCCUACUCUUAACUGUGAAUGUGUGCUAAAUGGUUAAAACCAAUUAACACUAAUCAAGUGUUGCUUGACUAGUUGGAUUUAUUAAGGUGAUGUAAAGUGUUAGUGUGAUUCUAAUGAAUUCCCGAGCCAUGGUGUCAUAUUGAUGGUAUUAUGAGGUGUAUUAAUUUAGGUAGGACUAAGUGAAACAGCACUGAGGGCAUAGGCGUGAAAUGCAUGGCCCGCCACGGUGCUCAUGUAUGCCAGAGUAUUACCGAGUUGUCGUCUGCGGUCACGCACCACCACAAACACAUUCCAGUCCUGUGGGAAACACUGGCCUCUGUUUGAAGUUUGAAAUUUGAAGUUUGAAGUUUGUUUCGAUCUGGUCGUAUCCAUUUAAUAUAUACAGUAGAUUACAAGAAAAGAAAACCGGACCGAAAAGGCAUAGGCUGAAGCAAGAGCAUAUUAUCGCCUAUCCUUCUUACUAAAAUCAAAAUAUUCAAAACAUCUUAUUCCACACAUUGUAGGAGAAUCUCUUCAUACAUUUAGGUUAAGAAAUAUAGAGUAAUUAUCUUUUAGUAAGAAGCUACAAAUAGAUAGAAAACAAAACAAAACACAACAACAAAACAAAGAACAAAAAAUGACUCAGAAAAAAAAAAAAAAAUAAUAAUAAUAAUUAAAUCCAGAAUAUUAGUUUAUCCGUAACCUCAAUCAUUAUUUCUAUACUUACACAGUGCGGUGGGUUGCCUGUUGGGCUUACUUUGGGCUUGUUUUCAUAGAGCUGGUUGCUUGUUUCUCUCAGGAGAUCUGGCAACACUGCUUCCCAUCUAAACAGGUUCAGUGUGUACUUCUCUCCACUGUCGUGCUGUUGAGAAGCAGUGUGGUAAACAGUAGAAAUUCACAUUUGAGAUGUAACUAUUAUCCAUCUAUUCUUGAAACUACACAACAAGGCAACAUUUUUAGACUGCUGUCAUCUCCUACUCUGUGGUGGUGAUUUGUGUUCGCCUCCAGUUGAUACGCUACCAUCAUUGUUAUGUUGGCUCUAAAUGUCUGUAAGAAAUAUGUGUAAAGCCUGAUCCCAGUGUGAGACAUUAGAAAGAAAACAGUAGAGGAAGAAAAAUCUUAUUAUAUAGUCUAGUGUUUCUUGCAUGAACUUGAAUUACAAUAGUUUAUUUAGGUAACAAACACUAUUUAUUUCAAAGUCCACUUCUUUCAUAUUUCAUCAUUAAAAACAAUGAAACAAUCACAGUAUGGCAUUUACACUAUUUGAAUAUGACUCUGGUUUAUGUUACAUUCACUCAUCCUUGUUUUGUUUGAGUUGCCCUUGUGUUACUCUCUCCCGCUCUGCCUAAUCCUCCAAAGUUACACAAACUGCCAUUCAAAUCAAAUAUUUCUCCAGAGUGCGCUUUUUGUGCCACAUCAAAGAAUCAAUUUCAGGUAAAUCAGUUUAACCUUUAGGAGUUACAGGUGUGGGCUUUGAAUUUCUCUGCUUUGAGGCAAUGAACCUGAGAGAAAUCACCAGGUAUCCAGCAUCACAAUGAGCACAAACAGCAAAAAAAAAAAAAAAAGUUAUCAUAUAAAGAUCACACAGAGCGGGUUAUCAUGUUCAUAGCAGAAUAAAGUCAGAGGAUCCCAGAGGGAAGAUACUUGCCUGAGCACAUACACUCUAACACAGUAGAAAUACAUUCCCACUUUUUGUUGUUAUUACUUUAAGUUUCCUCAAUGGUCUUUAAAUCAUGAGUAUUAGGUUUUUAGCCAAAAUCACGUUACCUGUGUCAUUUUCAAAGACUUUUCUUCUACAAAGCUCUGGUAGCUCAUUAGCAAUUCACCUCUGAGUCGUGGGCGGAGACAGCGCCGCUCUGCACACUUCUCUUCACACAAUUGUAGCCUAUCAUUACAGAUGUGGUAGAAGUGGCAGGUAACAUAGGAGCUACUCAGGACACUAAUGUCCUUGAGGGCAUGAUAAAAGCUAGUCUCAUAGAUCGCUUUCUUACGAGCAUUGCAAUCCGCUACCGCACACAUUUCUUCCGCCCUCAUCCUCUCUACUUCUCGGAGUCUGGCCUGCAGAGCGGGGCACCAAGGGCGGAGCGUAAGUUUGUGAUGUAAAAAAUCCCACUGUGUCUGAACCUGCCGUUUGGGUAUGUGAGAGGUUCACAGGGACUUGAACGCAGAAAUAAUCAGAAAUGCGAUUUUGCACUUAUUUUUCUCAUGAUAUGUCUUGUAGCAUCAGAAAAAUGCCACAUGAACAUGCAGACAACAAGAAAAACGUGAUUUUCAUCAGAGUGGGUCGUUAACCUCUCUUGUACGCUGUGACACAUUGAGGAGGUAAUAGAAAUCACAUCAUAUGUCAUACAUUGUAGAAUACACAUACUCAACACACACAUUCUCUCCUCUUGGGUCGUUGUGUUGUAAAAAUUAUAAAUGUACAAGGUGAGCAGAGGAGAGGAUUGAGGGACUGUGACCGCCAACUGAACUGGUGUCCUUCCACUCUUCCUCACCGCUAAUGUUCUCUGUGUGUGCGUGUGCAUGUGUGUAUCAGUCCUCCUGACCCUUUCAGUAUCUUACCAAGCCGUCCAGUGCUCAAAACAUGAAAAGGGAGUUUCCCUGUAAGAGUUAGACUCUGCUGAUUUAUGAACCGGCAGAGAGAUGAAGACAAAUUAGUCUGAAGUCUGAAAAAUGUCAACUUUCAUCUCUCUGAUUUAUUGCUGAGAAGAUCCACAACACCCAAAACCUCUGCCCACAUUCUCAUAGAAGAUGUAUAUGAUAUAAAUCAACAGCGACUGGUGCAGAGUUUACGGAUAAAACCAUGGAUAGAGAAAAUGUUCAAACACAAAGCAGAUCCAGUGAAAGAGAACAGAGAAAGUCCCUUUGGCAUAGUCUUUUAAUAACUUAUAGUGCUACUGACAGUUUAUAUGAACCAUGACUAAGUAAAGUGAACAAUACAUCAAAAUGAGUGGUGAAUCUUCCUGUAACUUUUAAAGGCCAUUCUCUUUAUCUAUGAUUUUUCUGAAUGAAUACAUUACAUGAUAUGUUGUUGGAGCUCAUAAAUGUGCAGAGGCCAAUAAUCAAGCCUUUGUCUCAUUAACAACUUGUCUGAUAGUAAUAAUCAAACAAGCAGCUAAGAGGGAGCAUCCACUGUUCAAUGAGUUUCUAUUUGAAGGACAGCAGUGUGUGCAGAAUUUUAGCAACCACUUGUUUCCCCUUUUCUUCUUAUUUUUUUUUUUAUUUGGUUAAAUAAAGGUUAAAAAUCAAAAAUAUUAAUACCUUAUUUUAACAACUCGUCCUGCAGCCAUUUAAGGUUUUAACCAAACCACCUUCUUUAAAAAAAUAGUUCAUGCUAAUAUUUAACUUCUAGCUCUGUGACUGCUUCACUUUUCUAAAUGUGCACUAAACAGUCCAAGACUGAAAACAUGAAAAUGUGGACGUGAUCGAGGAGUUUUUGCCGGAGGGACCAUUUACCCUCUGUAAUCCACCUCAAUUAAAUAUGAAGCAUAUUUACACUGGAUUGUUUUUUUUAAUUUUUUUAAAUGUGUAUCUUGGUUAAGCCACAUUCAGACCAACCAGCUGUUUGAUGUGUGUGUGCGUGCGUGCGUGCUUGUGGGGUGUGUGUGUUUGUGUGUUUGUGGUUGAAGUGGGGCUGGUUUCUGCCUGCUGCUGCUGGCAGGUCAGUGUGAACUGACUGUGUGAACAUGGAGAGAUUAUGUUUCCACCGCUGGUUCUGUUUUUAUACCUCUGCUGAGAGGACACAGACAGAUUUUGGUUCGGUUCAGUUAAUCUUCCAGUCCGAGGUUUAUAUUUGGAAACAGUGUGAGUGUGUGUGUGUGUGUGCGCUGUCAAUCAUCAGCCCCUUACCUGAUCAAAUCAUGGAUGGCCACAUCUUUCUGUCUACAUUUAGCUCUUACUGACGUGUUUUGAUACUUGGCAUACACAUGUUGGCUUCAGCUGUAGUGGUAUUACUAUGCAGCCAGUCCUGGAGGUGCUCCUCUGUUCUUUCAUCUGUGUCCUCUGUGCGGGCGGAAAGAGGGGCUUUGGGUGGAGUCCUGAGCAUGUGUUAGAUGUGGUGGCUGGAACUGAACCAUAUGGCUUCAGAAAUUCAUGCAGAACCAGUCGCACACUGAUAAUGGGGGAGAAACUCAAACAAACGAGUCCAUGUGAGGACCACACUGUCAUUCUGUAGCUACGCACACAGCCUGUUAUUACCUGCGUGGACUACAAGCCAUGUUCUGACCUCAAUGAGCAAGCGUGUGUGCGAGGAUAAGAGGGGAGUGGUAGGGAGAGAGGGAGAGAGAGACGACUCUGUAUGGUAAUUAGUGAGGUGCUGAGGUUAAAGAUGACAUGGGCUGGGCUGCUGCUCUGAGCUGCACGUUAACCUGAUUUUCAGCUUCCUCAUCCUCAUUCUCUUUCUAUUCUUGGCCUCUCAUGUUGUGGGUUCAAAGUGUUUAUAGUGCAGAGUGAAUUAGAAACAUUCAAAAAGGGUACAGAUGCAAGUGAGCGCAGCUGGCAGCAUUGAUUUAAAUGGGUACAAAAUAGAUUCUGUAGAAACAAGGGGAAGAAAAAAAGCGACUGGAGCCAAGCCUCGUUUUGUCUUCUACAGUCGGCCUGUUGCCUAGUCUGUCAGGCUACAGCUGCUGCUUCAAUGACGCCUCUUAGAGCACCUUAUGAGCCAUUUACUACAAACCUGAAUCCUUUUUUUGCGUAUAUUGAGGUACUAACUGGUACAAACCUUCAGUAACACUUUACAAUAAGGUACACAAAAUUACAAUAGUUAAUGAGGAGUUAAUCAAGAACUAAUGAGGAACUAAUGAGUAGUUACUGAGGGACGAAGGUACACAAACUUAGAGUAUAGUUACUGAGGAACUAAUAAGGAACUCAUGGAGAGGAUGUGCCAGGUUGUCCGGGACAGUACGCCAUGAGGCCAUGAUGAAGUAAUGAUUUAGUACUCAUAAACUUGUCCAUAUGAUGUCUUACUUGGUACACAAAAAGAUAGGUAAUGGUUUAUGAAGGUAAUGGUCCUUGUUAGUUCCUUUUUUAUGUUCCUCAUUUGCUUCUUAGUAACUAUUCAUUUGUUCCUCCCUAACUACUCCUGAUAUUUGAUCAGAGGUUACUGAAACUCUGACCAUUAAUAGUUACUUUGUCAUUAUUUCCUCACUAAUUACUUCUCUGAAACUUGAUCAGGUGUUACUGAAGAGCUGACUAUUAACUAAUAGUUAGUUUAUUAUUACUUCCUUAAUAACUACUUUAAUUUGUGUACCUACAUUCCUCAGUAACUACUCAUUUAUUCCUCUGUAACUACUGUAUUUUUGUGUACUUUAUUGUAAAGUGUUCCCAAACCUUAUAACCUGGAAUUGAUUCGGUCGUUAGCUUCAUGUAGCAGUCUACAGCCUGGCCGACUGUGUGACUUGGGACAGGGUUUGCAACUGAGGUGUCUUGUAAUACGGUGAUGUUUACAAUAUCAGAUCUAACAGUAGAACAGUGUUAUGGUUAGUUGGUGAGGCUGGCAGCUUUUUGGCGAUAAACUGUGUGUUUCUGCAAAAUGCAGGGUUUUUCUGUCCCAGAGAGAAGAUUAGUGUAUGUACAGACUGUUCAGAUCCAAACCCUCAGGUAUUGAUUUCAGCAAUAUAGUGCAAUUUCUGUUGUAACCUGACCAUGCUACAUCAUCUGACCUUUAAAGACUCAAUCCAAGGCCAGAUAUCUUCAUCUCAGCAGAACAGUAAGGUAAUAAAACCUGUUUUAUUGUUGACUCAGAAAACUAGUUUGGACUUUCUUUCUUCAAGACAGAAAAUUCACAGGGAUUGAUAUGGCCGUCUGUUGUGUUUUAAAGGGAUAUUCCAGCGUAAAAUUAAGUUAGGGUCAAACACACCAUAACACCGAGUUAGACACCCCCUCGAGAGAUGAAUGUUGCUGACUGCUUGCUUCUUACUUCAUGGGAAAACACAUGUUAUUCAGUCUGCCAUAAUUCAUGGCACUCCCGCAUAAGUCAGCACCCAAAGUGGUCCACCCAUUCAAAAAGCCUGGAUAGGCCCCUGGAACUUAAGUCCAUCUAACUUCAAAAGCACAGAAACCCUCAACUCAUUUAGACCCAAACCUGCAUAUAAACAAGACCCUGGUUUUACCCCAUUUCUGACACAUGGCUCAAAAGACCAGUUGUAUACUCCUAUCACAUAGAAAAGCAGCUGUAGUUAGCGUCUUUACCACAGCUUUCUGAUGCUAAAUGGUUACAAAUGUGAGCAACACCAACUCCCAGCCCUGUCAGCUGGUAUAGGCAUCCAAUAUGUCGCAUGUGUAAACAAUCAUGUGGGAAGAUGAUGAAAACACGGCACCCCACAGCAGGUCACAGACAGAACCAGAGGGAUUAAAUGUUACAUAAAUUCAGACAAUUUCAGUCCUUCAUCUCAACCAUCCAACUAAAGUCGACAAAACCAAAACACGUUUUAAGACAUAUUUACAACCCAAAAACUAAUCUUCACAAGAGACGAAAUGUUGUCGUAGCCACAAACUCAAUAUGGGGCUUAGUAGAAAUGUUUAAUUGGCUUAUAUUGAAUUUAGGAUGAAAGAUCAGAAAUUUGGUCAUUAACUCUGCAUAUUUCCUUCUUUGAUCUUUAUUAUAAUAACAGUACAUGAGCUGCCUUUAAUAUUUGCUCCUGUUGUUGUUAGCCUGUAUAUCAAUCACUAAAUUUAAGGCCGUUGCUUUCUCCCUGCCAUGUCCUCUGCUCUUGCUGUGGCAGUAAUAUCAGAUGAAAGCAAGGAUUACAGAGCAUCCAAGAUUCAUAAUUCAAGAUGACUUUUCAGUCCCUCAGGGAAAUUUUUAUUGAACAUGAAGCCGGGACAUAAAAAUAAAACAGUUUUAGGGCUUGAACAGUCUCAGUGCUGCAUAAAGUAUGACAUGCAACACAAAUUAAGAUUUGCAUCCAAGCUCUGUGUUUCUACAGUGACCUGUGCAGCAUUUAUUUAAUCAAACAUAAAGAUGAUAUGCUCACUGAAUGUAGCUGAAGCCAAGUCACUUUAGUUUUUUUUUUUUUAAACUAAUUACAGUUAUCAAUAAAUAAAUAUAAAACUAUGACGGAGCAUUAGGGCCACAUAAAAAAAAAGAUUUAGACCUCGGAAUUUCUUACGAGAAUAAAGUCAUAGCUAAUAGCUAUUCUAACCUGCUAACCUUUAUGCUCAUAAAUAAUUAUUUUAUUAAGACUUUAUUCUCGUAAGUAAUUGCGGUCUUCAUUUUUUAAUUUUUUUUCUUGAUGUGGCCUGAAUACUUCGUUGUCCAAAAUAGCAACUUUUAUACAGGGUAUUUUUUACUGAAGCUUUAGCUGGGAACUGCUUAGCUUAGCUAGCUUGAAUUUGCUAAAAGUAUAUAGAAUAUACCUUUAGCAAAUUCAAACUAGCUAUAUUUACUAUAUACUUUAUACAGUGUGUAGUAUAAACAGACUUGGAAGAAAUCAAAUAUAAUAUUUUUGAGUAGAUUUCAAUAAGUGUAAAAUGACAGGGAUAUUAAAGUGUUUUUUUUAUGAAGUGGGUGUUUUACAGCUACAUGGGAGCAGCUCCUCUUCCAUAAAGGACACCAUAUUGCACAGUCAUAUUUCAACAGUAACUCAGAAUGGACAGACUAUAAGAUAUACAUUUGUGUAGUUAGUUAGUGGCCACAUGAAAAGCACUUAAGACACAGAGAAGGAGAGUGAUUGUUUGCACCAGAGUCAGUAUUGAUAGGUUUUCUUGAAGUGGUUAUUUCAGGCUUUUUGCCUCUAAUUGGACAGCUGAAGAGAGGCGGCCUUUUUCUUUUCAUGGAGACCUUUACAGAUCAUACAAAUGUACUAUUACUAAACUAUUUUGUGACUGCGUUGUAUUUUUGUCAGUAGUUUCUUUUUUUCAUUACACCCAUAUAUUUCACACAACUUUUUUUUGCUUGAACACUUCUGUGACUCAGAACAGCUCAGUCUUGUCUUAAAUCUAAAAAAACAGCUACAUUAAUCACGUAAAGGUGAUUGGUUUUGAUACUGUAAGACAGUCAUUUCAGUCUCUCUCUCCCUCUCUCUCUCUCUCUCUCUCUCUUACUCAGUCACUCAAAACACUAACCUGUGUUUGCCAUGGUCUGAACUUUGGGCUGUUUCCAUAGCAACAUUCAUCACAGCGCUGACAAUGACAGCCACGCUACUGUAUUUCAUCCACAUGUUCUAUUUAUGUCCUCCUCUCCAUCCCUGUAUUUUUAUUUGGUCUCAGUCACCAGUCCCUUCAAUGUCUGUGAACUUUGAGGAAAUGACGACUUCUUCAUAUCCAGUAAAUCCUGGACUGGGAUUAUUUAUAGCUUAUCCAUGCUGUCCAUAAGGAUCUAACUCGUGCUCAAAGUUCAGGGUGAAAGGAAACUGAAACUCCUCAUGAUGGUAUAGAAGGCAGGUGGUCCUGUCACAAGUAUAAUAAAUAAUGACCACAACAGGAGAGGCUCUGGUUGUCAAGGGGAGAUGAGUAAAACAGUUAAAAAAAAGGUUGUAGUGUGGGGAGUUGGUGUGGUAGCGAAGGUCAGUCUCAUCCAGGGCCAGGAUCUUGCAGGGGAGUAGCCUAUACUUAUGUUUUUUAUGGAACUGAGGGAAUCUUGAGGAGCAAGAGGAAACAUUCAAACUUCACAAGCGAAGGUCUCAUACAGAUGCUUUUAACAGUGCUCCAUUAAAGCCUCACUGCCUUUUGAGAUUUAUUCACAUUUCCCUAAAAUGUUACCAAAAGAGAGGCAAUAAUAAAAGCAGCAGUAGGUCACACCAUUACACAACUUUAUAACCUUUGCAUGAAUCAGUUUUGAAUGAGCUGUGUUUUUCCUCAUAUAAUCACCUCUGAUACGUCAGACUUUUCUGAAGCACAGGAAGCUUUACGUGUUGCUACAGUAACUUACUGCUGGUUACUGCUUGCACUUUAAAGCCUUGUUCAUACUAAUAGAUAUGUAAAAUCUUAAUCAAUGUUAAUAUCAGAGACCCCACACAUGAUGUUGAUAGAUUUCACUGUUUUGUUCCUAUAGUACGUAGUGCGGAACAAAGUAACACAGACGUAUUAAGACUCACCACUCUCAAAUCUGGAAAUCUUACAUAAUAUCUUGCAGUCCAACAUUUGUUUAGGGACUGAUGUAUAUUUGUGUCUUAUCACAUCAACUUCAUGAUAGGAAGCCGGUCACAGUCACCUGUUUGAUAAACCGUUUUCAUGAUUAAACAUGAAACAUGAGUUUUACAUGGUUUCUGGGAAAGAUCAGCAACAUGAGGUCUGUAAGACAUGAAUCAGUUAGACUUCAUAUGAAUUUAAAAUAAGAAUCUAGGAGGGACUUUCAGUUAUAAGUAAAUUAAAUCUAAUGGCAAUUUUUUUUAAAAAAGGCAAUAAAAUUUAAAACAAGAAGGAAUGGUUGGCAUUGGUAUCGGUAUAAGUAUCAGUAUUGGUAUCUCUUGCAUUGGUAUUGAUAAGUCCAGUGCUUUGUCUUGAAAUUUUUGGCCUUUUUUAAAUCCAGCCAAACUGUUCAAGAAGGCAGAGUCAAAAUUUCUCUUAGUUCUGCUUUCUCCUUGGAAAGUUAGUUAUGAAAGUUAUAAAAAAAAAAGUUAUGAAAUAUUGAGAAAAGGAAGUCCUCCCACUCACUGACCUGUCAAAAUGAUCACAUAGGGUGACGUAUAAAUAGCAUGUCAGUCAGUGAACACUUGGAGAGAUAUGACAACACACUGUAGCUUUUGCAUGUCUUUUAACCCAGCUGCAUUUUUGAACUUCACACUAAAGGAGAGGAUGAAGACAGAUGACAUUUGUAGUCACUGAGGGCUGAUCUUCUUUAUCAAGGUAGGAAAUAUAAACAUGAUUAACAUUAUUGCACUGUCAGAGUUUUAGACACCAAAACAGCUGUGUUUGCACACUUAAGUAAGUCCUCCUGUUUCUGUGCUCUGAUUCCUGGAUGACUUGAAUGGCUGAACAAUGGCUUCGGCCUCUCUGACUGCUCAUUAUGCCACCUGCAUAUUUUACAUAAUCAGAUAGAUCAAACCUAAUGUCAGUUGAUGUGCUCUUUCACAUGACUCUUUGUACAUUUUUUCACUCUCUUUUUAUGGUUCCCUGAACUUAGUUCCUUGAUUAUGUAGAUCCUGAUCUCUCUCUCCUUUAAAUCCUUGAUUCUCUGUUUCUUGAGCUCUCUUUCCCUCAUUUCCUCAAGCCUCAGUUUCAUUUGCUCUUUCUCUCUCAUUUCCUUGAUUUCCUAUUUCCUGAAUUGUCUCUCCCUCAGUUCCUUUAUUCAUUAUUUCCUGAGCUCUUCCCUAAAUUCUUUGAGACUUUAUUUCAUGAGCUCUGUCUCCAUAAUUUUGUUUUUUUUAAACUCUCUCACCUCAUUCUUAUCAUGUUGCCAGCACAAUCAAACUGUUAGCGUGCUGAUUGGGAAAAGAAUUGAUUUCAUUUUAAUGUUUUAUCAUGCUCUCCUUGGUCAUAGAUAGAAAGAUAGAUAUACUUUAUUGAUCCCAAACUAGGAAAUUCACAAUUUCACAAUCAUGAAAAUUCUCAUCCCAUGAUCCACUGCUUAGAGCCAAAAGGACACAGCGAACUUACCAAACCCCCACUUUUAAUGUUGCGCCUUUCAGUUUUUGUUUAAUAACUAUUUAUGGGUCAUUAUGUUCUCUCUGGCUUGGGAAAGAUCUGGCCGAGAGCUUUCAUCUGAUAUGCAUAUUCACCCAAAGUUGCACUUACGCUCCUUUGCCUCGAAGCCCUCAAAUUCUGCUUGGAGCCAAAAGUUCUACUUUCAAAGUGUAUUGCAAAAUCCCCCAAAACAACAGAGGCAAACACCAAGACCAGACUGAAAUCAAUGCCAGUAAUCUGCCAAUCUUUGAAGAAUGCAUUUGAGGCAGCAAGCAUCGCCCCCUAAUACAGAAUCACUAAGAUACAAGCACGCACCAAAGAAGGACAUCAUUCCCUAAAGGGAUGUGUAAACAGUAAGGGCCUGGUUUUCUAAGACUCCACAUAACAAGUAAAACUGCACAUUCAUCCCAUCAGAUUGCACAAUUUUUUGGGUGCGUGUUUUGUGGUCAAUCAGCUUAGAAGAAAUACGUAAAUGCCGUCGGGUGCAAAGGCUGUAGGGGAAGUGGUGGUAUUCAAAUUAGGGUUUUACGUGUUUAACGGGCUUACACCAUGGAGAGUUUGGACAGGAAGGGCCGAAAUUAAAUUUUCUUUUUUUUUAAACUGUGGUGGCUGUGAAACAAAAUAAAUUACAAUACACAAACAAUACAGAGUAUGUAUGUUUAAUCUUUACAUAGAGACUUUUGAAAAUAUCUCAAAGCAGCCCCUAAGAAAUGACAGAAACAGACAAGUGUGUGUCUGUUAUCCUGUCUCUUCUUGGCCACGAUAACAGCAGCCGUCUGUGCGCAACACUGGGCACCUAGAUUUGCACCUUCCUUUCAAAGGUGUAAUGUUUACACGCAGUAAAAAUAGCAGGAACUACUUUCAGCCUUGGUAAAUUACUGAGCUUGUGCUAAACUAACUCUUUUUUUCUAACUUUGAUUUUCUCCUCCCAGUUUCAGGCUCGCUAGGGUAGAAACGCCCCAUCUUGCAUGUUCAUUAAAGCAAACAUACUAAGUGAAAAACACAGGUUAUCUUACACAUUUGAGAGACGCAUCCUCACCGCGCGCUUAGUAGAUCAGCUGGAGUGUUUGUUUGCUGAUAUACACGUUUUUGAACACGCAAAUUCUCAGUUAAUCAAGCCCUUUGUGUUAAGUCUCUGUGUUAUUGCCAGCAUGCAGUGAACCCUGAAUUUUACGAUAGUGUGACACAAGCAUGUAACUUUAAGAGGUCAGAUGACUUUGAAUGGACCACACUGUUGAAAAAAUGGGCUGUGAUUGGUUUAUGGGUGACAAUUAAAUUCAAUCAGCAGAUAACCAGCUGAUUACAGCAACUGUAUUUGAUGUAUUUGAUGCUUAGCUUCACUAAAAUUAAUGAAUAUUUUCAAACUCUAACUUUAGGCGUCACAUUUACACAAACUCUGACCUUCUUGGUGAAAGCCCUUUGUGUGUCUGAGCAUCAAUCAGCCCUUUCCCUCUCGGUAGGCGCCCUUGUUGUCUGUUUUUUUUUUUUUAAACCAGAUGACCUGACAUUUAUCUCUGAUGUCCUCAUGCUGUGCCACAGUAUUUGCACAGUGUGUAGCGGUAAACACUAAAAUGCAUCACAUGUUUGGCUCAGAGCUUAAAGCAGGAUAGAAAUGUAUGAAGCUUGUAAAACUGCUUUUGCUUUGGCUCAUUAUUAUUACACCCUUUGGAUCUGCAUAAAGGUUCAGAGGGGCUGUGGGAACAGGUUCACGGCAUGUUUGCCCAGGUUUCUCACCUUUGUGGCAUGUUAGUCAGCAGGUUUGUUCAACCGUUUUGGUGUCAGAAAGAUAUUUACCUCAUAUAAAUUAAUCAGCACACACAUAAAAAAAAAGAAGUUCAGCAAAAAAAGAGGGCAAUGGACGCUAACUGUCUCCACACACCAAGGGCAAGUAAAAUCAUUCACGCGAAUGAAUUACAUGUUAAGUCAAUGCAAAGAUGCGAUAAGAUGCUCCUACUACUCUGGCGUUGCGAAUGACGCGAAUUGGGCGUGAGCUGAAAAUGUCUCAACUUGAGUGGAUAUUAACGUCGCAAUAGCUAAUCAGCACAAAGAGGACAAAUUGAUUGUGUCGGUGUGUGGGUGCCCCGAAUUAUAUAACUUUUCUUUCAAUUACUGAAAUCAGAAUAAAAAGGAGCUCUUCUGGAGGCAGUGAGUGAGGAGAUCGGAUUACCUAGUAAAUUGUAAAAAACCUUUGUCGAUCGCUUGAUCCCACCAGUUGAAUUGGCAGGGAUUACUGUUGAGAUUACCAUUGUUGGCGAAUGAGGCGAGUAAAUACUAUUAAUUCACGUGCCUAGAUUAACGCGAAUCAAGCAAGUAGAUGAUUUUACGUGCGCUUGGUGUGAGCGCCCCAUAAGUGUUAAGCCACUGAGGAACUUUGGACCUUCAAACCUGAAGUUAUACUGCGCUGUGUUGUGGUGUGGCUGGUGCGUUGUGAGGACCCAGAAGCAGACACGGAGACAGAGAUCAACUUAAGGUGUAAUUUAAUGUCCAAACAAAGGUUGUAAAUGCAAAAAGAGGAAGUCCGGUAGGCUGGCUGGCUGGCUGGCUGGCUGGCUGUCGUGUGGGCUGGAGACACUGCAGGAAAAACCAGAGGAGAGGUAGGUAAGUGAACAUGCACAGAAUCACGAGGAGCAAAGUUACACAUACUGAUACAAAGAGGAAGGCCAGGAGACGCGUCUGUACCGCUAGGAAGGGUAGACAACACUCAGGCGCUGAGACUGAGGGCUGCAGGCUUCUUAAAGUGCCUUGAUUGUAGAUGAAGCACAGGUGUGUAGUCUCACUCAGCCUCAGCAACGGGGGAGGGGAGGAAGCUCUGGAAGAGAGUAAAGCCAGACCAGGCAAACAAGGAAACACAGGAAGUCCAGCAAAAAUAAAACAAGAUGAGGAGGCGUCUCACCACACUGUGUAUUUAGUAGUAGGAAAACAGCUGUAUUUUAAAACUCAAGUGUUACAUGCAUUGAAAUUACGGGUCAUGAGACAAGUUACAAGGAAAACGUUGGAUGAUUCCAGCGAGAUAAACCCUUCCAGGCCGCAUGUUGUUUGAGGGCUCUUGUUUUUUUAUUCUUCAAAAGAGAUGAGUGCAAAUUAGAAAGAAACCACAAGCCCAGAGGCCCUAAGAAUAGAUAAAGGAAAGAGGUUUCAGGAUACUGAUUUUUUUUCCCCUUACAAUAAGAAAGGAGUGCCUAUAAAACAAACUGUCUUUAAGUAGUCAUGACAAAUGACUAACUUGUUCUUUGCACUGUUUUUGAGCCAGCGCAGACUUUACACUCAGUAAUUGUUGCUCUUGUUUUUGAAUGUGCACAUUUCUAUAUUCAGCUCAAAGAGAGCGACUUUCCCUGCUGGUUUGGCAUUAGCAAAUACACAUUACCCCUUACAGCACAUCGAUGCUGUGUGGGAACUCAUUUUCAGCUUUUACAAACAAAGUGUUUGGUGUUUAAAAAAUAAAACAACUUUCUGUGUGAAUUUCUGCAAAGUUUUGACACAGCUUAUGAGCAUGGUUUUCAUCUGACAUGUAAAAAUAUGACCUUGCUACUGUCAGCAUGCUGGGAUAUGACCACAGGCAGUAUGUUUUCUAAUUUAGGCCACAUGAUAGUAGGUUUCGCUGUUAGCUUUUCUCUGGGGCAGGAAGCCAAAUAUAAUUAAAGUCUUCAGUCAUCAAAAACCUCAAGCGUGUGGAAAAAAAAAAAAAAAACGGGGAAAGCUGCCUGUGAGUGUCGGAGUGUAGCAGGCUGUGUGGCAGGUGGAUAUGAGACACAUUCCCAUGGUGUGACUGAGGGUUAAAUUGCUCUUCUGUGAUUGUGUUUUGACAGUGUCAGCUGUAACAAAUCUAGAGCAAAUCAAUGCUGGAUGAUCCAUACUGCCCCGUGUGCGGCUUACACACAGAUCAGAGAGACGUGUGUGUGUGUGUGUGUGUGUGUGUGUGUGUGUGUGUGUGUGUGUGUGUGUGUGUGUGUGUGUGUGUGUGUGUGUGUGUGUGUGUGUGUGUGUGUGUGUGUGUGUGUGUGUGUGUUUGCAGACUGUGAGUAUCUUAAUGCCCGGGUCAAGUAUUGAUGAGUUAAUGUACAGAGAGUAAAAACUCCCAUCUGUCUGCCUACAUGUCUCCAUGCAUGUUAUUAGUUGUCUGUAUGUGGGGGUGAAUGAAUGUUAGUGCGGUGAUGUGUGUGUAUAAAGGUUGAUAUGGGGGAAGGGCAAGAGGGCAGAGUUCAGUGGGACACAGAAGCACAAGAUUGAAAAUAGAAACAGAAGAGAGGAAGCAGAAAGAGGGAGGGAGGUUAAAGGGGAGAAGAACAAACACACAACCACAUGUUUACCAUGUAAACACUCGUAUUUUUGAGUUGUCUGUCUGCGUGUUUGUCGAUCAGCUGCUCCUCUUCCACUGUUUGACAACAUGUCAUGCCAUUUUGUACAUGCUCUCUGUUUGCUUACGUUCAGCUGGCACAGAGGAUUUGAACCAGUGACACAAACCACAAUCAUCUUACAGAGGACUUACAAAUGUCGUACACUCUGAUUCAAGCCACACAGAUUGAGCAGAUUGAACACCUGGAGUCAGCAAACGCUGGUUUAUCUAUUAAUUUAUAUGUUGAUUAAUAAUUAUAGACUUAGUUGUUAUGUUUUUACCCAAACAAACUCUACUCAUGGUCAGAGGCAGGUGUAGAUUUUGUUGGUAGCUACGAACAAAUGAGAUCUACUAAAUCAUUAAUCAAUGCUGGUUUGCCCAUAAAAUGUUUUCUGCUCAGGUUUGAGAUAUGAACUUAGCAUCAAUAAACAUACCAUUAGAGAAAGUAUAACUUUCUUACGAGCUUCUUUUCACAUGUCUGUCCUUCUUUGAUCAGCUGGUGUUUAAGUCUAAUGCCUGUGUUCAGAGGAAACAGGAUCAUCUCCCAAUAAAAUCAACUUCAGGCGUUGUUAUAACACCUGAAAGCAUCCCCUUAUAGGAUACAAAGUAAAUAAAACAGAACAAUAAUUCAUCACACUCUGCAUUAUAAACUUUAGUCUGACCCUGUCAUGUUUCUUCCUGGUUUAUCUUCUGUCCAGCUAUGAUCUACUUCCUAAUCUGUUGGCUCCCAUUGUGAAGGAAUUUCCUGUUUGUUCAUUUUUGUCAAUUUUAAUUACAUUAAUGUUUAAUCUUCUUUUAGAUGGACUAAAUUAUUGUCCAGAUCAGCUCAGUUGAAUAUCCUGAAAGGGAAAUUAUGUCAUAGUGGGUUUUUUUGGAGUCAAAACAGGGAGAGGAGGUUGCUUGAAAUGUAGUAAGAGUUUUUAAAUGAGUGGAAAGUCUUGGAUGUUUCACAAGCAGAAACAACGUUGUGCUGUACACAAUAUUUCAUCAAAGUGCCUCAACUCCUUAAGCUUCAAGGUGAUAAUGCAGAGGACUUUGAUACUCCGUACCAUAUCCAGGUUAUUGAUACAGACAUUAGUAUCACCUGUUAGAGUGAUUUUUGUUUUGUGCUCUGCUUUUGGAUGAUAGCUUGCUCUGUGUUCAAAGAGUUGUUUAUCAUCCGCUGACUGUAAAUCAAAUGAAAGAUGAAUUUUACUCUGAGCCAGAGGCUGGCUCUCUGUCCCGUCGUGUAGAGCUGAACAGACUGGAGCCACAGUGACACCUUUCAUAUUGAGAUAUUGGUCCACCGCAGACUGGCUGCUCUGGAUUACACAGAACAAACACAGCAGCAGCUACACACACAUUCACAUGCUGGUGCAAAUGUACACACAGAUGGAAACCAUGAGCACAAGCAUACACACAGGCACACAAGGUAUGUCUGAGCUCCACUGCUGCUUCCUCUCUGCCCAUAUGGACACUUGCCCAAAGGGCUGCUGGGUAAGUGUGAGUCAUGACUCUUAUUUGCUAGAUGCUAACAUAGCAAAAGCGACUUUUCUCUUCUUUGCAGUUUUGUGGGUCUGAAGGGAUUUGAUUGUGUCAUACAGGUUGUCAAACAGCAGCUGUAACUGAGCAUGGGGAUAAUGAUUUGUAAAAAGUGGGAGUAAAGGACUUCUGUUGGGGACUUUAGGUGCCUUGAUUGUAAACUUGUCUACACUUUGAAUGUUAUACUUUCAAACUCCCAGAUUUUCCUGUGUGACACUGAUAAGUGGAACAAUUAUAUGUCACUAACAGAGGAGCAGACAAAGACAGAGACAGUUUUUCUUAGAGCCCUCACAGGAUAAUUUACAAAAUGCUGGUGUUUUUUUAAGAAAACCUACAAUAUUUGCCACCUUUUUUCAUUUUACUGAAUGAGGGCAUGGCAGAAAAGACAGAGUGUAGAAGGUAAGAGUUUCUGUAUUUUUUCAUUUUACAUUAAGACACAAAAGACCAGUUAGACCAAAGGUGAUGCUCUAAGGAUGUUUAAAAGGCUUCUUUUAAGAAAGCAAAAACAAAAUUAUUCUUAUAUUCUGGUGGCUAUACACUGAUUUCAGUCUACUUAAAGCUCCUGUGCGGUGUUUUACACAUUUAUAAAAUUAACUGAAAUUUACACCAAUGUCUUUUUAUGUCGUACAAAAGCAAACAAGACCAUCAGCAAAAAGACUGACUUUGAUUUUGUAGCUUAAACCCGAUUCAGAGUGGGAAUUUAAGGAGCUGCAUGUGAAAAAACACUUAUCAUUUGACUACCAAUAGUAAACAGAAGGAGAUUUAUUUGUCAGAAGACCCUACUAGAGCAUGCAGAAGACAAAAUUAGCAAGAGUAAACUGUUUACAGGGGGCACCAAAACUACCACAAACCAUAAAACCCUCACAGGAGCUUUAAGAACUUUUAAGUCUAUUCCUUUUAGGUUUUUUCUGCGAAAUGUCACCAAAUACAUUGGACUGCACCUUUAAAUAAGACGGAUUAAUUAAAAAAAUGGAUCAGCAGAUUGCUUGGAGUGUUUUUCAAACCAUCAAACUCUGCACACGCCAUGUUUAAGUUUGGUAGCUGCACGCCAAAACACGCUCUAGUUUUAUCACUUAUCUCUCCAGUGGUGAUUUAAAGUAUCUGUGAUGAAUCUUUAGGAAUAUUAACAAUCAGUGAUGGAUUACUUGUAACAGUGAAAGAUUUUCCCUUCGACAAACAAUAUAGAAUGAGUUUUCUCUCUCAAUUAUAUACAUUUGUUCCCCCUGUGUGUGAGAUUGUCAGCUAAGGUUAGAGGUAGGGGGCAGCCUGGUCAAGUCCCCUGGGGCAGAGUGGUCCAACAAGUCUGAGUGUGAGUCUGUCAAGGACUUAAUAGAACAACCCUGUGGCCAGACAGGAGCAUCAGUUCUCGAGCUUCAUCAAUAGUACUAUCAGAUAUGUAGUUGUUUAAGUUUCUGAUGAUGAAUUGAUGAUGUGCUGAACUCACAGAUGUUAAUUCAUACCAUGCAACUCUACAAACUCGGUUGUUAAUCACCUGUCAUCACCCCGCAGCCUCCCUCAUUAAAGGCAACCUACUUCCACAUCUCCAGUAGAGAAUGACCCUAAAUGUGAACCACAAAGUGCAAAUUAACUCAGCAUAGGUGUAAUCUUUUUCGAUACUUGAUUGCAGAACAAAUAGUGCAAGCUUGAAUGCAUGAACUGUAUGUAGAGUAUGAAGGUUGAACCAGCAAACCUCAGAGGCAUUUAUGCAGUUAAUAACACAGCGGGCCCUCAAUCAGAGCCAGGUUAAUGGCAGACAGGCUCUGACAUCAGCCUUGGGUUUCAUCAAAGUCAGGAGGUGAAGCUUUAUUGGAUAAUGUACAGGAAAGAGAGACAGUGAGAGAGAGAAAGCAGAGAGACAGAGAGCCAGACAGAGACAUAAGGAGAGGGGAACACAUAAAAGGAAAGGUCAUGGGCUAGAAUUGAGCCGUCAUGUCGCUCUGCCAAAGAGUGACCAAGCCCAUCUGACCCAAUUAUUUGGAUGUCACUGCCACAUGUUCUCAAAACUCUGUUUCAUUCCCUUUUAUUCCCAACAUCCAUGCUGAGAAAAUACCUCCUUCUGCCUGUGUUGGUUAGGUCAGCCACCUUGCCAAAAUUAUAAUGUCUACAUCCUUAUCAAUUUAAAACAACACGUUCUCACUCAUGGCCCUGUCUGUGGCCCUGACUCAAAAUACGACAAAGCACUCCCCAUGCAUUAGUUUUGCUUGUGCGGGGCACUGUUGUCAUUUUAGGAGAUAAAGGAAUAUGCAACAUUUCAUCAGCUUUUUUUUAAACCAAGCUUGUUGAGAAAAGCUCCAGCCUAUGAAUGUCUGUGCAGUAAUAACGUCAAGAGGUUAAAGAUACACACUGGUCUCAAUUCAUGUACAUGGUUACAUGUCUAACCCACAUCUGUAACACCCCCCCAUGCACAGUAGGAAAAUAUUUCAACUCAUCAUUUCUUGACUAGAAAUAACUCUUAAAGAAAUCAUAUUCCUGAUAUCAUCAACUUUGACUCUUGGUCACUACUGGUGUAAAAUAAACCCAUUGUCUUCCCACAGUGGUUGUCGGACAUACAGAUCCUGUUAGUGUUACAGAAAGUUUAAUGUUUUUAGGUGGGUAGGGUUUGGAUACAUUAGCCAGCACCAGCUGUUUUCAAUGUCUUUUUGAAAAUGGAGCAAAGUAAGAUGGGUCUCUCUGAAUGUGUUAGGUCCCUUACUAACCAGGGCUGAGAAUGAUACUCGCAUAUGUUGAAGUCAUAUAUGAGUGCCUAUAAACUUUUGGUUGAUUAUCAUGGCAGCUGUACAGAGGAGGAUGGCAAAUAAAUGUUUGUUUGUUUGCUCUUUUGCCAGCAAAGCUAAAGUUUGCCCAUGUGCUGAAAAAGUUAAUGUAAUGGAGAAACCCAAUAUUCAACUUAAUGUAAAGGUUAUUCAUCCAUACAUUUGUAAAAAGUGUUUUUUUUUUUUUUGCAGCACAUUUAUGCUAGCAAUGAUGACCACCUCUGCCCAGUCUUUUUGCCUUGUCUUAUUAAACCACACUUGUUUUUGUUGUUGGGUAGUGGCAGCUAGUUAAUUAUCAAAUUGCACUUUUAAGACACGGCUAUCACUCCUUCUGUCCACCAACACAACAAGAGAUCAUUUGAAGACUCCCCCAUCACCUUCUUCUCAGUGGUAGCUGUUUUUGUUUCUUUCCAGUUUGGCUUUGUUUUGCCUCCAGUUAAUACUGUAACAUCAUCUUGACUUCAGCCCUAAAAGGCUGUUCUGAACCGCACUCAUUUUGGGAGUUAUUCAGUCUCUUUACUACAGCACCUGAAGAAAAAGGCCCAACAAAACAUUUGAGCCUCUUAGAGUGCUUUGGCUGUGUGAAAUUACAGAGGUAUAUGGAUAGAGCAUCAAAUUUUGAAAGGAAGCUGCUGUACUUGAUUAAGAGGCGUCUCUAACACAGCCACAGCUCUCUGUCGGAUAACUAUCUGCGUGCAAAGGUGGAAGUCUGCUUUCAUAUGAAUUCCUGAAAACACCAUUUUCUUUCACUUUAAUGUUAAAGUGGCUGAACUUUCCAGAGCAGAAGCAGAGCUAUUCAGUACUUUCAUCCUCCUCUUGAUCUCUUAUCAUGUGUACCUACAAAAAGGAAAAUGUACCUCUGCAAAAUCCUGCAUAUUUAUUUCUCCUGAUGUGAGUCAGCCUUGCAUUUUGUUGUCAUGAGAGCGGCAACGUUGCUCAAGAGCAGGUGGCAGCAGGUCCUGAUCAAAUUACCCUCCUGGUUACAUUGUUACUCAUGGUAUUAUACAACCACAAUUACACUUAUGUAAGAGAGAAACUGAGACCGAAAAAAGUAAUGUCUUUUGACAGCUGAAGAAAUGGUUUGAGAUACAGUAAAUUAAUCUUGUAACAGCACAGGGGGAGUGUGCUGUUAGAUCUCAAACACUGCAGUCUAAAUAGUUUAAAUGCCACUUUUCUUAUUAGCUCAAAAUUAACGGCAAAUAUCUUUUAGCUAAAAUUUUGGUGCUUAUGGUAAUGACAAGAAAUAUUUUCAACAUAAGCAACUAAAGGCACAUGUCUAAUCCUGACUCAGCACAGCGCAAACUCGAGAUAAUGUUUUAUUUAUGGUGGUAAUACAGCACAGCAGCAGGUGCAGUCUGUACUUAGUGUCCAAUCAUAGGAGAUGUUUUUAUCCUCUUCAACACAGCAGGCGGUUUAUUGCUUUGGGAUAAGGAGCCAAGAGUGAAAAAUGCUUUUCUCUUAGAAGAUCAGAGUGCAGUUACACAAAUAAUAAAAUAAAGCACCCUAUCAGACAAAACUGCCCCUUCAUUUUAAAACGUUGAUGCAUGUACAGAUAAGUUUCCUGAAAUAAGAUGUAGUUCUUAUUUUGCAAGCUGCAUUAGUAUGUAUUUUGAACUUAUAUUCAGGCCUUACCUUAAAAUAUGUUUGUGGACCUUUCAAGUCAAUGGGUCUUGCAUUUGGUGUAAUGUGAUAUUUUGACUGGCAUUUGACAUCUAUAUUAACCUUGCAGUUUACUCUGGCUGGUAAAGCAUUGGUUUUCACCAGGUCUCUACUUCUUUCAUAUCAUAGGACCAUUAUCACGAACUUGCAGCAUGUUGUAGUUUGUUUAUAUCUUUAUGGUAUACCUGAAGUGUGUGCCACCAGCUCAACAUCACUUGGAGGAAACUACAAGAUAAUUGUGACGAUUUAAGGCCCAAUCUUCCAAUGGCUCUUAUGAUUGUCUUCCCAGACUAGACUAUACUGAGGACCUCCCUCUGAUCUGCACAGAAAACAACUGGAGCUGUCCCAAUUGGACAUGGCAAAUAUCAAACAUGUUUAAUAUUUACGAUCAGAAAACCUUAUGUUUGAAGAACCCAAAGGAUGGCAGAAUAUGCACUCUGACCAUGAUCGCAUUUUGCAAAAUUAGCCACUGGGAGACAAACUGACUGAAAAAGAAGCAGAACAGCUGCAGCCGUGGCAUGGUACACUUGAGAUGAACGGCAUGCCAAAAUAGAGAGCCUGUUUGCAACAACCCAAGUGUUUUUAUCUCAUGUGGGGUCCUUGAUGUUUUCAAAAUUGGUGAAGUUUUUUAAAAUCAUCUUUAAGACCCAGCUGGCUCAACAAAAUCUAAAGUUCCGGUCAGCGAUAACAGGGAUGCUAAGCUGGUUAUGAAGUAUCUCUGAUAAGUCAGGCUCUGUGGACGCUCGUCUGAAGGAGGACGUUUGACCUUUUUGGAGAUAAUUCAUGUAAUUGCUUUAUCACUACUGCUUCUGUGUGUUUUAAUGUGAUGACCACAUAGUACAACUCAUGAAAUACUUUGUAUGUGAUCAUAGUCUGUGCCCUUAUUUUUGUUUUAUUUUAUGCUCCACCUGCUCAAACUUAAAGAGGUAGUAAACCUUGAAGCAAACAGGAAAAAUGAGAGGAGAGAGACUGAAGGGAACAGAUCAUAUUCAUGACAAAGGGAAUGAAAGGAAAUCCAAUGAAGUGCAUUUAAGAUUCUGUGUUAUGUUACUAUAAUUGCACAUUUUCAUCCUGCAGUACUUACGAUCAUUUCAAAAUUUCUCUCACUUCAUCAUCUGGUGGACAUCAGCAAACAAAAUGGCUAUAAUUUAUUGCCUGUCUCAACCCUGAAUCCAAACUCAGAACCUACCUGGUAUGACUUGUCAAGACCUGGUCAUGAAUUAGGAGUUAGUUCCCGUGAUGAUUUGGCCAAAUUUGUGACACAUAAAACUCUUGGUCUUGCUAAACAGACCCAGCUCCUCCUCCUUAAUUUUAGGCACGGCCUUUAGGAUAUGCAGGUGUAACAACACUUAACAGCAACAUUGUGUUUGCAGAUAAUCAGCUUUUUUUUCUGCCUUACAACGAUCAAGAUAAACACACAUGCAUAGAACAUGGUCCUCCAUCCUUCCUGUAACUAUACCAAGGUGUCUGACCCUAUGUCAGACUUGAAAUACAAGAACCAGCCGACACAGGAUUCUCAAUUAAAUCCCUCUUCCGUGUGCGGAGUCUUGUAAUGUUCAUGUUACACAACAACCAAUUAAGAAAAUAGCACGGCAACACCAGGAGAAAACACUGAAUGAAUGGCAAAAUAAGCUGCAACUUGUACAAACACAGUUAUCUUUAUUAACGCAGCAUACAAACACACAAACCUUCUCGACAUGCUUUGUUGUAAUAAAUCCUGACUGCAAUUAUCUACUGGUUUUCUUCUGUCUGAUGAUAGAUAAUGUGACACUUUAACAAGUCCAGCUGAGAGCACAGGGCACUCAUGGGAGUUGUUGCUCUGCUCUGCUGUCACAUGGGCCUGAUCUCAGCCUAGAUUAGCUUGUUGUUGAUGGAAAUGGAGAGUUAUUGUAAGAAGCGGGAUACUUGAUUGAUAGGAUAAUGAAUAUUUAUGGGAUGGAGAUGGUGGAGAUAUUACGCGGCAUCUUUCUGAAAUAUGAAGUCAACCGCUGACAUGCUCGAUCAGAUGGCAGCAUCAUACAUGAUCUGAGCGUCUCACCUCUUUCUGUCUACUGUAUAUCCUGCAAACAUAGAGUGUUUGUAAGGGCCAGAGCUGUAUCCUGAGCUCUUUACUUUUCAUUUCCCAUGUCUGCCGUCCUCCAGCAGCUUCUGCAGGGCCAGUGGUUAAUUCUGCAAGAGCCACAUAUACUGUACAGACAUGAACACACACACAAAGAUGCACACACAUACACACACAUGCAUGCGAAAGGCCAGUGACGUCUCUCUGCUCUCAGCAUGCUCCAGGGAGUUUGGUUGUCAUGGUGACUUAGUCACAUGCACUUCGAAACUGUACUAGUGUGGCUGCCUGUCAGUGUACGGAGAGCACACAAAGAAGAGAAAGCACUGAGAGGGACAGACAGACAGAGAGGGAAAUUAAAAGAUGCAUUAGAUGCAGGAGGGAGUAAUAACACUGCUGUGCUUUCUAGCUCUCCUUUAGUUUCUGCCAGAUGGUCUUCUUUGUGUUGUUAGUGCACCCUCUUCAUAGUUUUCUUAGAUGUGUGUAUUUGUGUGCGGGUGUUUUUGUGUCUGUGUGCGGCUCCAUGCUCUAUUCUCUCUCCCACAUAACAAAAGGAGGGCAUUGAUCACCACUAUUCUCCAUUCAGCUACCGCACUACUUUGUACUGACAAACACACCCACAUUCAUCACAUUCACAUAAACAAACACACACCAUAGUGUUGGUCUCUCACAUUGUGCAUGCACACACAUACACAGAUAUCACCUGCACUCAAAUAGGUUUAUAGAGUAAACACAUGCUAUUGAUCCGCUCACACAGGAGCGAGUGAAUAGGAGCCUUUCGGCUAUCAAUAAGCAUACACAUGCACACAGUGAAGCAGCAGGCGCUCACACAUCCUUUUUCUCUUGUUAUCCAGACAGACGGUAUUGAUCGGGGCCAAGGGGGAAAGUCUCUGAAGCAGAUAUGUGGGGAAACUUUUAACAAACUGCGGUUCUCAGGCUGACACAGUCAUUCAUCACUCACUUGGUUCACCUGUUUGUUGAUUGGUGUGAGCUGGUGAGCUUAGCCGGCUAAUGAGUCAGAGGCAGUAACUUUAGGUGGACAUGGUUUUAAAACAUUGUCCUGUGGUGUUUGACAUGAUGGUGGUUUGUCUAUCAUAGGCAGCUUAAAUAAUGAAUUUCACGUUAAAUCAAGGGUGUAGAGAGGGUUCAAAUAUAUAAGUAAAAUACAAAAACUUAGGGUGACCAUAUUCUGACUGUUCUGACAACUACGCGGGGGCGGAGUCACAGAGUCGCACAAAGUUAAUUUUGAGUUUUUCGGGUCGGAUCGAGUGUCUUUUACGCACUUCUAACUCAGUAAGUCCACGUGACACAAAAUCAAAACUUACAAACAAAACCACAGACAUUUAAAGGAUUUUAUAAACUUCCCCGGACAAAGCCGGACAAUCCUGGACAGCCCCCCAAGAAAGAGGAUAUGUCAGGGUAAAAGAGGACGUAUGGUCACCCUAAGUUACUUCAAUAAUAUAAGAAGUAGAAGUAAAACUGCCGUUCUGUGAAUCAACUCUGACAAAAGUAAAAAGUGAUUUAUCUGAAAUGCAUUAAGCAUGAGGUACUGAUACUUGCAUUUUACCCUUGGGGCGGAGGGAAUAAGAUAUGCACACCUAAAUUAUGUAAAAGUCUAUUUCACAAACUUGUUGAAAUAUAACCGACAGUGUUACUGUGUGAGGAAACUUUGCACCAAUCUAAGGUGAAGUUGUUUAAUACUUUUGCAGUAUCUAUUGUUCAUAUUGCACUUUGUAGAGACCUGCACACUAGUCAGUGGCUGCUGGAGAUUGAUUGAAAUGAGAUCUGGAGAUCCAAAUCAGAGCCCGUACUAAUACCAAUGAUUAAAAAGACAGAACAACAAAAUAACAAAUUAAAUUCUUUAGCCAAUUUUGUAUUAGCGCCACUGUAUGAGACUUGAUUUAAAAAGUUACUUGGGCAUUCACUGAAGUCCCUUCAAAAAUGUGUCUGGGACAUGUCUUACAAUUUGCAGACACUGUUACACUGCAGACAUUUUCUUUCAAGUUUGGCUAUUAUAAUAAAUCAUCCACUGCAGCAGAGGACUACUUCUGCCUGAUAAAAAAAAAAUCUUCUCUGAGUCGGCAGUAAGGUGUUAUAGCUUUCUAAACAUAAAUAAACAUUGCACCGACAUCAUUGUAUGAAACAUCAUUUGCUGAUGUCAGUCAAAUGGGUCAAAAUUUGCUGAUAUCUGCUCGUAUGUUCAACCAAUGAACUGGUGCAUCCCCAAUAAAAAUGGCUGCAUUUGCUGAAAGCAAUUGAAGGAACUCAUCAAGAGUAUUUUGGCCUGAAAUAUGUUGAAAUAAGAUUUUUACUUGCCCUGUCAAGUGAGUGUGAAUACUGGGUAUAAUAAGAAGUUCAACUUAAAUUUAAAAGUAUUCACAGGGUAAGAUUUGAUUUUUUUUGCAGUCUAGACAACAUCCAGUUAGCUGACUGUCAUGCAGGUAAUGAAAAGGUUAUAUCCUUCAGCUUACUUUUAUUCAGUAACUGAUCUGAAAUGAAGCAAAGUGCAAAACUUUCCACUGAAAAUACCUGAAUGCAAGUAAAAGCACUGUCUCACACAGCACAAAAGUAGCUACUCAGUCACAGUGAUGUGAGAAAAUCUAAUUAACUUCUUUCCACCUCUGUUUCUACAGCAUGAAGGACUUGAAACUACCUACUUAGACCACUAUAUGAUUCAAAAGUGUUUAUAGGGACAUAAAAGAAAAAAGAAGUGGCUCAUUUCGAGGUUGAUCGCCCCCUGCUCACAAUUGUUAAGAGGAUAUACAACUGUGAUUCGUCCAUUUAAAGACCCCUGCCUGUAUACAGAAAAGACAGUGACACUUCAUUUCCACCUGUUGUGAGAUGUGUAGCCAGAAAAACACACUGAUAAAUUGCGUGGGUGUAGCCGAGGCAUGCUCCGAAGCAACCCGGCUGGUAGAAUCACAACACUGACAUUACACUCUUCCCACCAACCAUUUAUUAAACCACGUAAUAAACUUUCUGAGUUUAGCAGAGCGGAUUCUUGAGUUGAGUUGAUUUGAAGCAAACACUUGCAACAGGUUAAAUGACCCUUGUAGUAGAAGUUCUGUUUUCUCUCGCCGUUCCUCAGCUGAUUACUGACAGGACACAAGAGUAGCCAACAGAGCUGUCAAUCAAUCAUCCUUGAAAAUCAAACAGUUAAUUUCAGUGAAAUAUGUGCACUUGGCCAAACAUCAGCCUAACUAUAAUUUACUUUUUACCAACGUAGUAUAUUUUGAGUAUCAAGUUUAUUCUGGUUCCUUCUGUCAAGAUGGGUAAAGGCCAGUGUAGGAACCAGAUGUGAUCUGCUAGGGGCCUGGCGCCCAAUGACGACGUAAUGCUGUAUGAUUGGCUGGAAGUUUGUUUGGAUGACAUAGAAGAUUGUGAUUGGUCUGGACAUUACGGAAGCGGUUUUCACCAGAUAAGGUUUCAUGGAAUUGUAGUUCUUUGGAGAAAACAUGGACGAACUUUAUGAAGCAAUCUAUCGCUACUGAUCACUACUGCCUCUUUCAGGUUGCCAAAAGAAACGUGGAAUAAAAGCAAAACUAUCUAUUGAUAAACAGAGAUCCUGCAUACAUUUUUAUUUUUCCUUCAGAAAAGUAAACAUAUACAAUUAAAGCCAUCUCAAAAUGAUGGUAUAGUAAGUUGUUAUUCUCUUUAUUAUGUGGUGAGAAAUUUUUGAGAACAAAAGAGGAAAUUGUUGCCCUCAAAGUUUGCACCCAGACUGCUGUAAUUCUGACUGUUUAUGAGACAUGUAAAUGAGGGAAAGGUAUCUCUGAAGUAUCAUUGUUUACAUCCAAUAAUGAGACAGACUCCCACACAGCUCUUUGAUUAGAGCACCGCUCACCAAAUCUCAUUUGAAUUGGAGUCUUGCUGUGAGUUUUAAUAACUCUGUAAUGAUAAAACAGACAAUCUCUGGGGAUUCAUGUAAUGUAUUAUUUCUUUAUUUAUCAUGCAUACAAAAACAAAACAAAAUGUUAUUGCUCAAUAACAAGACCAAAGUUAAUACAGAGCUGAGGGUGAAUUCAGCAUUGGCUAACUACCAGCUUUAAUAACAAUACAAGUGCUGGAGAAGACAAAAGAAAACUAUAAGGGCUUGUUAAGACCCUUUUAUUAAAAGCUAGAGGCAAACAGCAAACAAAGAACCAAGGGUGUUAAAAAGUUCGAUUCGAAGAUAUAAAAACAAUGGCUGUUAGCUUCACAAGUUGCAUACUAACUUCCUCUCAUGCCUGCUGUCAAGUAUCAGAAAACAACUUUGUUUUGUGGAUGUUCUCCAGAGAAAAGUGGAGCAUGGUUAGCGAAUUCUGACAGUUUUACAUCUGGUCUUCCCCAACCAGAGAUACUAAAUUAGACAUGGUAUUCCUCUCUGUCUGCGGACAUAGUUUCUGUGGUGAAACCUCAGUAACAGCAACUGCAAUUCAUAAACUCUAGCUCCUCAGCAUGAGUGUUUCUGUGGCUACAAAGAAAUGCACACACCCCUGGGUUGUUUUGUUUCUUUGUGUGUCUGCAUAAAUGUCUUUUUCUCUCACAACCUGAGUGCUGACAUCCACACAGAGCCACAGUCGCUGUUUUCCAGCUUCUCUAAAUUAUGCACAGCUGUUUCCUCUGAUAAGGCACAAUGUGACAGUUUCUGCUUGUUGAUGUAUCACCUGUGACUGACAGGUGUUUUCUGGGUUUGGUAUUUGAAGGUAUCAGAGAGUGAAUCUUCAAAGAAUGAAAGGAAAGCAGACUUAAAGAAAAACGGAGGCCUUUAAACACUUUUAAACUUGGUACUAUGGGAUCUAACAUGGCACAACAAAGGAUGACUAAAAUGAGGAGAGCUUUUCCUGCAGUAAAGGUUUUUCCCCUUUUUUGUCGUCAAACAUAACUUUGCGCCACGUGUCUAUCAUGGUGUGCAGCUGUUUAACUUUAAAUGGCGUCCAAAGCCGAUGUGGUAAAUCUGCAAUAAUGAAAGUAAAGCUUAUAUUUUUGUCGUCUAGCACCUGUUCUCUUUUUUUUUUCUUUUAUAAGUCUGUCACGUUUCCUCUGAGAUAUAACAGUCUUUACAUGUUAAGAUAUUCUUUUACCAUACUUACCGUAAAAUCACGAUGGAUUCAACACAUUAUCGAACAUUUUUGAAGAUAAUUCAGUUUCCAAAUAUUUUGAUUUGUUCUGAAGGGAGCUGCUGUGUUGAGUUUUUAUUGAGUCUAACCCGUUGAUUGUUUUAACAUAGCCUCUGUGAUGACGAUAGCAGAAGCCAUCUUGGAAAUUAGGGCUGUCGCACUAUGCCGAUAUUGAGAAUAACCGUCUUUUUAAGAAAAUUAAGUAUCGUUAUCCUGCUAAAAUUACGCACAAAGUUACUCAUUGACUUCACCACAGUGAUCCUUCUCAAUGGUUUCCACACAUCACAAAACAGAGGAGAUGAAAAAUAAGAAGCCAGUGGCAGCUCUGUUAGAGAUAACUGGACAUUUUUUGAAAGAGAUACUGCGACUCCAGAAACAACCCUAGAGCAUGCAUCCCUUCAGGUUACUGCAUAAUCAAUCAAACAUAUAGUUUUUAACCGUUCCUUAACUGUUUUUGCCGACAAUCUACAGGAAGUAGCCUAUACUACAAAAUAAAAGCAUAGUUUUAACCUGUAGGGAAUGGAGCAAUCAAAGCACAAGACAGGAAACAAAACGCAAGCAAACUCAAACACCACAAAAGUCAGACUCUAUAAGCUUCUCUGUUAUUCAUGAUCAAGACAGUAAACAGGUGUUGUACACCCUUAAGAUCUGUUUCUGUAAGAAAAAAGAAAUAAUUGCCAGCCUUUAAUCCAAUAGUCGAUAGGCUGAUAUAAUAUAAUGUUGACUGAUGCCAAAAUGUUUCUGGACUGACACAAGAGAUUUUAAAUCUGUUAAAUUCAAAUUAAAAUGCUAAUAUUCAAAGAUAACUUUUAGUUCCUCUUUCACCGCAUGUAAGCGUCAUUUGUCCUUUAUGGCCCUGUUCAUGGUUCACUGCAGUAAACCUUUUCUGUUAGAAAGACAGAGGAAAAAGCUUUUAAAUAAAUAAAAAAACUAAUGUUUUUAUUUUGAAUCAUCGUGUUUUGGAGGUUCUGGGUUAAGCACCAGGCUAAAAAUAGCUCAUUUUAAUGAGAAAAGGCAGUAAUUUACAUCUUAAUUUCCAGGCAGCAGAGCAGUAAGGGGGUUUAUAUGAGGAUGCAGACGUCUGCUGCUUCCUCUUCAUUUACUGACUUGUUUGCCUCAUUGAUCCUCUGUUUAUACGAACCAGACACCAGAGCUUUCCUGAUGAGUGGGUUAAAAAAAGUUCACACUUAUUCUUAAAACAGUCUUAUUUGUCUUAAAUACUCACUAACCUUAAAGGAUAACAUCAGCUCUAAAUGUUUUCAUGGACACGCAAAUAUGAUCUUAUUAAGACAUGAUUGUACCAACAGUUCACGUUUAAUCCCAAAUUCAGUAGAUUCCAGAGAUUAUAUUCCCUUCCUCUGUUUAGUGUUUGUUUUAUCUGAUUUUAUUCAUUUUUCUACUUACUUACUAACUUACUAACCAUUGAGACAUUUUUACCAAGCACAUGUAAACUGGGAUAAGGACAGCAGUUCAUGUGAAACAUCUAAAUAAAUUAACUUUGCAUGUGAACGUACUGAAUAUCUGAGAGGACAGCCUGUCUGUGUCAAUAAGUGUCUCUGGUCUGUCACAGCCACUUACGAUGUUGUAACUCCUCCUUUGCUCUAAAAGACUCCUUUAGGACAGCUUAGACAUAGUUUUGCUAGGAUAAACCAUUCUCAGCUCAGGUCAACAAACCUCCACUUUGCCAUGCCUGUUUUCCUUCAUUUUUCUUAUGGUCAGCACCAAUCGGUCUUUUGGUUUGAGCGCACAGAGGUAGAAUAUAUGGUAAGGUCAAAGUCGUGCAUCGUGGUUUAGGUUCAAAUAUCACUGAACAUUGACAUUUUGGAUCACACAGGACUCAGACCUCGGUCUCCUAGGUGAGAAUAAAUGUUGUUUGACCCGUUCAUCUCCCCUGCACUGCUGCUGUCAGCUGCAUUUUCUCAGUUCCUCCGACAAAUCUAUUGUAAGACCUCUAUGUCUCUGUGGUUCACAUUGUAAUUUGUUGAAAACCAGGCAUGUUGAAUGAGGAGUUCCUUAAAGGGAUAUUCUGGUGUAAAAUUAAGUUAGGGUCAAACACACCGUUAACACUGAGUUAGACACCCCCUCAAGAGAUAAAUGUUGCUGACUGUUUGCUUCUCUAGUUAUACCAACUUUAGUAAUGACGGCAGAUAGCAAUACAGAGAGCCACACGCUCAACCAAAAAACACCACUCUAUAGCCACAAAUAAUGCUCAGAACAGCACCUAACUUCAUCAACAGUAUAUAUAGGGUCCCAGCCACAGCACUAACCACCAAACAUCUUUUUAACUUUGCCUAAUUUCUUUAGCAAAGAGACUAAAUACAACUCUUCCAGCAGCCGCUUGUUUGAAGGAAGACCCCCGGGCGAGUCCAUCGACUGCAACGGGGUGACGCAGCUCAAGGAAGAACAUUUAUGAUCAUUUCUUCGUGGAAAUGCAAUCAGACCGAGACGCUAAGGCAGAAGAACUACCACGUCUGCAGUGCAAAGUGAUUAAUAUGAUGAUUAUUACUUCAAGGAAAAGAAGAGGUAAUGCUCAUAAAUGUUCUUCCUUGAGCUGCGUCCCCCCACUGCAGUCGAUGGACUCACCCGGAGGUCUUCGUACAAACAAGCCACUGCUGGAAGAGAGAGGGUGAGUUGUGUUUAGUCUCUUUGCUAAAGAAAUCAGGCGAAGCUAAAAAGAUGUUCGGUGGCUAGUACUAUGACUGGGACUCUAUAUGUACUGUUGAUGAAGUUAGGUGCUGUUCUGAGCAUUAUUUGUGGCUAUAGAGUGGUGUUUUGGUUGAGUGCGUGGCUCUCUGUAUUGCUAUCAUGCAGUUGUUACUAAAGUUGGUAUAACUAGAAAAGCAAGCGGUCAACAAUAUUCAUCUCUCAACAGGGUGUCUAACUUGGUGUUACAGUGUGUUUGACCCUAACUUAAUUUUAUGCCAGAAUUUCCCUUUAAAUGAUAGUUUGGGAUGACCAGACUCGCUUCUUUCGAUCAGCUACGUACAUCCCAACCACAGAGUCUAGUGCUUCAUGCCAUUCAGAUAAAACAUGCCAAUCCAUCAGACAGAAACACAUCAUCUCAUAUAUGUCGUGUAGACUUGUGUCAGUCAGGCCCUCUGGUGAGUCAGCCAGAACGCUGAUAGGUCGAUACGCGGGGCCGUUCUGUCAUAACAUGAGUCACAGACCUAGACAAAGGUUAGGACUGCAGAGGAGAAGAUUAGUGGAACAGAGCAGACAGUGAUUACUAUUAUUCUGAUCAAGACAUUUUGUUCAGCGGACGAGCUUGUCAAACAAAAAGUCUCAUUUUGGGUCUAAAUGGUACACUGUGGUGACAAAUUAUUCACACUGUGACAUAAUUUAACAAGAGCUCUGUCUUAUCAGGAGAGCAGAAUGUAAAAUGGAGGAGAAAUUAAUGUUAAACAGACAGGGGGCUUUUUUUAAUAGUAGUGACAAUCUAAUGGUGCAGUUUUCAAGACAUUAGGCUGAACAAUGGAUGGGAGUCCAACAGGCUGUUGCUAGCACAGCUGUUUAACAGUGUAAUAGCUGACAUUUUCUUUAACCUACAGCAUUUCAAUGACACGUGCAUAUGUUAGCAGAUAAGUGACCAUAUGGUGAGGCCCAGCAGCGUCAUUUAAUAGAUUUACUAGCGAUUUUUUCAUUACGUGACACAGUGUUAUCUUAAAAGGGUGUUGCUGCUUCCCUGGAGGUCCCUGAGGGAUUCCUGAGGUUACUCUGAGGUCAGAGUCUCUGUGUCUAUCUGAAACCCCCCGGCUGUUAACACAGACCAAUUCAUCCAUUCAUUAUUUAUUCAUGCUGGCCAGUUUGAUGGCUGGUAUUAGAGUGAGCUAAGAGCAUUCAAGGACUUUAAAUUCUGGUUAAGUCGUUUGUGGGCAGGAAGUAGUCAAGACAUUUAACACAGCGGUGGUUAAUGUUCUAUUGAUUGUCAUUGUUUUCCUGAUCGUAAAUCACCUGCACUUCUGGGAUUCUGGGAUGACUUUCACAUUUAAACCUUUUUGUGCUCCCUCCAGCCCUGAAUUACUGAGCUUUAUAUCAACUAAAAAGGCAACGCUCGCACACUAACUCCUGACAAAUUAACAAAAAUUAACACUGCUGCCUGAAUAUUCAUCAGGUUUACAGAAAAAAAGGAAAAAAAAACACAAAUAUUCGUACAAUUUGCACAACAAACUCUGUAAUGUAGGGCCAACAACAUAAUUCAAAACUUUUAUAGAACUAAGAGAAAACUACGCAUGGAGGGGAACAGUACUGGAAAAAUUGAAAAUGAAGAGUCAUGCUUAAAUACACUUGAUAUGUUUAAUUUAAAGUUAGAGAUGGUCAUGCUAAAUAGAAUCCCAGCAUUGGUAAAGAAGACCCCAAUUUAAAGGGAUAUUUCAGCAUAAAAUUAAUUCAGGGUCAAACACACUGUAACACUGAGUUAGACACCCCCUUGAGAGAUGAAUGUUGCCGACUGCUUGCUUCUCUAGUUAUACCAACUUUAGUAACGAUUGCAGGAUGGCAAUACACAGCAGUCUCAGGAGCCAUAAACAAACCUCAACCAAAACGCCACUCUAGAGCCACAAAUAAUGCUCAGAACAGCACCCAACUUCAUCAACAGUACAUAAAGGGUCCCAGCCAUAGUAUUAGCCACCAAACAUCUUUUUAACUCUGCCGAAUUUCUUAGACAAAGAUACUAAACACAACUCACCUACUGUCUUCCAGCAGCGGCUUGUUUGUAGUGAGACCUCAGGCCAGUCCAUUAUGGACUUCUGUGGGGUGACGCAGCUCUUUAUCAUUUUCUAUCACCAUAGUAAUCAUUUUUCACUGCAGACGCGAUAGUUCUUCUGCCUUAGCGUCUCAGUGUGAUUGCAUUUCCAUGAAGAAAUGAUCAUAAAUGUUCUUCCUUGAGCAAAGUAAAAAAAGAUGUUUGGUGGCUAGUCCUGUGGCUAGGACCCUAUAUGUGCUGUUGAUGAAGUUAGCUGCUGUUCUGAGCAUUAUUUGUGACUAUAGAGUGGUGUUUUGGUUGAGGUUUGUGUGUGGCUCCUCAGACCGCUGUGUAUUGCUAUUGUGCGGUCGUUACUAAAGUUGGUAUAACUAGAGAAGCAAGCGGUUGGCAACAUUCAUCUCUCGAAGGGGUGUGUAACCCGGUGUUACGGUGUGUUUGACCCUAAAUUAAUUUUAUGCCGGAAUGUCCCUUUAGAAUGGAGGAUUUGGUCUCAUACUGAGAGGAUUACAUUUAGCAUAACCACAGGCUAACUUUACAUCAGCCUGGUAUCUACUUUGCUACUAACAAACUAAACAAACAAGCAACACUUAGUAAGUUGAUCUGUAGAUGAUUUUCUUGCUGUUUUUUUAACGGUCUUUUAUUUUCUUUCCUCUGUGACCGGUCAGCUUUUAACUAUAAAUCUUAUGUGUGUGCCCUCCCAUUAAAUUCAGAGUGAUAUCAAAAAAACCCUAUACAUUGUUGUACUGGUGCUUAAAGUUUUUGUCCCAUUAUCAAUAGAAAGACGUGAAUCAUAAACAGAACAACAGAUGUGCAGUAACUUCUUUGAUAUGCAUGACAUGUGAUCAGCUAUAUUAUUCAGAACUGAUCAUUGUUGUCGAGGGGUUUUCAUGAAGUAGAAGUCCUGAUGAAGUAUUUGAAAAAGCCAAACAAUGAGUAAGAAAGCCAGGUAAUAAGUAUACAUAACAAUAAUAUUUUCAAAUCCACAGAUUCUCUUCUCUGAAAUUGAAUAAGCACAAAAAUUGAAAGAAAAUGUGAAAUAAAGGAGUACAAUUCAUGAGCUUUUUGAUUCAUUAGAUUUAUUCCUAUGUUUACAUUUAAUUCCAGUGAGCUGUCAUGUUAUUCAAUAUUUUUGCUUCACUAAAGUGAUUCAAAUGUUUAUGAUUUGUUUCUCUGAUUUCUAGACGUUAAAAUUAUUUUAAUUCAUGAAAGGUUUAAAGGGUAAUAGAAAUGUUCUGGAAAUCUGUCUUAAAACACUUUAACAAUUAAAGGCUUAGCACUCCUGAAAGGAACUUUCAGUUUGUGUCAAAUUUGGCGCCCCCUGUGGACAAAUCAGUCUUUGUUUAUCGUCACGUUCACUUAUGUGGUGUUUUCUGACAAAAAAAAAAAAAAAUUACAUCCUGGUGACUUUUGAUGGUUAAAUUUAUCUUUUAUUGUGAAUGUUUGAAUGCAUUCACUGCAAAGCUGACACCUACCCCUUUAAUACUAAUUUAAGCAGUUAAAUUUAUGAUAUAAAAAUUGUUGGUCUUAUCAAAUGCAUCAAUAUGAGUCACAGUCUUUUUUAUUAAUGCCAAAAACUCCCAACAUGACUUCUAAAUAGGAUCAAAUCAUAUUUAUGAUAAACUGAUGUUUUUGCCUGAGGAAGCACUGGUACCUUUUGGGAGGGCAUACAUGAACAUCAGAAGGCUUAUAUUUUGUUCCUGACAUGUUGAUAUCUGAGUAAAUUCAUCACUGAUUUACUGCAUCUGUUUCCUCCCCCCUCUCUCUCUCUCCCUCCCCCUUUCCUUCCUUGUCUACUCUAUUGAUCUGCUCACUUUCUCCAGGUCCUUGGGGAAGCGGUGAUGUUUGAUGGCCGCCCCCUCCUGAGGUCAUCGCAAUAGUCAGGAUCAUAGAUCUAACGGGAAAGCUCUCAUCAUGGAAACCCCCUGCCGCCACACUGUGCUCCUUCACCCCGCCUGCAGAGGCUGUAAUUGCUGAGGAGGGCUGCUGAGACUGAGACAGGCUGAGCAGUGAAGAGAAAAGUCUCACAAACCAUGUAGUGUGCCUCUCUACAAGGAGGGGGGAGGGUCUACGCUUGAGUCUGAUUUAUUUUCUAUUUAUGUUAUCCCCAUAGUCGGUUCGUGGCUGCUUGUUUUGAGUGUGUAUGUGGGUGUGGACAGAGCUGGUAAGGAGAAAGUGACAGAAGAGAAGAAGAAAGAGAAAGAUAAAAGAAAAGAGAUGGUCCUCCACAUCACUCCGUACUCCAGUGCCUGUCUGCACUUCCUGGAUGGAUUGUCCUGGAGCCUGGUGUUCCCUUGUUACUGGUUGCUGGACCGGCUCCUGGCCUCCUGCGUGGCCACCUCUCUGGAGAAGAGGCAGCGCUCCCAGGACCCUUGCUCCUUCCUCACCCUGUGUGUCCUGAUCUCUGCACCCAUCUAUCUGCUGUUCCUCUUCGCCUCCCUGCCCUUCGCUUUGCUGGGCUUCAUCAUCUGGGCUCCCCUGCAGGCCAUGCGCCAGCCUUACCUGUACACCUAUCGCAGGUGAGUAAACACCUCUGUGCUUUGAGUCACUGCAUACUCACAACGAAACCAAAACCAAGAUCAUUGGUUUCAGUUUAAUUACUUAUUAUGUUAAUUUAAAAAAAAUCAGCAUUUUCCUCCAUCUUUACGUUGUUUCUUGAGCUUGACACAGAUCAUGUUCAGUGAUUUCCAAAACUACUUGGCAGAGCAAGUUAUUCUAAGAAGAACUUUUUUAUUGAAGUUGAGGGUUUUUUCCCCUGGAGGCAUCAGUUUGUUCACUAUGCAUCAUUCAGCAGGUAGUUAGUAAAUCAACAAUUUACUCCAAAUUUUUAUCAUGAAAAGGGAGACGGACCCAGCUGCAGGCACAUUGGACCUCCAUAAGCAAGCUCAGCUGGAAGUUGCACCUUUCUUGAAUCUCUGAUGUUAGAAGGAAGUUGCUCUCUAUUGAGUCUUUUUGACAAACUUAAAGAAAAUAGACCUUUUGUGUCAUUGUGCACUUCUACCAGAGGCCUCACUGUGCAAGGUAUUCUGGGACUCCUGGCAUCCCGGACAUGUUUGGCAGCCCCAAUUUUCAUCAACCAUUGUCAGAGGAUUGGUUUCAUUGAAAAGACUCUUAGCUUUUUACUGUUCAAGUUUGUGAACAAGACAGGAGGAAGAACAACUUUUACUGGUGAGAUCGCUUAUUUGCCAAUAACAGCAGAGAUCCAGGUGGAGGUCCAGCUUCCCUCAAUGAAAGUCUGACUGUGCAUGCACACCGUGUCUGCAGCCGGGUCCUCUCAGGAGAAGUGUGUUUCUUCUGUUGAAAAUGGUUUCUUACAGUUGUUGUUCAUGUCUGUGCUCAGAGUAAAUGUUAACUCUGCAGGUUGCCCAAAAUGAACCAGUCCAGCUGUUUGUACUCCUGUAAAAAUUUCCUCUUAUGGUGACAGAGUUUUUCUGCCUUGUCACUGUACGAGUCUUUGAAAAAAGAAUAUAUAUAUAUAUAUACCUUACAAACCACCAUACCACCAUCUUUCCCAUUAUCACUUUAUAAACUGAUAUUAAGGGGAGCUGGCUGUAUAAGACGUGAUCUGUUAACAUUACUGGGUUUGUCCUGAUUGUUUUAAUCCACUAAUAAAUUACCUUCAGACUUUCCCCUCAUGUUGCUCAGCUGCAGUAAAAAAAUGCUCACAGGGGAAAACUGUAAUAUAAAACUGUGAAAACUGUGUUAUAGAACAAACUGCUGGUGCAGGAGGAAAGGUGAGUAGACAAGUGACAAAUAAAGUGAGCAAGGCAGAGGUUUAGGUGUGAGUGUGAGGGUGAGAACUCAAGUAUAAUUAAACAUUUGGCACAUAUAAAAAUCUGCUACAUUUACUUUUCCAACCAUAGCAAGCAACAAACCAGGAAAUUUAUAAUAUAGACAGAAACGUUAUGCAGAUGACUGGUUUGUUAAUUUAUGAUUCAGAUAUGUGAAAAUUAAAGGGUUAGUGAGGAGCUCAUGGUUGUUAGUAAAUCUGUCAAAGUAACUUUGCUUCAGAUUUCUCUGCUGUCACAUGUGUUCAGUGUAACACCAUAAUAUCUCAGUGAGAUAUUCUCAACAAAGUGGAACAGUGGGUAUUUUCAUCUACCCGUCAACUUGGCCGGUGAGUCAAAAAGUUAAUUUUGGACCCUGUCUAUGAGUUAAGCAGACUUCAAGAAAACAGAGUCAUUAUCUCCUGUUGUGAUAGUUUACUCAUUGGUCUGGCUGCCAUGUGCCACAUUCUUACCAGUUCUCAUGUGGCUCCCAACAAUACCCACAAACUUUAAAGGAGCGGUCCUCUUUUUCAGUAACUCAACAGAUGUCCUAAACCCCAACAGUGUGAAAAAGAAAAGGGAGCGUCCUUUGUGUUCUUAUCCAGUAAUUAUCCUGCUGACACAACCUUAAUGUGGGAGUGAUUUAUCUGAUUUCAAGGGUGUCACUGUUUUAAAGCUUAAAAUCAAAGAGGGGUGAUCAUUUUGGAGUGAGUCAAAAGAAUGCAAGAAGCCGAAAAAUAAAAAGGAGAGUCAGAUUCAGAUAGAAGAAAAUGUGUCAUUGGAGCUUUAAGAACUAUUUUCUGGCCCAGAAAUCCAAAUCUUACAGCGUCCCAGUCAGAGGUAAAUCAUGCCAACUGAUAUGUAUUUUUCUGUGUUAAGACUGUUAAGGCUGUGUGUUUGUUUCCCAUGAAGGCGGAACUCAGAGUGAUGUAAACUAGAUUAAAUUGGAUAAUUAAAUAAAUGCCUUCCCCACUGAGCAGCUGAUUUGAUUAGCGUUAAAGCACCUUACAGUGGAAAUCCAUAAAUAUUCAUGAGUCUACAUUUUUAAAGGGUAUCAAAACAAUGCAAUCUACUUUUAAAGUUCAUCCAAAAGUAGAUUUAAUCUUCUGAAGGUAUUUCUGCAUCAAAAAUAGAUGAACUGGUCAGUAUUUCAUAUGUCAAACAUCUUUGCGUAGUCCAAUUUCACCAGAAAUAUUUCCUACCGGCUUUCAUUACAUGGUUUCAUUACAGGGGAAAGUUAUAGUGUGCGUCUAUGUGAGAACACACAAAUCUUCAGAAGAUUCACAGCAAGUGAAGUGUGUGUGUGUGUGUGUGGUGGCUGUUCAAUCUACUUUUGCUUGGUUGAAAAAUGCUGGUGCAGCGCACAUCAAUAAAAGUGGUUGUUAACUUUCACUAUUUAUGGAUUUUUUCAGGUCAUAAACAGAGAUGAGUUAUGUUUUUGUACACUAAUGUUUUAGUGGUCUUUGCAGCGCAAGAGCACCUCCUAUGGAAUAACAUUCCCUGUACAGACUCCUCUUACCACUCCUUCUGUAUGCGUGUGUUUUGAUCCCCUUUGACACCAUCUGUCAUCUAGAUUUAAAGAUACGCACCUCCAUUGACUGAUGUCCUAAAUUAAAUAAUACUUCUUAUAAUGAAUGAUUAGCGCCCAGUGAUAGAGGAUUCUGGUUCAAAACAUGAGUUUAAUAGUGCAUCUCAACAGGAAAUAAACUGUUUAUCAAUAAGAACCCAGAGGAGGAGCCCAUAGCAGGAUAAUAAUAAUAUCUGAAUAUAGUGAGGUAGCCUUAUACUCGUUUCUCCUCUCUGGUAUGUUCUUUCAUUCAAUCACUCAUUGCAGUGAUACAAAGGGCAAAAACCUGCAUGUAACAUAAGCUCUAUUGUUAAUUUACACAGAUGUUUUGUUUCCUUCUCAACUUCAAGCAUGCACAAGGACAAUAAGAAAUAAAAUAAAUUAAAGUAUACAGAAGAGAUAAACCAAAGGAUGCUCCCAUGUCUGACAGGGAAAACUUCAUGCUGUGAGGGUCUAUGUGUGAACAUCAAAGUCAGAUAAACUUCAGGGUUAGAGCUCCUGAGUAGUUACAGGAAUUUUUGGAUUUGCAUGUCUUAAAACAGCUGUUUUGGUAGAAUACACAGAGGCCUACAAACUGCACAGCUUGAUUUUCUCCCAAGUGAAGCAGCCCUCUGCUCUGCAGCAUGCAGGGUUGCUCUGAUUGUUUAAAGCAUCCAGAAAACCUCUUGUUUGCCUCAGCUGAUGUCACCCUUUAAAAUGUAUUAUGAACACAGAGAUUCAAGACUCAGUUAGCUCUGGGUGUUUUGUAAAUUGGUUUUGUGAUGUUGGAUUAGGAAUGCAUGACUAUGUUGUCCUCCAUCUUAUCCAACCAUCAGUAUGACACACAAAAUGCAUAUUUCCUAAAAUCACAGACUUUUUUAAAGAAACAAAAAGAAAAAGUAUUUGAUUUCCCUGGAUUUGACUUGAGUAUUUUUCAUUUGACUGUUUUUGCAGACCAGACAAACACCAGGCUGAGGAGGGACAGGCUGGACCGGGUGGUGUUGGGAUUGGAGAGUGGAGGCCACAGGGAAGAAGCUUCUGUUUUUGCAGUGCCAAUGUAUGUCUGCUGCCUGAUUCCCUGGCUAGGUUCAACAACCUGUCAGGCACCCAUAGGAGAGCUCGAGAGGUGGGAAAGAGGAUCCGCAAUGGCGCCAAUAGGCCUCAGAUUAAAAUCUACAUUGACUCACCCACCAACACUUCCAUCAGGUGAGGACAGCUCACUUAUGUCUCAGCAGCAGCUUAUUAAGUACAAUGUCAAUCAAACAUAUUCAUAGGCCAACACCUUUUUUCUGUCUGUUCCUUUUAUUAGUGCUGCAUCCUUCAGUAGCCUUGUCACAGGUUUCCGCCGUACCUCUUCUUUGGACCAGCGCCCAGAGCAAACACACACAACCAAUGGCCCAGCAGAUCCAGAAACUGAACCCCUCACCGAGUGCCCGAUUCACGCCUCAGGUGCCACAGACUGCCCUGUUCACCCCAAUUCUGCAGGAGAUCAGGGUUCCUCUGAAUGCCCCGUUCACACAGAAGGAGCAGAUACAACAAAAGACUGCCCCCUCCAUCCUGCAGACACCAACGGUAGCUCAGACUGUCCUGUCCACAUCUCAGGAGAGGCUUCAGACUGCCCUGCACAUCCCACAGGGGUCCAGAGUGCCCAAAGCCAUCAUGACUGCCCCAUGCACGGGGAAGGGGCUCAGCCUAAACCAUCCCCAGACUGCCCACUUCACACCUCAGGGGUUCAAAUCAGCAUCAGCGCCCCAGAGCCAGAUCCCCAGGAGGAGGAGGCCGAAACAGGGAACCAUCAGACAGGAGAGCAGGCAGGAGGAGACUCAGGCAGCAUGACUGCUUCCAGGGAAUCCCUCACCCGCUACCAUGGAGGUGACGGGGGCACGGGGAUAUCCUCCAAUAACACACUCUCCCACGUCCCUCGAACGUCAGUCUUCAAACGCCCUGGACGCAAACGCCGCCAUGGAGAUGAGACAUUUGACCAUGAAAUCUCUGCCUUUUUUCCUGCCAAUCUGGAUUUCCUGGCUCUACAGGAAGUGUUUGACCACGGAGCAGUGACUAGACUGAGGCAACAGUUGCACCGCUAUUUCCCCUACGUGCUGAGCGACGUGGGGCGGUACGGCUGGAAAGGUUGCUGCUCAAGGUUCAAAUUCCUGAACAGUGGGCUGAUGCUGGCCAGCCGAUACCCAAUCCUGGAUGCACGGUACGAGUGCUUUCCCAACGGGAGAGGGGAGGACGCACUCGCGGCCAAAGGGGUGCUAUUUGCCAAGGUUAGUAACUGACUUCAUCUUUUACCCUCUCCUCUACGGCAUUGUAGGAAGUACCUCACAAAUUAAGCUAUGGUAGUUAAAUUUUCCACAGAGGACAUUUUCUUAUUUUUUUGACAGUGAAUAAAUGGGAUUAUUGAUAAAACUCAAGAAUUCAAGCCAGAGGCCUGACUCAGGGCUUUAUUUUGGUUUAAGAGAGGACAUGAGUCAGCAGACUCUGCAAAUUUCUGGUGGACUGAAGACGUCAAGAUCAGAGCCAGAAGAUAAGUUUGUGUCAUGGGAGAAAGUUUCAUUACUACUGAUAAAUGUUUUUAAUUGGUGUAUCUUAUCACCUCUGUGAAAUGACCAAUAAUUAAACCCCUGACCCAGAUACUCUGGCGCCUGAGUAGAAAUACAUCUGAGAGCCACCCAGCAAAACCUUGUUCACAUCAGUCUUAUCCAAACCCAACAGUAUGAGCUACAGCACAGGGUACAUAAAGGCCUGUAUACAUUUAUGCGGCGCUCCAGUUACAUCGGAGGUUGGAUGUUGGAGCUGGGUAUGACGUUACACCCAAGUUGACGGCGUUCCAGUAAACAAGUCGAAAAACCAAGAUGGAUGCCUACAGUUACCCUUUGUCAGCUGUCGAUAGCUGUUGUAAACAACGCACAACACGGUAUUUUACUCUUACAAACACCACAGCACCGUGUUCACAGUUAGACGUUGGGCAGCACAACAUAUACCACUUAUUUAAUUUCACAAAAACAAAACAAGUGCUAAUAAAUGAUACAUUACGAGAGCUUUCACUGUUAAUAUUUACUGCUGAUGCACUGCGCUGCCAUCUUGGAUUAUGACGUUGUUGUCAAGAUGGGGUUGGUGAGGAUCCUCUGACUUUCCGAGUUGGAAAUCCGACUUCAGGGGGACGUUCCAGAUGAAUUGCCGACUCAGAGCUUGGAAAUCCCAACUUCCCAGUACAACUGGAAUGCAACACACGAUACAUAGUAGAUUAACAUAGUCUUUCACCUGUAAUGUAUAUUUUAACAUAGUAAUGAUAAAUAACCAAUGCUUUGACUGAAGAAAAUAUACUGCAUUUCAUUUGGCAUGAUAGACAAACUUGAGUUUUUUAGCCACUGCAUCUGCAUGGCUGAGCAGAUAAAUUGGAUAAUUGGUGAGAAAUAAAGUGCAGGGAGGGCUUUGUCUUUUAACCAAUGGCCUUCAGUAAGAACAUUAGUGACAUUUAAAUAGUAACUCGUCUCUGAGGGCAGCAGCAAAUCCCUGACAUGUCUUUUAUAAUUCUCAUGAAUGCAGUAACAUUAUAAUACUAAUGGAAAAUGAUCAUAAUAUGAAGGACUGUGUUGAUUGAAAUUGUAUCAGGCCAUUUGAUAUCCAUGUUGGAUAAGUUUAUGCAUUUAUUGUGUUUUUUUCCACACACACCAGCAGUUUUUAUCUGGCAUGAAGUACACACACACUCAAACACACUGAAUUAGUUGUGUGUUUGAGUGUGAUGUCUGACUUGAUGUCAUUUGGCCGUUUUAUUCUUAUGUGUUUUUAAAAAGUAACACAACAGAGAAGGGACAUACAAAUCUUCUGAACUAAAAUCUUUUAGGAUCCAAGAGAAAAUGUCCAAAGUCCCAAUGUAAAGGUGUAAUGCAUGGACAUGAAAAAAAAAUUAAGUGAUAUUUGGAGGUUAGAUACUGAACUGAAACACCCCCCUGCUCACCCCUUCUGGCUCUGAAGUGACGGUGGCUGUUAUAGGCAAGAAUUUCCAGUAAAAUUUAUAAUACUUAUAAUAUUUUACCUAAAAAAAAAAAAGUUCAUCAAUAUAAACUCCCACAAAGUUCAUCAAUAUAAACUCCCAGUGGCCACUCACUACCACGAUUGAAACAUCCUCCCUUUCUCUGUGUCUUUGUCUGAUCUUUUUGACUGUACUCAUCUGCAGGAUGCUUCAUAAGAUACCCAAGAGCACAGCUUGGGUUUUCAAGUGUUCCCCUUGAUGCUUCGUUAUCACAACAGGCGAUCCAUGUGUGAAUGAGGCUUGUUGACGACAAUCCAAAACUGAGAGUACAGAAUUACAUCAGCAGCAACCAGCUGCACCACACUGUAAAGACACCAGUAUAAGAGAAUUAUAUUAAACAGGAGACGUUGACUGCAUUGGCAGGAGAGAGAGAAAGCUGAAAGACUGCCAGACAACAUGUACACCACUCAGAGGACAUUUUUCAUUGCUUAUCACAGAAAGGGAUUGUAAAUGGAUCACAAAACAUUAAAAUAGCCCAUAAAUAUAGUUAGGCAGGCUGCCCAGGUAUGGUCUAUCUGUGGGAAGUGGUUAGGGUUCAAUUCCAGCCUGCAGUUCCUUUCUCUCAUGUCACUCCCUGCUCUCCUUUCUCAUUUCUUGCCCUAUCUACUUUCCCAUCUUAUAAAUAAAGACAUGAAAAAACCUGAGGCAACUAAAAAAGUUGUGCAGAUCAGAGUCCAGUCCUCAAAUUCCAAUCCCCAUCCCUGUCAGGAAGGUGGUUUUCCAAAUGUUUAAGUCAAGUAUGUCAUGACAUAGCGUUUUAAUGUACAGUGGAUGGGAUUCACCACAGCAAAGGUCCCAGUCUUGUCCCCUUUACUGUUCUGCUCCUAUCAUCUUUAGAGUCAGUGACGCUACAUUUCUAUUCGCAGUGCAAAAGUUACAAGAAAUGUUCAUUUUUCACUUAUUUGAUUUAAUUUCCAGCUGAGCUAAAUUAGGAGAAAAUAUCACUUUGGACUUUUCCUGAAACAGAAGUGCGUCUUUACUUUCGUUGCUGCUUGAUGCCAAUUUAGCUGAAGGCAAAUCUAAUCCUCUUUGACACAGCUAUCUGUAACAAUGACAAGGCGGCAAUUGAAACUGUCCACUGAGUCUUUUUAUACUAAAUUAACUUAUUAUACAUUUGUGAAAGAGAGCAUGGGUGUGACAGAGAGUGUGAAUGAGGGAAAGAGAGACAGAGUUUAAAUAACCUGCCAGCUGUCUGCGGCGUUAACAUGGAUUUCUCUGGUAUGAGAAAAAGGAAACCACAUUGUCAAACAUUUUCUCCUGGUACCUGGUAAAUACACUGAACUGACGCCUACAUCCAUUCAAACAUAACACUUCCAUCAUUUGUGAGUGCACACACCAUAGUAAUUACAGAACACUCUCAACCUCUCCACAUCUCCCACUACCAUGUUGAAAGGAAGAAAAAAAACAUGUGGUCAUGUGUUUUCAAGGGCUUCAGCAUUAGGGUUGGGAAAGUUAACAUGAUGAUGUGAUUGUUAGAAGUUCCUGCACUGAAAACACAGUAAGGAUAAACACUCAUAUGAUUUCUCAGCUUUCUGACAGCUGAUAGGUUAAAAUCUUAAGUAUGUUAACCAGUUAAAUUCAUUAAGAUUGAGUUAUUUCUCUAUUAUGCUGACACGGAAACACUAAGAGAAAGGGCUCUCACUUGAUAUGAUGCCACACAACUCAACUGUCUGACGGGCAUCCAGAGUGAAAAAGGGGUCCCACACGAAAAAGCUUUUGCAAAUUUGUCUGGAAGUGUCAGGCUGGCUUGAAGCCAUGAAUUAACUGAUGUUAUUGAUUAGUAACUAGAUCAUUUAUUUGGCAUGAUUUGGCUGUAAUGUUACUGACAAAAUGCCUGGAAAAAGAAAGAUUAAGACCCAUUUACAAUUUACCACAGUGUUAGGUAAAGUCAAGAGAGGUUGGUUAGCAGCAUAGACUGUAUAUAGAAUGGACAGAGUCCGCCUCCUUGAUGGGUGAAGCCACCGCAAGAACAGCACCCUCUGUUGACGGGCUGCAGUAUAGGUCAUAAAUCCCGCCUCCUCCAGCAAUCCCUAUGGAGCUGUGGACCAACUUUAGAAAUUUAUUACACAGAAUAUACAUUUUUCUCCCCCCUUCUUGCAAUGGUGACAUGUACUUACUGUAAGACUGGAUUGUGCUCAAGUCCUCUUUUUUCUGUACAGCUCCAUUUUUAGCCGAGCGCCAUCACAGCGACUCUCAACGACUCUCCUGCCGAAUGCUUACAACGCUACUGCGCAAUGUUGAUUUCAGGAAAUGUAGAGAAAUUACAGAAAUACCGAGAGCUCUUUGUCUUCAAAUCUGUGUACUGGCGGAAGGCAGAACCAAGUUGUCUGUAGUAUAUACAGUCUAUGGUUUGCAGCCCAAACCCACAGGGAUUAAUUUAAAGGACCAGUGUGUAGAAAUAGGAAUAUUAGGAGAAAUCAAGCGGUCGGAUUAAAGAUUAAAAUGGUCUCUCACUCACCUCUCUCAUUAGAGAGACCUUUGUGGACAAGGAGCCUCUAUGAUGCAUAACAAGUGCGAUCCUCCAUAUGGAGUUUUAACCAUUAAUGUUGUCUUGUAUGUCUGCCGCCUCUCAGUAAAAGGAAAAAAAAUGUAAUGUCUGCAUUACGACAGUAGUUUGCCCAUUCUGUAGAGAAGGUACCAGAAAACUGACAGCACCCAUUUUUGCUUUUCCGAGACAAAUAUUUACAGUGAGAGUUACAUUUCAAUGUUAAAGGGAGCAGGAUGAUAUUUCCAUCAAAAACAUGACUUAUGCAUGUACAGAGCAAGAGCAUCAAAGAUGAUUGAAGUAUCAUUUUCUUCCUCCAUGUGAAUAUUUCAGUAACUUCUAGUGUUUCUUCCUUUGAGCUGGAUUCAUGCCCCUCUUGGAUCACAUUUUAUUUCUACCCAAUAAAAUAAUAAAAACACACAGGGCUCUCCAUGGAGAGAAAGAGCUGUAUAGUGCACAGUGUCGAGUUUAUGAAGGAAGUGUGCACUGAAUCAGUAAAAAAGUCAUGGUGUGUAUGUGUGUGUGUGUGUGUGUGUGUGUGUGUGUGUGUGUGUGUGUGUGUGUGUGUGUGUGUGUGUGUGUGUGUGUGUGUGUGUUUUCCGGUAUGUGUGCAUGCCCCUGUGAUGACUGUUGACAGUGUACAGUAUGUGUUCAUUAAUCAAGUACAUACUGGAGCUGUCAAGAUCUGAGUCUGGCCCAGAUCCACCUGCUACAGGGACAGUACCACUGUAUGUUACCUGAUACUGCGAGUGAGCAUCUAUUUAUUUGUGUCCGUACAUGCCCUCACAUAUAACAGAUCUAAUAAAGACACACUCCAUCACAGUUUGCAUGCUGAUGGUCUCAUCCUGUUAGCCCUGCUGCCUGUUUACUGUCCCUGUAGCUUACAAGCUGACCUCACAUUCCUGUUAUACUGCUUUCUCAUAUAAGAGGUCUCUCUAGGUCUCCCCAGCAGCUGGCUGUCAGCCAGUUGGCAGGUCCCUGUCUUAGUGAAUACUGAUUUAACUCCCAUCAGAAAGAAAAGGACACUAAAUAAUGUUCCACAAAACCACUUCUUGCUACGAGAACGUGCUUGAUUUGUCUGCUGUUAACAUUAUUAAUUAUUAUUAUUGAACUAGAUUUGGUGGCUAGAGGAGCAUACUUUGAAUUUCCCUUCAAGGAUCAAUGAAGUUCUUAUCUUAUCUUAUCUUAUUUUAUCUCAUCUCAUCUCAUCCCAACUCAACUCAACUCAUCUUAUCCCUGUGGACUCUGUGGUGGAGUGAAUUUAAAACUUCACUUGCCUUUGCUCAGAACAUCACAACAAGGAGCCUUAAAGCAAGAUGGUCACCUCCAUGAUCCUGGUCUAGUGUCCUCAGAGAAAUGAUCUGAGUUUGUUCAGUUUAUGUCCAUGUUCUCUGCUGUUUCACAUAAAUUAAUCCAGGUCAGAUGAGAUUCUUACUUGCUAUCGUGUUAUUUUACUUCUAUUAUGUUCCUCAUAAAUUAGACACACGUGCGCUGAAGUAAAAUUGUGUUAGAAAAUAUUUCAGGAGUUGUGUUUGGAAACAGAGAUAGGCCAUUUGACAAGUCAGAUGCUGUUUGGAAAGAGUGCUAUGCUGCUCUCCAACAUACAGGCAGCCUGACUAACCUUAUGACUCACCUGAAGAGGCGACAGGAUGUGACCAUGGAGGCAUCCUCUGGGGCCUCAGCAUCCCCUGCCUGAGGUUAAUAUUUAUCCGAGCCCGCUGGCUCCAGGAGUGGGGAGCAAAAUACUGCAAGAUUUUGUCAUGUCCUGCUUCCUGACAACUCUUUUUAAAGACAAUACCUGAUGCUACAGCCAUCUCUACCUGUAAAGAGAUCCAGACUAAGACUGAUUUAACUAGUUUUAUGUUUUUUGUAUUUGUAAGCAGACUUCUUUAUUCAUGGUUCAUUUGUUUUACAUCGUUCAUAGUAUUUUCUCACAAAGCCAAACUCCGAUGGAGAGGCCAAUUCUCAGACCCAAACAGUUGGAUUCAGACACAGUUGGAUUUUCUAUGUCACAAAUCCAUGCUCCGCCCCCUGGAGCCUCGCUCUGCAGGCCAGACCCCGAGAAGCAGAGAGGACGAACGAGGAAUAAGUGUGUGCAGUAGCGGAUUGCAAUGCUAAUCAUUGCAAAGAAAGCUAAUCAUGAUAUUGGCCUUCAUCGUUCCCCCAGACAUUAGUGUUUGAGAGCUAAAUAGCCCCUAUGUCACCUGCUACUUCUACUACACCGGCAAUGUUAGGUUACAAGCUAGCGUGAAGAGGAGGGUGCAAAGCAGUGCUGUCUCUGCCCACGACUCAGAGGCAAAUUGCUAAUUAGCGCUCUGCAGAAGAAAAGCCCUCAACAAAAACAUCCACAACAAUUGUAAGAUUAUUCAAGCAUACACAGACACACAGAUCCCUCUUUGGGCUGGUUUUAGUCUUAAUUUGACCCCACAGUCAAAUACUCAAGCAGAUUUAUCAAAAGUAUCACAGUUGAAAGAUAAAGCACGAGAUACUUCAAGAGCUAGUUUGUCUGUCAUGCUCCGACCAUCAGGAGCCACAUGUGUAUUUCUCCUGCUGCAUGCGGUGUUGUUAUUCACAUCAAUGAAACAUGGCUCAGCUUGGCUUUUGCCGGUCGUCCUCAGAAGCUGCGUCUCCCAGCCAGCUGCAGGCUUUGAUGCGCCUGCUGUUCACCGCUCGCCCCGCCAUCCUGCAGACGUCUUGGCAGCCCUCCAAGGCAGCAUCUUGUUAUAAACCCUCACUUCCCCUCUGUGAACCUUUGGUCACUCUGGCUCAUUGCUGCUCAACACUCCAGCUUGCCUUGAAGCCAGCUGGGAUGCAUCUCAUUAGAUUCAGUUAAUUUGAUGUACCUGAUGUUCACGCUGUGUUUCCGUUCGCGCCUUACUGAGACAAAAUGGUUUUUCUUUCAUGAUGUUGAAGUGAUGAUCCUCAGACUGUUACCUUUGAACUCUGGGCUUUUCAAUUUUAUUAACGGACAUAGCGUUGUUGUUGUUGUUGGCGGCGGUAUAGUAGUGGUGAUGCACUUACAUUUUAUGAUAAUGGUGCAGGUUAUAGUGCCAACAUACCACUGUCUUCUGCAAGUUGCAAAACCUUGAAUGUAUGAAUGGAAAAGUGUGUCAGGGUGUCUGCAAGGAAAGUAAGCCUACUGGUUUGCUUCUUUUUUAGAUAUAGGUGUCGUAAGUAGGGUUAGUCCACCCUGCAUAAGUGAUAAGACAUGGCUGCUGUCGAAAGAGUCAAGAAAUUGAAGCAGGAUCAUGUCUUCCCUUAGAAAGCAAAUUCAGGGUAUGGAAAAAGAAAGAAGAGAUUAAGGGGAAAAGGACACUGAGGAAAAAUUAUUUCUUUAAAACUUUAAGCUGAGCACAGCUCAUACAAGAAUGGUCAUGAAUUUGAAUGAAUGGAGCCCCAACCAAAAAUCCUGGAGAUUUAAAUGAUGAACAUCAGUCUUGAAACUUCAAAAUUCUUUGGUUUAGAAGUCACGUACUUUUCCCACGUUAUCAACAACUAUUUCCCAAAAAAAUUACAAUAACAAUCUACUUCAAAGAAAUUACAUGAAAUGUCCUUUAUACAGUAUUUAAGCUAAUUGUGAUAUGAGGCAGUCAUGGAAAUGUUGAUUGGAUUAGGUCUGGGUUGCAUAUAAUUUUCCUGUGUUCGCAAAAUAAUGAGCAUCACAUGUACAAUCACAAAAUAACCUCCUCUAUCACUUUUACCUCAGGAAAAAAAAGGUUCGCUUUCGAGAAAUAGUUUCACUUUACUUAGUGAGCUAGCCUAAAAUAUUUUAUUUCAACAGAUUCAGUUAAAACUGCAGAUUUGUGUGUUAGUACUUCAGUUCUAAAAUUAAGCUGGCUAAACUGUUUUCAAUCAUAUCACUGUUCAAUCACUGUUAUAAUGCCAGUAACAUUGAUUAACUCUAAAAUCUUUGAACCUUUUUAUUAAGUCAUAGCUAUUAAAAGUCUUCAAAAGGUGAACCAUACAUUCACCCCUGUGUGGUAACCCUACAACACCCUCAGCUGUAUGUAACUUAUCACUGCAGAUGUCUGGAAAAUAGAAAUUUUGAAUUGUUACUAAACUUUUAAGUAGUUCUGGCUUCGCUUUAAAACAAUACAGACACAGAUUCCUGAUCAUUGGGUUCAUCUGAGAUCAAUCUCAUGCAUGUAUUUGUUUAUUAAGAAUUUUCCUUUAUUUUUCUUUUUUACUCAGUUUUAAAUACUUUGGGUUUCAGAUAUAGUCCAUAAUUUUUUCAGCAAAUAGCAAAGCAGAAACAGUAAAAAAUGGAAUAUCAUAAAAUGCUGGUAUGUUUAUGUAUCACUUAAGAUUCCUUUUUCUACACAUGACACCUAUAUAACCUGAUGUAAUGGUUUGUUCAGCACUGUAAGGGUUUCAUGCUGGGAGUGUGUCAUAUUAACCUUUUGUAGAAAAGAAACUCAGUGAUACACUUACGCAUUUGUAGAGUACAAGCAUGAAAAUAAUACUUUCCUCACAAUGUGGUGUUCAAAGCCGUGCUCAGCAGGUGGGCCAAGCGCAGUAAUAUUGGUCUGAAUAAUGGAAACAUUUAAUGGAUGCAGAAGUGCGUUAAUGUGCACAUGCACGGGUGUGAAGCCUCCCAAGGGUUCUCAGUGUUAAAGUUAAGUCAUUCUGUGUGAAAAUAUUGAGCAUAUUUAUGAGAUUUAUUAAUACAAAAACUGAUUUUUGCAUCUAAUGAAAACAAUUGGGAAUUAUUUAACUCAGGCCAUCCUCACUCAUUUCUGUUAAUUACAAGUAACAUAAAUCCUACGGUGAACUCAGCAUUUCAGCAUAUUCUCCUUAUUCUUCAAUGUUUAUAUUUACCUGGAGAGCAGCAGCUGGUCAGCAACAUAAAUCUAACUCAUCUUCAAAGAGAGAGAGAGAGAGAGAGAGAGAGAGAGAGGUGGAGAUAGAUUAUUAAUUAAAAAUGUUUCCCUAAAGAGAGAGCCAGCAGCUCUGGCUCUGUAAUUAAAGCUUUUCAGUCCCAACAUUUAUCCCCUCUUAUAAUUAUUUCAGCCUACUAAGUGGAUGGUUGGGGUGUGUGUGUGUGUGUGUGUGUGUGUGUGUGUGUGUGUGUGUGUGUGUGUGUGUGUGUGUGUGUGUGUGUGUGUGUGUGUGUGUGUGUGUGUGUGUAAAUACACGGUUUGAAUGAAUUACUAAAGAUUGGGCUUUCAAACAAGGACACACUCCAAUCUAGAUGGGAUAGAAGUGAAAUCAGUGGGAGUUUCCUCAAAUCCAAAGAUUCAUUGAUGAAUUUAUUCAGGUCCAAAGGGAAUAAAACUUGAUCAAGGUGGCAGCUCAGACAACAGCCUCAAAACACACUCUCUUCCCUCUCUUUGAUAACGGCUCUCUUCAGCUUUUCUACUUACAUGAAAACACUUUUUCUUUCUUCGACAAAGACGCAAAAUCAGAUCAGAUCAUCAGACAUGAGUACUCACACGAUCUGUUUAUCAAAGUGAGAGGCCCAAAGUGAGUAAGAUUUCCACGGGGAACUCAAGAAUUGACUGUUCUCUCACAUCUUCAGAUGAGUUUUAAAAUGGACAGUCAAGUUUUAAAAUCCUGUCAUUUUAAUGUUCAGUGACCAGUAACUUGACAGAAAGUAGUAGUAAAGUAGAACUUCAUUUCCUUUAUUUUUGCUACUUGAUUAAACAGGUUUGUUCUGCACUUUAUGUGUAAUGGAUUGUUCAGUCUCAGAGAAAAUCUGGGGCACUGUGGUCCACGGCACAAGGAGAUAUGCUUAGGGAUUGUAUAAAACAUAGCGAUGCAUUUAUGUGUUAGCACGUAUGCAUGUGUGUGUUUUUGUUAAGGUGACCAGACGUCCCAGAUUUCCAGAGACAGUCCCUGAUUUGGAUGACCUGUCCCCGGCUAAAGCUGUCCCUGGAAAUGUCCCCGAUUUAAGAGUUCCAUGAAUGAAAAAAAAAAAAAAAGGUGCAUGUAGGUAGUAAGCACGAGUAAGCACAGUCAUGAACAACAGUGGUGGCGUGCAGAAAUGGUCCUUGAUUGGCUCUGCCGCAGGGCUGCUUUUGUGUGUGAUUGGCUAUCCCUGCUGUCAGUCAUACCAUGCCCGCCGGACUAGUGUUUUGCAAGUUGCUUGUCGGAGUCAGUCCAUUAACAUCGCUUUUCGCCGAUGCAAGUUUACAGGAACGUUCAUUUUCCCUCUGUAACGUCACAUUCAUUGGAGGUUUCAUUUACAUCCCUGUAUUGGGUUUGUACCUCCAUCCAUCUGCUGGACAUAAUGCCUCUACUGUUACUCUGUGUGCGAGAUGUGCUGUUUGCUAGGCUAUAAGUAAAGGUGGGAACUGAAUCCUGGAAUAAAUGAAUAAAUCUGAGCUGAUCAUUGACAAAGUCACAUGCGCCCCCUCACCACCACCACCACCUUUGAAAUCAAAAUUUCAUCCAUGGUGAGAGAUGAUUGUUAUGACAUUGUGCUUGUCUUCUGGUAUCCCUAGAUAAGCUCCCUAUGAACAGCAGUAUCAUGAUACAAAAGUAGAAAUAUUACCGUCUACAAGCUCGCAACCCUGAAGUCAAAGUCCCUAUAACAGCAAAACCACAGAUUCAUUAUCAGAGUGGGGUUACUGCUGGGCCUCUCUGUUUGUGCUUUAAUAUGCUGUAUGAACUUGGACGCCCGUGAUACUAUCUCAGUGAUGCUCCCAGUAUGGAGAAAGUACUGUGUCAGCGACCUGAGACCUCAGAUUAAGGUUUUGUUGGUGUGAGGUGCAGACCCUAAGGCUAUUUGUACAAUGUGGGCGCUUGGCAUAGAAAUGUUGUUUGGAGUGCAGUACAUUUAUCUAAAUGCUCUGCACCAAGUAUACAAUAGGGCUAAUCACUGAAGGCAAUCUACAGCAGCAUAAUUUACUGACGUGAACAUUGCUGCUACGUUUGCUCUGAAAAGACUAAACAGUGAGAACGGUUUUGAUAAUCUGGAGAGAUGAAACCACAGCUCCUCAAUCAUUCUUCUGCUGACUCGCUGUCAUCAUGACAAUCCGGCUGCCUGCUUUUUCAGUCUCAUGCGACUAAUGCAAGGUGAAAUCUUUGCGUACUCCUCGUCUGAUGGUACAGUUAAGAUAAUUAGUUACAGCAGCCUCAGAGGUUUCAUAAUUAGGCUUUUGGCUUGCUGCUAGUGUGAAAUCGUCUCUCACAGCUCUCUCCAGUUCCGCUUUGUUGUGUCUCAAUACCCUGUAAUGAGAGGAAGUCAUCUCCCAUCCUGCACUCUGACUCAUUUACUGUUUUUAAAGGAAUGCAGUCAAUUUCAUUUCACAUUAUUCUUAACAAGCAGGAAGGGAAAUAACAUGUUCAACACAUAUCAGCGUAAAUUGCGUCCUGUUGAGGCUUCCCUGUGCAGAACUCUUAUCAGUUUUGGCAUCAGCUAAACUUCAUGCUCUGCACACUGAAAGUCCAUUCUUUUGUUGCAUGCAUGAGUGCAAACGCGCACAUACACACUCUCAUAACAAUCCCUCCAGGCCUCUUGUCAGUUUCAGGGUGCACACACACCUAUUGAAGCAUAGAAAAGCUCCUAAAAUAUUAAUAGAGAGCGCAUCAUGCAGAUAGAGAGACGAGCAGAGGAGAGCAACGGAAGGGGAAAGAAUGAGGACAGAGUCUGUGAGAGAAGAGAAAAGGGAAAGAUGAGAUGAUUAGAUGAAACUUUAAUUAUCCCUGUUGUGGGAUUAAGUCAAACUGAGACAUAAAGAGUUGUAAAGGAAUUUAAUCUUUCUUUAUUUUAUUUUUUUGGCUGAGUGGUUUGAUUUCUGCGCAUAUUUAUGGAUUUAAUUAAUUAGACCUCAAAGAAUGAAAAGGUCUUUGUGUGUGUGUGCAUGUGUGUUUUAUCCAAACUUUUAACAUGGGAGGACAUACCAUAUAAGACAAAGCUUUACACAUUAAAAACACUGUAAAACUUCUUUACUGCAUAGAGUGAAUGGGAUAGAAAGUUGGACUGAAAUUACUGUCCUGAUUGUUGUCCAACAAGAUCUGAAAUGCUGCAGUUUCAUAUAUUUUUUAUUACCUCCACAGCUCAUCGUGUAAAAAGUCUAAAAAAGUCUUUAAAAAGUAUACCCAGUGGUAUAAGCAAAAAAAAGAGUAUGGGUGUUCCCAUAUGAGAAUCUUUCAGUAUCUAGUAAAUGAUUGGUAUUACAUUCUACCACUCCAAAGUUAAUAAAAAAAUCCAGAAAGUAAUGCUGAUUUUCACAACACACAUUUAUUGAAAAACUACUUCAGUAUGUCAAACGAAGAUUCCCCGCAUCUCUGUAUCACUAUGCCUUUAUCUAAUUUCCCACCAGGCAAUAAUAAACUAUAUACAGCAGCUUUAGUUGUGGUGUAACAAAGCCAUCAGGCCUUCACUUGAGAGCAAUGAAAAGAAGCUGAGUCCAUUUUCAUCUCACAACAAAGGCAGACAUGGAUAGCAGAGGAGAGUGGCUGUUAGAGAGAGAAAUAAAGGCAGGGAGGGAAUGUUUGAUGAAUUUGACGAUGAUGAUGAUGACAUCUGUGAAGAAAUAAAAUAAUGAGGUAAAUUCAUUCAGGCCUGCGUCAUCAUCCCGUUCUGCUUUGGUUUGUGUCCUCUGUUCAAUUUUUUAGUGAGGCCAACAAGGCUGUCAUCUUUGUUUACAUGUUUCGAAAUGCAGAGACAUGAGAGAUUUUAAUUUGACAUAAAACCUGUAACCUGUAACAUCUCUUAAAGGAUGGUGCCAAGCUGUGCAUCAUGGGUAAUAAACUGUAGGUGUCAUUAAACCCAGAGCAGCUGUAACAUGGGGAGGACAGGAAAGGGUGCUGGCAGCACCAAAAAAGACCCAGCAUGACAGGGUUACAUAAAGAUCAAAUUUAGAAACAGCAAGACAGCAUACAAGAGUUCCAGCCCACUUAAGGCGCUAGGACUACUGGGAUGAUACUCGUGAUAUAACAAAAUCAUUCAUAUACAGAAGCUAGAAUCACAGUGUGAACAUUGGUUUUACUUACUGUUAAUUUGGAGGGGUGGUCCGACACCCCAACACCACUCCAAUUCAAGUGUACAGGAUAUUUUAUCAAUGCAAUCUGUGUAAUUCAAAGGGAUAUUCCGGUGUAAAAUUAAUUUAGGGUCAAACACACCAUAACACUGAGUUAGACACCCCCUCGAGAGAUGAAUAUUGUCGACUGCGUGCUUCUCUAGUUAUACCAACUUUAGUAACGACCGCACACUAGCAAUACACAGCGGUCUGAGGAGCCAUGAACAAACCUCAACCAAAAUGCCACUCUAUAGCUACAAAUAAUACUCAGAACAGCACCUAACUUCAUCAAGAGUACAUAUAGGGUCCCAGCCAUAGCACUAGCCACCGAACAUCUUUUUUACUUUGCCUAAUUUCUUUCGCAAAGACACCAAACUCAACUCACCUACUUUCUUCCAGCAGCCGCUUAUUUGUAGGCAGACCUCGGGCCAGUCCAUUACGGACUACAGCGGGUUGACACAGCUCAUGGAAGAACAUUUAUGAUCAUUUCUUUAUCAUUUCCAGUAAUAAUCACCGUCUUGCACUGCAGACGCAGUAGUUCUUCUGCCUUAGCAUCUCAGUCUGAUUGCAUGUCCAUGAAGAAAUGAUCAUAAAUGUUCUUCCUUUCAUGAGUGAAAGGCUAACCUAUUUUUACUGAGUGCAGCUCGUAACCCUGUAUUGAUAUUAUUGAUAUUAUAUUAACGAAAUUAAAAGUUUUGAAAACUUCAGCAGCAAAAAUAUAUAAACAGUUCUGCAACUUGUUUUUUUUUUUGUUUAUUGUUUUUUCCAAAAUAAAAGCCUCAUCUGUUUUUAUCCUCUUUAGCUACUGCUCAUUUUUCCCAUGCAGUGUUUUUAUUCUGAAACAGUUAUCAGGUGCUUGAGAUUACUUGUAAAGCUCUGUGUAUGGCCCCCUGAUAAACAUCCUUUGAACCUCACAGAUUUAAUAUUAAUUUCCAAAUGAGUGCAUAAAACCGAGACUAGAACUUCAAAAAUUACAAAUACUGUUUCAACAAAAUAACUAUACAAUAAUCACAGAAAUUAAAUAAUAAGAAAUAAAAUUAAAUUUUGAUUGUGGCUGAUGACUGAUGGACCCAUAAAUCACUGGGUCUAAGUAUCCUUAAGGCAGUCUUUUCAUUAUUGCUCAUUUGGCAUCUGCAGAGGGGAAGUGGUUCUUGGCAAGCUUGUACUUGUGGUGUAUAAAGUGAAGUGUACUGAAAGUUUUUUUUAACACACAAAAAAAAAUGUUCCAUGCUUUUUCAUAGCUUGGCUAUUAUUAGCAAAUGACCAAAAUCUCUCUAAUUCUUACUGACUCACAUCUUGUGCAACAGUAUUGGGGAAGCUGAUGGACCAUCUGCAUUUAGCCUAAUUGAACAACUUAUUUUCCUCUCUUUUACCUCACUCGCUCUCACAAAACACUCAUUCCAUUAAAAGAAAUUAAAUUACUGCCUCCAAUAUUCAAAAGGGAAAUGCACCGUCUAUGCUCUGAGGUAUAUUUUCUGAACUUCAGUCCAUAAUGUGGGCUUUGUGUUUGCUGUUAAAGUCAGGCUAAUCAGGCUAAUGCUUUAUUGUGUCUUUUAGGGUUUUUAUUCAGAGCUCUGCACAGACACUAAGCCAAAACAGCCAUCCCAUUACUGCCUAUCAGCAAAUGAAGCCCCCUCUCUCUCCCCCCUUUACCCCAGAAGGACAUUUAGACACCAUGGUUAAUUCAUCACAGAGAUACAAGCUGAGGUUCAUUUUUCAUCAUUUCACAGAGGAAUUGACUUUAGUUUACAUUAAUUGACAGAUACCUGAGCAUGUUUACAGGCCCGGGGUGGAACAAUAGAUUCUCUUUUCAUAUUUUAGGGAUAAGUUCCAUUUGUAUGUAAAUUUGUUCUGUGGAAGUUUUUGUCUGUUCAAUGGUGCCAUACCUAAAUUCAAAAUACUUCUAUAUUGCAAUCUCUUGUUGUUGUUUUUGUUUUACUUUUUAACAUGAUUAAUUUUAAAUCAUUAUUAUUUUGCCAUCAGUUCAGCGUUGACAUGUUUAUCUUGCUCUGUGCCCGGCAUGUUGGAUUGUCAUAUCACUGUACAAACAUGUUGCACAUGUGCACACACACAAAAACAAACAGACACCCCUGCCUUAAGAGCAGCUGCUGAACAUCACCAAAGAGACGCUAAACAAUCAGAGGAGUGGUUGUAAAAUCUGCAAACACAUAUGGGAGCGUGUAUUCAAAUUCCAAAUUGCAGCCUUUUGUGCAGUGACAUGACAGCACAUACAUCAUGAUUGCAAUUGCAAUCAGACUGACUGUGCAGCAUUAUUGUCAACAAAUAUUUGAGUAUGUAGGACAUUAUUAACACGCAUAUAUCAUUUGUUAUUUGACUCUUCACUGUGGUUUUACAGCCCACAACUUGACUGUUUUCUUCUACAAAUAUCAUCAGUUAGGUUUUCAACAGCAGCAGGUAGCAGUUUCAGUGACAAAGCUUAGCAGGCUGACAAAAUAGUACUAUUGUAGCGGAACAUCUCCUUCAAAAGCCAAGGAAACGAAACUAAAGCCAGUAAGAGUGCAAAUGAAAUUGGUAUGAUUGUGUUUUCUGAAAGAGAAAAAAGCCAUCUCGUGGUCUUGUUUGAAAUCUGCCUUUUUUUCUGUAGCCUUCAAUACUGUGCCAUUACUGAACUAGAGCUCUUACAAUAUAUUGACAAGAUCUUUUGAAGCAUGUUGAAUAUUGCUAUUGAGUUGAAAACUAAACAUACUGUAAUAUUGUUAAUGUCAUUGAUUCCCUGUAGAGGGUAGUAGUUGUUCUUUUUACCUGGUCACCAUCCUCCAUGAAACAGAGGAAGUUAAGAGGAAGAAGCAGCAGCUGCUGGCUGGCAAGCUGUAGCAGUGAAUGUGGCUAAACUGGUGUGUGGCUCUAUAACAGUUCUUUUUACCAUUUUCAUUCAGUUGUGUAACUUACCGUCUACCAAAAGUAGCAAUUACUUCAUUUCAAAAGCAUGUUUUUUCAACAUAGAAAUAAAGAAAUCUAGAUACUAGACAGUAAAAAAGCAAAUGGUACAAGGACUGUCAUUCUAGAGAGCUUUCUGUAGGAGCCUCUUGCCUUCGACAUUUGGACCUGGGAGUGAACCCCUGCCCUUCCAAGUACGAAAUGACCAGUUCAACCACUGGGCCAUAGCUUCCCUAAGCCAAAACAUCAAAAUAACAGCAUCACAAACAAUUGUAUCAUGUGGAAGAUUCUUCUCCAGAUAAGUUUCCACAACAGGGCUGGUGAUACAGUUAAAUGACUUUGAACACAAUAAGAAAUUGAUGACAGUGUAAGUAGGUCAAUUGCAUAUGAGGAAAAUUUGUGAAGUAAAAUGAUGCUCCACCCUUGUCUCGCCUUUCCUUAAUUUGACCAAAUCAAUUGAUGUUUUUUUCCGUGUCUUCCUUUAUCAUCAUCGUGACUAUUUUUUAGCUGCAGCGUUUUUGAAAUGAAGUUGUGCUAUCCUGACAGCCCUGGUCCGAACCACAUAUCCCAGAGAGCACUUCAGUCUUCCAGAGUGAGACAUGUCAUGUCUUUGCCCUCCAUCUUUUUCUAGGAUGCUUUAGUCUUCCACGGGUCGAGUUUCGUCUUCACUUCAGCUUCUGUGUAUCUCUGUAUUCCUCCCUUUAUUCGUCCUAUCACUCUUUUGCUUUCACCCUCUUACCCUCACAAGGGUUGCAGAGGGCUGUGCCGUAUCUCAGCGUUCAAUCUUUCCUGCACUUGGUUACGUAAAGUAAGCCCUAUUUUUUUUCUAUUUUUCACUUCAAGGAGCAAGAACUUGAGAGUCAGAUGUUGGGUGUUCACUUUAAGCAUAGAUUUAAAACCUCUUUUUCUCCAGAUUUUCAUUGUCCUGGCCCUUAGUUGCAUUCUGCAUCUCCAACCCAGUACUGGUGCCAUGUUUGCUUUCCUGACACCUGUCUUUGUUAGGUGUCAUGCUAUCUAGUGAGGAUUACUAGUUAACCUGAUAUCAAAGGUUGGUUGUUGUCUUUUCACAAGUCAUUGUUAUCAGUUGUUAGCAGGUUAUUGGGUGUCAGCUGUGUCCUUGUCCAAAAAGAAACCCUCCUCGAACCUGAAAAUGGACACUGUAUGUGACUUCUGUCCAAAGCUGUUUUUAAGGUGGCCAUUACAGGGUGUACUCUGUCUCCUCUGCAAGUCUCAAUCCACUCCACCCAACUGCUUGCCACUUCAAACUAACCACCCCACAAUCAUCGUCUCCCUUUCUUUGCAACCCUUUAUCCCUCCUCAUCAGUCUGCAUCCACCCACCAAUACUUGAGAGCCGCCAGCCUGUGUGGCUGCUUCUUUCUGUGUGGCUGAAGGACUCCUCAGCACUGAUACUAAAGGUGUCUGAUUAAAUCUCCAGUGAUGUUCCACUUACUGCAGCUUUGAACACACUCUGCUGCUCCGGGGAUGGAGGGAUACUGUCUGGAAGAAUUACUGAAAAAUGUAUUAAGUGUAUGACGACAUGUGGAAAAAAUAAAACCCUCUGCUGUGUUUAUCUUGUGAGGGUUGAAUCAGCCUACCUAAUGUGCAAAAAGGUCCUAGACUGCCGCCUAGGUAUAACCAAUGCCAUUUGUUAGUAGUGAUCAAUAUCUGACAUUUUUUUCCUGCUGAUAGAAAACGUUAAUUCCCCCUGAGACCACAGCAAACCUUUCAUAAUUCAGCGUAAAAUGUCAACACUGCAAAUGUCAAGGAAGGAAAUCAGUCAUUCCUUUCCUUACAAAUAAUAAUCAUCUUUGUUUUGAUGUUUAAAAAGGCUUUUCCUUGUUAUUCAUCGAAGCCUAAUUACACACUAGAAUUAUCAAACAAGAAAGCAUUAGUACUGCUUUGUAGUCUCCACCGUCAGUUUCCAACCAUGUCAUCAGGCCUUUUGUUUUAAUGUGCUAUUGAUGGAACGACAAACAGGAAACUUAUUUCCAGGGACACAGCGCUCCUUUCCUUGAAGAAACAACUUCACUGUUGGCGUCUUUCUUUUUAUAGGAGCUGUGACUAUAAGGAACUUUGUUGAGCAACUUUAUCCCAGCAUGCACUGUGCAGACUCAGGCUGAUUUUUGAUUCACACGACUACUGUAGAAUACUGAAUUACAACUUUAUCACACAUUAUUUGCUGUACAGUGGACAGGCAGGCAGGAAGUCCAACCUCAACCUGAUCAUUUACUCUUAACCACGAGGAUGAAUUUGCUGCAUGCACUGCAAUUUAGUUGGCCAACUGCGUACUCCUUCAUAGUGAAAUCAGGCCUCCCUUUUUUUCCUGAUAGCACAUACACAACUGGCAGACACCAUCUGACAACACAGUGCAAUCUGGACAUUUGUAAUACACAUGAGACACACAGCAAUCAGCCACAACAUUAAGACUCAAGUUAUCAAACAUUGCUGGUUAGUUAAAACUGAUAGAUUUACUCACUAAGUUUGUGCAGUAUGAAAAUAACCAUCGUAAUUACUCGGUGAAGCAGCAUUAGCAUAACCUCUUCCAGCUCUGGUUCGUUAUUAAUGUCCCCUGCCUUCAUCUCACUGGGAUAUUGCUAAUUACUUCUCUGAAAGUGGCAGACUCAUAAGCUGAAAUGGGAAAUACAUCUUUGACAUCAUGCCUUGUAAACAGUCUCUAAAUGUUCUCCUUCCUGGAGGUGGUUUGUUAAAAUCAAAGCUUGGCCAUUUGGAUGAAGUGGCUCCACCUCGGACUGCUGAGCAAACGCCAGUCGCACUUAGGGGAUUAGUAAGCGCAGCUCUGGGCUCUACAAGCUUGGUGGAACUUUUCAGGGUUUGGUACUUUGUACAGAUAAUUAUUACUGUCUCCUUCCUGCUCAUAAACUAAAACUCAUCACUAUGUUCUUGUCUUUUACCGUAAAGAGGGAAGAAUAGUGCUGGUGUUUACAAGACAGAGAGCUUAGGCCUGAAUGAUCAUCAGCACUGAGGAGCUUUUUAACCUUGGGUGAUAGCCUUGUGUUGUGACUAUGCUGACCUGAAUUUUAGUCACCGUCCGGGUGUGGGAGUGAGGUGUUUCUGACAUGCUUCUUGUAAAAUCCAAUGUCCAAUCCAAGGUUAUUGCUGAGUUAUCCUUUUGCCAUUUAUUGAUUUAAUGAAAAACGAACAAACAAAAAGACAGAUACAUCCAACUUACUAUGAUGGUGAUGUUCGUGAUGAGGGUGAGUGGUGUCAGAAAUUAGGGGUAGAAACCGCAUGCUCUACCCGUUCCCCAAUGAACAACACCCAAAAAAUAAUAUAGAUGAAAUGGCUCAUACACCUUUCUUCUUGAAUGAUAAGAUAUUCGAGAUUUGAGAUGGUGUAAAAUGUAAGCAUACUGUUCAUAAAUGUUCUGACGAAUACUGACAAGAUGAAAUUGUUGGCUCUGGUUAGCGAACAACCAGAUACAUCACUGUUUGUUUACCUUUUAAAACGAAUCAUUUACCAAGUGUGCUGUUACAAAUUCCCCCACUCAUCUUUCUCGUUGUCACUGAUGAUUUUCCACCCAUUGCAUGUCAGCAACAAGUCUGUUUACAGUUUCUGGUAGGGUCCCAAUACUAGCUGGCUAUCAGCGAUCAUAUAAAAGCCAAAUGAAAUUCAUGCUGGCAGCUGGCAUCACCAAAAAACCGGUGCCUUAUUACAACCUGCAGCCUGAAGACAAGAGACGAGCUGUGGACAUAUUUGUAAAGGACGAGACUGAGAGUAUUGUCCUGAUUAGAGUGAAGGAUUAAAGAUUGAGGAUGGGGGAAAAAAACAACAGAUUUAGGAAAACUAAGCUGCUCACAGUGUCUGCUCAGGUAAUAAUGAGGAUGUAGGUUGAUCCUCUGACGGUAAUACACAAGAAGUCUCCAAAUUUAAUAUCCAAUAAACUCUUGAUUAUUCACAAAAUGGAUGUGCCCUGUGGUGACAUUCUUUGACACGGACACAAAACUCAUCAUAACAACAAUUGUUGUUUAGCAUAUGAUGCUGAUGAACCGAUUGCUAACUCCAUCAGAGCAAAGCUGUAUUAUGUGUACCUUCACAAAUCUAUUUAUGAUUUCUUCAAACUCACAUUUAGACCCUGAAUUCAUGGAGUUAAAUGUUCCUCCAAGUAGUGAAGAGGGAAUUAGUACAUGGAAAUGUGACUGAUUGAGGCAUUCAGUUUUUUUCUAUGAUACCAGGGAGCUAAAGUUAGAUAAACCUUUUUUAGCCAAGAUAACCAGAUAUAUUGUGUUUUUCUUUCUUCAUACUGAAAUCUUCACACCCAGGAGAAACAUCUUCCUUUUAAAACUAUCCUUCAAUUGUCUGAGAAAUUUUUGGCAAAAACAUGAACUAAAAUAGGAAAGAAAUGAAAGUGGAGAACCUCUGACCAAAUCAUGAAUAAAACAACACAAGUUACAAAGACUAAGAUAUGACUGAAAUCAACUGGGAUCCCCUUAAAAUUGAAAUGAUGCAUCUUAAGGGGCUUAUCCGGAAAUAAUUAAUUUCCUGCACACAAUUUUCUGAAAAUGACUAUGACUAAAACUAAAUCAAAAAGUCAUAACAAAAUUAACUGGAGACUCACAUCACUGCAAAUAAAGUGCUAAAAAUGGUAUCAUCUUUGUUUACUUAGAAGAGAAACAUGCAGCCCCACUGUCAUAUUAUCAUGGGCAGACUGACAGGAUGUAAAACACAAAUGUUUGCAGGUAAAUGGAGAUGAAAGUGAAAGUGCUUUUCCAUGUCUAAAACCAAAAACAGGAGUAUUGUACCUGUAUGUUGGAUCCUCAUCAGUAAAGACAACAGCCCUCCUUAGCACGUCAUGUUGUUUCACGUAUCUCACUGUUAUGCCGACAAGUCAUGUUCAAGUUUGAAUUUCAUGACAUGAUGUAACAACUGCAAAGUUUUCCAAGGUACAUAUUUCAUCAUUGCGUGAAUGUAUGACAGAGUUUUUGGUGAAAAUUGUGCAGUUUCAAAAAGCAUGGACAGGUAACCUGAUAAAAUGUUCAGAGUGUUGGUUCAGGCAGCCCACAGUACAUCAGCUGAUCCUAAUUCUAGCCCACAUCAGCCAAAUUACCCUCUAAUGCAUCCAUUAGCUGCACUUUUACAUGUACAGUCACUGAUGUCUGAUCUGUUCUGCACCAGAGGGGUCUUUGCUGCUGCUCUUCCUGCCUCGACCCUUAUGCGUGUACAUGAAACAGAGAGAAGGUGUGCUCUCUCCAAACCUCGAGCGUGGCAUUCCACAUACUGACAUGGAAAGGCAGGGAGCUCUCAGAAACAAGGCCGUACUGCCAAACAUGACUUAAUUGUAGUUGACUACAGUUAUUACCAGUAAUCAUAGGCAUUUUUUUUUUUUUUUUUGGAAGUCUGGUAAUUGGACUGCAAUUUAACGGCUUAUGAGACAAAAACACUCCAGCAGCAUCUUGUAAACCAUCAAUCAAAGAAACAUUAAAAUGGCAACACACUUGUCUUCGUAUUAUAUCAAUUAUAACUACCAGAUACAAAGCCAUGAUUAGGCAUGGUUAAAAAAAAAUAUACUGAAGCCAUCAGUGAGUCAUAAUUUUUCUUAAUUAAUUCUCUGUUUGGUAAAUGACAGAUAUCUCUCAUCGCAUGUGUUUUUAUUGAGCUACUUACCCUAAUGCUGGUUUGUUUAACACCCUGUAACUGCAGCAGCUAAUUGCGAGAUAUAAUGAGUCUGUUUCCCCACAGGGAUCAAUAAAGUUUCACCUCAGCUCAUCUCCUAUCAUACCAUCUAAUUGGCGGUGUUGUUACCUGGCAUGCUUUACACACACAAUCACAUUGAUAAGUAGGCUUUGAUGUUUCAGCUUUGAACAAGAUGCAGUGUCUUUAUAUCAUGUUCGUCUCUGCUCCCCUGCAGGUUCAUGUUGGCACCUCCCAUCAGGAGCAAAGGGUUGUGGGCUUUCUCACAAGUACGCACCUCCACGCCAUAGAAGGUACAGUAAUAUGUCUAAUCGAUGUUUAUGCUUGCUCUGUGCACUCAUUUACUUGCAUAUGCUACAAUAGUUCGCUUGUAUGAUACAACCCUUCAUUUUGAGUUUAGAUUUUUAGCUGAAAGUGUACAGUAUCCUCUCACUUGCUUUUGUGCGUGGCUUUGAGAUCAUCUCUCAGGGGAACAGCUAGACUGCUACAACCGUCAGACUCUUCACACAGUGCCUGUAGUUUGUGUUUGUGUGUGUGCGUGUGUGUGUGUGUGUGUGUGUGUUUGUAUGACCAGAUAGCGGGAUAAAUGGGCACAUCAACCCCCCCAUUGCCUCGUUCUGCAGUUCCCAUGGCGACUGGCUCAAGCUGUUUAAGGCGUCACAGCCCUAUUUUAAGCCUCCGGUCGAUGCCUCCCUCAUUUUUUACCAAAGACACAUCUCCCCCUUCCCGUGCUAUUCUGGGCUCCUUCUACGCUGCUCCGUGGUCUAAAAAUAGCCAUACUGGGGCUGUUUCUAAAGAUACAUCAAACACGAAGCCUCAGGGGGGGGAGGGGGAGAUGUUACAGGGAAAUAGGGGGAUAACAGGGAAGACAGGGAUGAGAAAAAGGGGGAGGAGGACAAAGACCUGGUUCUUUUCUGAGAGGACAGAGUGGUUGUACAUGAGUAAUCUCUACUGCUUGAGUAGAAAACGUGACAUUGUGUGAUUGACUGUAAACAGAACAGAAACUGUACCUUGACUGGCCAGUGCAUCAAUGGAUUACUUACAGGGUAGAUUCAAUGUGCCCUAUGUGCAGUUUUUUUACCAGCAAACCUUUCAUAGCAACAUUUCAGGUGUGUUCGUAGAGAUUUCACCAUUUUAUAAGCAAAUACCUCAAACAGUGUACCAGUAAAGAAGAAUGGUUGAUGUUUAUGAAAAAGGAAAAGAAAAUGUUAUUGAGGCCAAAUUCACACAACAUUAACCAAUCGUCAAGCCAGCAGUUGCAGACUUCUACCAAUCUGCUAUGAGUGCAGGAAUAUUUUGAAAAAGGCAACUGUUCAAACUACAUGGCUUAUCAAGACGGGGUGCCUUAAGGGUCGGUGCUGGGUCCCCUUCUCUUCUCAGUACACACCAGCUCAAUGGUUCAAUCUUCUGCUCCCAUGCUAUCUUAUACCAUUCCUACCAGAUGACAACAGUCUUGGCUUGGGUCUCAACAUGAUCUGCUAAAAUCUGAACAAGGAUGAAAGAAGACCUAUGGAUCAGCCAAACUUAUGGCCAAGUCUUCCUGGAACUUGAGUGUCUUAAUGGACUACCAGCUAAAACUCAAUGCUAUUGAUGAUAUUGGUGCUCUGUGAUGGUGUUGAUGACAUUGGCAUUGAUUAUAAAGGUAUGUUUAUCAUCAUUAGUUAGGAUUUCAAUGAUACAAGGAUACCGCUGACAGUAUUGAUGACGUGAGUUAUAUGUGAGUUAAACAUCGCCUCUUUAACUGCAUGUUGGUACAUGUGUUUAAUUUGGCUCAAAGCAGUUGAUGGCACUUGAAAUAUCAUUGUCUUUGCUUACUCAGAUGGACAUUGCUUUGGUCAAAAGCAUCAAGUAAAAUAAAUUACAUCACUGAAACAUUUUUGUUUAUUUGAGACGGCUAAAAAUGUGCAGCAUUUGAAUUAAAAAAAAAAAUCCCUAAUGUGGAAGCAUCAUGCAGGGGUGGUAGAAUAAUGGUACCAUUACCUUUAAUAGUUUUUAUAAUAAUACUGACGGAGUGUGACUUUAAAUUGUCCUGAUUCAGUGUAAAUUGUUCUAUGUAAUAUAUAACAAAACAAAUGUGGCCACUGAUUGUUGCUAAUCAUCAUUUUAAAUUUGUUACUUGCCAGUAUCAAAUUGGCAUUGGAGUUAACCCAAUCUCCAUUUCUUUUAUGUUUCUCUCACAAACCCAUCCUCAUUCUGUCCCGUCUGUUCUGAGUCUGGAGAGAUUCAGGGGAGCUUGGCAGCUCAGAGGAGCUCAGAUUACCUCCUUUUGAUGGAAAUAUUGACCAAUAUUAAGGCUGGCAAGACAAAAAAAGAGCUCUGCAGCCUGUCUGCAACAUAUGGGGAUAUGAAUGUGCAGUGGGAUUGCUUUUUAAUGUAGUGUUUAAACAAUUGUUACUCUUAUCUAAAUGUAUAGAAAAAUAGAUGAGCCAACAUAACAAUUUACACACAUGCAGAGAGGAGCAGUUCAGAGGUGUUAAUUGAGUUUUGCCUAAAUGAAGCAUGAACUCCAUAAAACGGAUCUUCAUCAGGCCUACCCUAGUCUCAGUUUGGGCUUUGAUCACAUGUCAAUGUAACAGGACUGGUUGAGUAAAAACACCAACAGAAAAGUUACGUCAUUGUCACACGUCAACUGCUCUCACGUCAUUGUCAUGGCUCACCAGACAGUCUCACCAAACGAAAUCACGGUUUAGUAACACAGUAACGUACUGUUACUGCUUUUGCUAUUGUAAUCCCUUACUUUAUUCAUUACUUGAAAAAAAUAAUCGGAUCACAGUAACACGUUGUGUUCACCACUCACCAGCUGCAUUUCCAGAGGGUUACAUGGAGCAGCACCGUUAAACAGCUGGAGACUGAGUAUUUCCCAGUAAUUACAGAAUCAGUGGUUCCCUGCGUCCAUGAUGAGCUUCUCCUCAUCCAUGUUGUUGACAGUGGCCUCUGAUAUUCUACAAGCUGUUGACCUUAAGCCUGGCUCCACCCAUUUUGAUGGCUGUUGGUUUGAAUUUUGACCUGGCAUCUGUUGUUUCAGUGUCCGUCUUGCUCGAUCUGCCCUGUGCUUAACUCAGUGGUUCUCAAGUCCAGUCCUCGAGCUCCACUGUCCUGCAUGUUUUGGAUGUUUCCCUGCUCCAACACACCUGAUUCAAAUGAUCAGCUCGUUAUCAAGCUCUGUAAUGGCUUAAUAACGAGCUGAUCAUUUGAAUCAGGUGUGUUGGAGCAGAGAAACAUCAGGGACUAGACUUGAGAACCACUGGCUUAACUGAUGCUCCCAAAUCCAGUCAAUGUAGAUGUCUUGUGAAACUACUACAGAGGGCACUGGAUUGCUGGAGCUACGAUGGAGCAGAAACACACAGUGCCAGUGGAAGCAGACACAUUUACUAGAGUGAAACCUACCAGCUCUGCUGCCCUGGGGAAGCAGAAAUAUACCAAACCAGAUCGGGUGGAAGGUCCCUGUUAGAGCUGUUAGGAGCCCCGUAGGGUCCACUAAUGGUUUGUAAAAAUAACAUUUCUUUAAACCAACCUGGCUGUUCUAGUCUGAAUUUUGCACACAAGUUCAAAACUGGAAACACAAAUGGAGAAAAACAAGAAUGUUUAAGCAGAAAUAGGCCACUUUCAAAAAUGAGUACUUGCAAGCAAUUUUACUUGACUGAGAAAUUAACUAUUCUUGACUUACACAGAUCUAAAAAUACAGAUAUAUCACUUAGUUUCAAGUCUUCACAGGAAUCCAAACAGAAAUAAACUUGCAUUCAUACACAAUUACACAAGAAGGUAUAUAGCAAACACACCCCCACAUCCCUCAGCUUCAUCAGUUUUUAAGAGAUCCAGGAGUACAAAAUGAAAAGCAAAUUAUUUGAUUUUUCAUGUACUGGAACCGAAGCUAAGAGUAAUCAAAGCCAAAGCCACCCACUCACCCACCAACAUCUUGACACCUCUUUGUUUCUCACACUCUCCACUAUUCAGCUGUUAUUUCUCCCUCACACACUCUCACCUACCGCCUCCACCCUCCUCGCUCCAACUCCAAUUUAUCAGAUUUACUGGCAGGAGUGAGGGCUGGAGGAAACGCUGCCAAGGCUAAACAGAACCAAAUGUGACAUAAUAUUGUGUCACUAAUAUUAGCAACAUAAUAAAUCAACUUGGUAAAGGAAGUCAGAAAAAUCUGUGACAGCUCUGUGCAGUUUGUUUUCUAAAUAACGUGACAUGAAGUAAGAUGACAAAAGCAGUUAGAUGCUCACUCUGUCUGCUCUUCUCUUCUGGACAUAUCGUCCUUGUUGAAGAUUUUUUUUCUUUUUUUCUUUUUUUGCUGGAAACAGAUUCCUGCUGCUUCAAGAUCUAGGAAGCUGUUGACUAUAAAACCAAAAGCCAGAGGGAGGAGAGGCUUGAAACACAAUAAGUCAAGGGACUUUGUAGAGAAGAGUGAUAAUCUGUGGUUUUCAAAUCACAUUUAAUACUGAGUUCACAAUCAAAUGACCCUUUUAGGUUUGGAUAUCAUUUCUUUGUAGAGAAUUAUGACGGCAAACAGCAUUUUUAAGAUACAUCUUAAAUAUGCCAUGUGUUUAUCCUUGUUAAUGAGAUGAAGAUGAGACUGAAUUGUUUUGACUAAAAUUUAUCACAUUUUCACCUCACCGGGCCUCUGAUCCAUCAUCAAGAAUACAAUCAAUGCUUUCCUGUAACAGGCUGAGUUUAAAGGCACAGUGUUUAUUUUGUCAUUUAGCUGCAUGGGCAAUGGAAAUAUUGACUGGUGUAGCUUUUUUAAUAUCAGUAAUCUGUAGUAAAUGUGAUCACAUGUUAAUAAUCGAGUUCUCAAACUUGUCUUCAACAAUGAUUAGUCUUAGUGUUGAGGCUGCUGUGAUUUAACUAUAAAGUUCUCAGAAUAUUACAGGAUCAAAGCGGAUCAAAAAUUGUGCGUCACUUACCUUUGCUCUCUGUCCCACCUCGAAGUGUGAUUCACAAUAUUUAAAGUGCUAAUGAGAUUCCAGAAACAACACAGACGGUUUAUGCUUGAGUGAGAUGAGCUGUCAGCAGCACCUUUAGACCUCAGUUACUCAGUCAUACAGACCUGACCAAUGUGAUACCAGUUGGGCCAUGAUCAAUGCUAUGUCCUCCCUUGAGUGAUUACCCCCAUUCAAAAGGCUGCCGAUUCUGUCAUUGCACACUGUUGGUCUUCACAUUUGAAAUGGAUUUUUUUUGGCAUGACAGAAAGUCGUGGUUGAUUUGCAUGCAAAGAGGACAGUUUUGCCCCAGAUGUAUGCGCAGAUACUGUUUUAAAUGCAGACAGUAAUGAGGGGACAUUUGCUCUGCAACACAUUUAUAGGAACAUUUAGCCCUGCAGGUGCUCUGCGGAAAUGAAAAUCCUUUUGUGCCAUUUGGCAGGUUUGCGAAAAGAUGCAUGGUGAAUUCUAAAUUAUCAGCAAACUUACUUUUUUUGGCUGCAUCGAUUGAAAAAAUAUCCUGCAUUGGAUCAGAGAGGACUAGAUUGAUCUAGUUUCUUAUUUACAGUUUCUUACUGACAGUGAAAAUGCUGUCAGGCAUAUCAAUAUGAACAGACCUGUUCCCCUUUAUCGAUUGUCCUUACCUCCUUAGUGACCAGAUAAGUUUAAAAAAAAGCUUAAUUAAGCACAUUCGGUAUUUAUUUGCUCCAGCCCUCACACAAAAAUUGUGUCGUCCACCAGGUGAUGCAUCCGUACGCUGUGAGCAGCUCGACCUGAUGCUCCAGUGGGGGGCUGAGUUUCGUCAAUCCUCAUCCCAACCACCUGAAGGAGAGAAGGUGCUGGAAGACCUGGUGGCCUUUGACGUCAUCCUGGGAGACCUCAACUUUGAUAACUGCUCAUCAGGUAAGCAGCAAUCAGGCCUCGUUGUUGUUGGAUUAGAGUGUUGAAUGUUGGAUUAGAGAAAAUAUAAAUUCACUUUUGGUUCUAAAAACAGAAAAGUUGUUUGUUGAGUACACCAAGUCUUGUGCCAUCGUGUCAUUAAAAAAAUAACAAGAAUCCAACAUUAACUUGGAAGAUGAAAAAACCUUCACGGACAAGAUACACUUCCUUUUGGCUUCUCUGGUUGCCUGAUUUAUCUCUGAAUAUUGUGGAAUGUCCAAAACAAACAGUGUCAUUUAGGACAGCAAGGGACUCAUCGAUCAUAUUUUUGGUUUUCUUUUUCUUAACAGCCCGUUGAAUAAGCAAGUCCAAAAGAAAGACAAAAAUGUCAGGAUUAUGCUGUGUUCUAGUUACCUCGGAAGUUGGAUGUCAAAGCUGGGAAUGACGUCACACCCAAGUUGACGGCGUUCCAGUAAACAAGUCGGAAAACCAAGAUGGAGGCCUGUUGUUAGCUGUUGUUAUUUGUUGUUUACAAUUGUCAGUUGUUGUUAGCGGUUGUCAGCAGUUGUUAGCCGUUGUUAGCAGUACCAAUUGUAAACAACGCAUAACACAGUAUUUUACUCUUACAAACACCAGGCAUUACAGCGUAUUCCACUUAUUUAAUUUCACAAAAAUAAAACACAAGUGCUAAUAAAUAAAACAUUACAAAAUGGGGGGGGGGGGGGGCUCUAGAUGAAUUUUGGACUCGGAGCUUGGAAACUCCAACUUCCGAGUACAACUGGAACACAGCAUAAAGUCUGUUUAGUUACUUUAUCUUUCACCUGAAGUUUAAAGUUAGGGGUUAAAAAUGGAUUGCUCUUACUCAAUGGAAAAUGUUUCAUAUCAUUGUGUUUCAGGUCAAUUUUUGUACUUUCUACCUGCUGCCAAGUGUUUAAUCAUGAAGACAUCAUUUAACAGAAUCAUAAUGAGAGUCUGGGAUUGUCAUGUUUGACUUCAACUUUUGCCCGUCUGUAACAUUACACUGUACAUGUGCUUCUGUGAUAUUCAGAGGACAAGCUGGAGCAGCAGCAUGCACUUUUUACUCAAUACAAGGACCCGUGUCGCCUAGGGCCAGGGGAGGACAAACCAUGGGCUCUGGGUAAUAACAAACACACACACUCACACUCACACAAACACACACAGUCACAUGCUCCUAUAAGGACAAAGAUGAAUGUCACAAAUCCUGGAUUCUACGUCUCAAUAAUGCCAACACUCCCAGACAUCCUCUUUGAGUGAAUGUGAAAAAAGACCACAAUGUUCACGAGAAAAAGUGACAUAUUACCACAUUAUUUCAUGCAGGUAUUUCUUCACACACACACUCAUGGUGUCUUAGUGAAUGAGAUGAUCUAUGAAGCGCCCCGCCGAGCAGAGCUGACUAUAAUCUGGCUCUGUCAGGAUAAAUCAGGAUGCGCCCACAGUGUGAAUUAAAAUACGCCCAGUGCAGCCUGCUGAUACAUGGGCAUUAGUGACGUAAAUACUGGAGGGUUUGGGUCUGGAUGUGAGGCGUUAUUUAGGCCAGCAGUGUUUUUAUGGGACAGUGUUGGCAAGGCGUAGUGAAGGGGCUCAUUCAGAGAAGAGCUUAUUUAUUUGGACAGGGAUAUUUUCUACAGUGAAUCAGGGGAAAGAUCUGCGCCUCCUGCUUGAUUUCUAAGCAGGAGGAGAAGACAGAGAGAGACAAACUGAUCAAUGAAUCAAUGCAAGAAAAGAAAAACAGAUUAUCCCAUUUUAUAAUGCUUCUCCAGAGGAGAUUAGACCUGGAUGAACAAUAGAGGGACACAAAAACAGGCAGACUGAGAUCCCGGUUGCCAGUGAUUGUCCUGAGUUGUCCUAACAGUAUGUCUACAAAGAUUUCAUGAAAUCAGAGCAGUAUCUGUUCAGACAGGACGACUGUUUGGCCCUCAGAGGUGCUGUUCAUGUCAUUGUGGUUGAACACAGCUGCUUUCAGUUCAUCUAAAAGAGAACCGCAAAUCUGAUUGAGUUGACGGUGACCACUGCACAGCAUCGCACCACCAAGCAGGAAGAAAAUCCGACAUGGUUCUCCAGAUAUGCAUUUACAGUCAGACACACUGAACUGACAGAGAUUCACUUUGUUUUUCUGUUAGAUGAGGCAGCUGUAGUGUUGCUGUAGAGCCACUCAGACAAUAAAAGAUGCAUUAACACUGAGAGCUUGGGGAUAUGACAUUCUUUGCACUCUUGUACACUCAGUCUGAGCAGACUUUUAACACAAGCUCAAGAUGAGGUUUAUUACAUACUAAUGAUAACCCCAAAAACAAAAAGUGGUAACACUUUACAAUAAGGUACAGAAAAAUACAGUAAUUACUGAGGAACUAAGGCACACAAAAUUAGAGUAGUUAUUAAGGAAGUAAUAAUAAACUGACUAUUACUGAAUGAUUAGUUCCUCAGUAACCCCUGAUCAAGUUUCAAAGGAGCAGUUACUGAGGAACUAAUGAUAAACUAUUAAUGAUCAGAGUUUCAGUAACCUCUGAUCAAAUAUCAGAGGAGUAGUUAGUGAAGAACUAAUGAAUAGUUACUGAGGAGCAAAUGAGGAACAUAAAAAGGAACUAACAAGGAACAAAUUAGUCACUAAGGAGCUAACUAAUUACCUACCUUUUUGUGUACCUUUCGGUAGAUUAAGCCAUCAUAAGGACUAGUUCAUGAGUACUAAAUAAUUACUUCAUCAUGGCCAUGCGUACCGUCCAUAGACUGUAUAUACUAUGGACAACUUGGUUCCACCUUAUGCCAGUAUUUGAAGGCAAAAAGCCCUCGGUAAUUCCGUGUUUUCUCUCCACUCCCUGAAACCAACAUUGGGCAGUAGUGUUGUAAGCACUCCACCUCCUGCACAGUCACAUUGUGCUACGGGAGAGUCGCCAAAAGUCGCUGUGAUGACGCUCGGCUCAAACAGCAUAUCCCCCGGGUGAGCUACACAAUCUUCAUACGCCGACGGGCUGUGUCAAGUGUCAAUCAUAGCAAACAUGAACCCCCUAAUGACUUUUAAAAAUGGAGCUGUACAGAAAAAAGAGGACUUCAGCACAAACCAGUCUUACAGUAACUACAUGUCAACAUUACAAGCAGGGGGGAGAAAAAUUUAUAUUCUGUGUAAAAAAUUUCUUGAGUUUGUCCACAGCUCCAUUAGCUUUGCUGGCGGAGGUGGGAUUUAUGACCUAUACUGCAGCCCGUCACCAAAGGGUGCUGUUUUUGGAGUGAUUCCACCCAACGCACAUCCUCUCCAUGAGUUUGUAAUUAGUUUCUCAGUAACCACUCCUCUGAAAUUUGGUCAAGAGUUCCUGGAGAACGGACCAUUAGCUAAUUGUUAGUUAAUUAUAAGUUCCUCGGUAACUACUUUAAGUUUCCCAUUAGUUUUUGAUUAGUUCCCCUGUAACCACUAUAAUUUUGUGUUUGUUAUUAUAAAGUAUUGCCCAAAAAGCUUCCCCCAAAUGAUCUAGAGGUAUUCUGUAUCAAAUUAGCACAAUCCCACAAUUUGUGAAAACAAAAGGGAAAUUAAAACCAAAGCAAUACAAAUUCUAAGAUAAUAACAAUAAUUAACAAGUACAAUGGAGACCAAUCUCAUUUGUGAGAGAAUUAACAUCAGUUCAGAGAGUCAUGGUUCAUCUCUUAUCCAUGAACUCGUACCUUUUCUGCUCAGUUCAGAUUCAGAAUGACUCCUAACAAAUGUGAACUCAAUGGGAUAAAUGGUUCUUUAAAGAACGGGCACAUAGACAAACAGAGAUCUUUCUCUGAAGUUUGACAGCUCCAGGAUCUUUAUGACGCAGACCUCUGAACCAGUGAAAUAACACCAACACCCUGCAGGGCUUGUGCUGAGUCCAGAUCUCAUGGGAAUUACGACAGCCUGGGUGCAGUUGUCGAUAAAAAGCGGUGGCAUGGACGCACAGUCACACGAUAACUGAAAGGAAAAUUAAAGGCUUCUGCUAAAAUCUCUCACCAAGGAUCACCCUCACUCAUAGCUGAAAUGGCUGUUUUUGGUGAUGUCUUUGAGUUCAUGUGUGACAGCAGAUUAAACAUGUCAGCCACAAACCAACAACCAGGCGAGGACACAGAAUGUGGCUUCCACCGCGUUUUAGGAGUUGUGGUCAGAAUUGGUGUGAAAGAACAUCCACUUUCUUCUCCACACACACAUACACACACACUAGAGUCUGUCGGUGAUGAUUGGAUUUAUGAGGAUGGUAAAACUGAGGUUAUGUUAACCACGUAAAAGAGUAAAUCUCAUGAAUAUGGGAGCUUUCCCAAACAAGCUGAAAGCAGACAGGCAGUAGUCAGAGUGAGCUGCUGAGAGCGCCUGCCUAACACCUCACCGUCUUUGUUUCAGUGAUCGGAAAACCUGCUCUCAGACUUGUAAAAGGAGCCGGCCGCACAUCAGAUGCCUACUUUUAUAAGAGCCACCCACACUUAACAACUGCACUGUGGUGAGAGUAACUCCAAAGUGCUGUUCUCUUCAUAUGGGGCAUUUUAAACUCAUUAUCCAGCCCACGGCCUCAUAUCCUCAUUGUCAGAAGCAGCUCUAAGUGCCCGUCUCUCUCUGGCUGGUAUAUUUCUGUGGCUGCUAACAGUGGAUAGUGGUUUGAGGACCAUAAAGAUAUAAGCUCUCGGAACAAGGAGCACUGAGGGCCCCCUCAGCUGUCUGAAGAAGGAAAGUUGUCGUGUUAGAAAGCUGGUAGCCAUCGAGUAGACAAGCGUUUGAAAGCUCAGGGAUGGAUGGCCAUUGCAUGCAGUUUGUUGUUUGCUGUGAAUGAAAAGAUGAGGGGAAGGGGUCUUAUUGAUCAGCAAAUAAUGACACCUCCUUUUUGAUGCCUGAGAGAACAUUUAUCCAUACAACACCUAUCUCAAAAUCAGCUUGUUUUAACAUUUGAGGAACUUCUUAGGACAGUAAAAGGUGAUUCCUGAUUCCUUGAUUCCUGAUUUCCUCUAAGCUGAAACUUUGUGGUCUGAAUAAAAUCAUGAUAGAUACAAGAGCCUGAUAGAGUUUCACCUCAAGAUUAUUGUGUAUGAGAAAAAAAUCACUAUUGGGAUAUUAUCAGGAAGUCCAAUAGCAAGUCUGCACCCAGACUGGCUGAUGCCAUAGUCUGCACACCCAGGGCAGAGCCAAUAUAGCAGACUCUUUCAUUGAUUAAUCUUAUCGGCCAUUUGUAAAAUGUUGAAUAUCAGCCCUGAAAACCAGUCCACUCCCACAGCUGAAGGAGUCUUUUGCGGACUUACUUUCACAUGCAAUCAUGCUAACAUCUUGCUUUGGGGUACUGAGGGGAGAGUGUCCCAAAACCUGAUCUCACCACCUUGAUGAAGUUCUGUUCAGCGGGUCUGAGGAAAGGUCCCUGUGUUUCUGUCAGAUAUCUUCUUAUGAUGAAUACAAGAGCGCAUGAAAAAUGAACCCCUUGCUCAGUCCUGGAUUUGAACGAGAGUCUCAUGUGAACCAAGGAUAAUACAACUCUGAUAGUUCUCCUCAAACCAAUUCAGAAGAUAGCAAUAGCAAAGCUUUGGCACCAAGAGAACCAGCAGUGAGCGGGGCUCAAUAGGAGAAGCAGGGUGCUGGAUGAUAGUGCCAGGGAGGUUGUAGAGCUGAGUCAGCAAGUACUCUCUCCUGAUUUGGUGACUGUUUCCUCGCAGCUGCACAACAGCCAAGUUUCCCCCGUCCAAAGGAUUGUUGACAAAACAUUUGCAACAGAUAAAGCUGGGAUUUUCCAUUUACCCCGGCUGAACUAAGUUGCACAAAAUCAGAGGCUCAGAAAUGACUACACAAAUAAACAAACUCCACUGUUCAGGUUAGAGGACCCAGCGCUUCUGUCCCCAAAUAUGUUUAGGAGAUUAAAUUGAUCAUUUUUGAGAAAUUAAACAGAUGGCUCAUUUAGAUGGUGUGUUAUUUUCCAGGUACUUUGCUGGAUCCCAGUGGCCUUUACGAUGACGAGGUCACCUCACCUGAAAGUUUACAAAAGUAAGUUGAACACAGACUCACACCUACCUACCUCCGUUUAUUCCAAGGAGACCUGUCCGUACUUUUGGAAAAGCUACCACGCACCUUUGACUUUGGUUUCGACAUUUAACCCAAGGUUUUUACCUGACAGUAAGAAGUUUGAACUGGUAGUUUUGUCUCCAUAAACACAAAGGUACUUGUCUCUCUUUGCAUGAAGAUUUUAACAGGAAUAGGUGAUUUCUGCGUUUGCUUUAGGCCCAAGUCUCAUGAUCUUUUCUUUACUUCUUUCUCUACAGGGUGAUGGAGAAUGAAGAGGCCAGGAAAGAGUACCUCGUAUUCCCUCCCAGUAAAAGCCAGUGUCCUGCCAGCAGUCAGAAAGGGAGAAAGAUCCCACUGAAGGGUAACGGACGAAGGAUUGACUACAUCCUCUACAGCGACGAGCACCUGCAGCAGGACUGGAAGCAGGUAUGAUUUAGUGGAGAAUUGAAGAAAAUAAAUAUUAUAUAAUUGUUUACAGCUUAAUAGUUGGUUUCUUGGAAUAAUUUGUGAACUGAAAGUGGUCCUGAAAUCAUACAUGGGUCCAAAAAUUGGUACAAAAUGUUCAAAUAAAUAAGGUCAACAAUUCACAACAAGACAAGCUAGAAAGGAAGGAAAAGAAUUAGGGCAAGAAAUUCAGGGCCGUGUCUGUGUAAAGAGAUGGUGAGGAUGGAAAACCAAAUCACAUUAUGUACACAGCGAGUCUCUUUCUCCCUCCUCUCUGACUCAGUCACUCUGUUUCCCUCAAAUUUAAUAAUCUGAUGCCCCCCUGUGCCAGAACACUGUAACUGCAACACCAUUUGAAACAGAAGUUUCUUGUCUCGUUUCAACUGUAAUAUCUGUGAUGACGGAGGAACUUCGUCUUCACUCGUUAAUGUGUGUAGUGUGCAGCCAGUGUUUGUAAAUCUUCUGUAUUAUACUCCAAAUUUCUAAUUUUUAAAAGAGCAGAAGACAAUGCAGAUUUUAAAAGCAUAUCUCUGUUGUUAUUUUUAAUUCCUCAGUGUAAAAUUAGAGCUUCUGCAUCUCUACAGUACUGUGCUCCUCUGUCAAAUGUUUUUUAUGCACUAAAAUGCAUUAUCAAGAGAAACUGAAGUAAAGAGAGGACAGGAGAGGGUACCGUCAGCUGGGCAGAGGUCCCAGUCCACCCAAAAAGACCCAGUAUGCCACAGGGUUAAAUCCAGAAGUGACAGUCCUGCAAACCAGACAGGUUAAAUGUUUGUUUGCUGCGUCUUGGUUUUUAGAUUAAAAUCAAACAUACUCUAGGUAAAUAUAAACUGUAACUGGACUGGUUUAUGAGUCAUUCAGCCUGAGGCAGUGUCUGUGGUUAAAAGCAACAAUAAAAAGAGGACUAGCGCAACACCCUGUUUGCUUAAAGGUAUAUAUACAAAUUUCAUGUUAAAAUUUUUAUUCAUAGCUGGAAAAAUUCCCUUUGGUUCUUACAUAGAAAGAUGUUAAUGCCUCGGAAAGGCCACGAAUCAAGACAAUAGAGAGCUUGUUGAUCUCUUAACUCAGUGUUCAGGGAAAGUCCUCUCCUGUUUUUACCAUGAAAAUGCCCCAGUGCACAAGUUGAGUGUGACAUGACACACCCGUGCAUAACUAAAAUACAAUCUAGGAAGCCAGGCCUGAUUUGCCUGUGCUGAAUUUCCUCAUAAUGUUUGACUAGUACAGGUAGUGCUGGUAGUUUCCAAAGUGACAAGAAUGUGACACAUAUUUGUCAGUAUACCCUUUCAGCAUGUCUGCAGAUGAAAAUGACUUGUGUGUGAAGAUUGCUUCUCUUUACUGAGUAACUCACUCAUUGAUUCUGCUGAGGUGGGAUCGCUGCAGAGACCUAACAAAAUGAAAAAUACCUGCAGCCCAACAGCUAUUAGCAAUAAAUAUAUAUAUAUAUUUAUUUUCUUUUUGAGGGAGGCUGUUUUAGAUACUGUGUGGGUGGCUAUUAUACAUUUGUGUCUGGGCUGGAAGAACAGCAUCUUCUCUUCUUUAAGUGAAUGCAAAUUAAAAAUGACAAACUAAAGUGAAUCUUGAAUUUCAACGUAAAAACAUCUUUUACUGAGUCUCUUUCAAGGAUGAAAUAUAAGCUGGAAACCCAGACAUGCAGGGUGCAACACAAAGAUCUGAUGCCAGCCUUCUGUUCUUCCUGCAGGAAAUUGAGGAGUUCAGCUUCGUCACCCAGCUGGCUGGCAUCACCGACCACCUGUCUGUGGCCAUGCGGCUGGCUGUCUGCACCGGGGAAGAGGAACCGUAGAUUUGCAGCCGGAGCAUUGUUUUCAAAUACUGCCAUGAAGGGAUGACAGAGAAACAGGCAGAGAAGAAGAGAUCGACUGUUUACUGAUGAGAGCUGCCUGAGACGGACAAAAUACAGAUCUGAGAGGAGGGUCAGAGAAACAGAGAGAUGAGGAGAGCAUGGUAGAUAAAUGAAUAUGAGGAACGUGAAGGAGAGCAGCAGAGGAGUAAUAUGAAGACUCUGGGGAGGAGAGAUAAGCAGGGGAAUCGAGUUAAAAGAGCCAGAGAGGUAUUCAUUGUGAUGGGUAAACCUCCCACACACAGGAGUACACACAAAACCCAACACACAAACACAAUUUAUCGACACUUCGACUGUUGAAUACCGCCUGGCCUCUCCUCCUCACACACGGACUGAACCCAGAGGGUUUUAUUCACACUGAACUGUUUCAUGUAGCCAUUUUACACUCACUCCUUUAACUGAGUUUGUUUUCACAUAGUAGAGAAAAAAAAGUGUUUUUUUUUAUGAUUCUACCUUCAGGGACAGUUGAACCCUCCUUCUUUUAUGUUGAAGAAAGAUCAUUUACUUGAGGAGAGAGAGAAGCAAACACGCCGUUGACUGGCCUUUACACUGACCGUAUGUGUCCUUGUGUUGUGCUCGUCCCUGAAAGGCUAAUAUUCAGCUCUGUUGUCAGUCGGUCACCUCGCUACGCUCACAUCAGUCCCAGGAAUCUCAACAAGUGUCUUUUUUUCUAAAGGAAAUAAACCAGACUUUCUAAAAGGAGAAAAAUAAUACGAUAAAAUUUCUAUUGUUGCCACACCACUUUUUCUAAGGAGUUGAAAUGCCUGUUUAAUAUUAUAUGUAGUAUGUUUCUAAUAAUAGCUAUUGUAUAAAGAGACAUGAAAUUGGAGAGAAGUCAUUUGUUUGAUGCAACACGAUGCUUAUAGCAUGUUUUUCAGCCAUGACUGUUGUAAAUUAGUGAUAUUCUUGGUGAACUAGAGGGAACAAAAGAUUUGCUGAUGCAUGAUGGGAUAUGGUACCAGUUUACAACAUUAAUAUAGCAGCUUGACACUCAUCCUUGCUUGAGUCUGGCUACCGUUUGCCCUAAAAGGCAGCACACACUGACUAUAUGCUGGUGUGACAUUUGUGCAUGUGAAACUUCACCAUGCUGUUCACUCUGAACCCACAGAAUGAAAUGCUCAGAGGUACAGCUGGUAAGAAUCUGCAAACACAGGGGGGAGAGAUUUCUUUGAGAGGGCAAACAUUGACAGCUUGUUAGUGAACAAAUCACUGUAGCUUUUUGGUUAGAGCCAUCACUGUCUUGUUAGCAUGUCGGAUUAGUAAACUAGCUGAUACAGAAGAAAAGACCUACAGGCUGCACACACUUCUAACAACAUGCCAAGCAGUCCUACACACAUAUGAAGCAAAGAUUAAUCAGUACAGACACACUAAGUAAACUUACAGGACAGUGCUUCACACCUGAAAACAGAUAGGGGAGAGUGGGGUAAGAUGAGCCAUUUUUCAUAUUUCGAAUCACCACAUCAAGGCAAUCAUAGUUUUGUCUCUAACUAGUGUAUCUGCAUAUAUUUCAAGAUGUUGUGCAUCCCUGCAAACCAACAGAAUGAGUGUAAACAUAACUGUCUUGAUAACAUAGCAUGCCAAAAAAAGUGCUCUCCGAUGGUUAACUUGCCCCAUAGACGGGGUAAGUUGAGCCGUAUCCCUACUACCCCCUUCUCUGCACCCCAGCCCUCCCUCACCUUCUGUCUCCCUAAAUAACAGUCACUUCUUCACAUCCAUGUGUGUUUUUAUCUAUUAUACACUAUUCAACUGGUACAAAAAUUCUUUUCAUUAUUAUGGCAUGUAACUGCUAAAAAGCUGUUUUGUAAAAAGUCAUUUUAACAUGAGAAUGUCUCUAAGUGAUUCAGAACAUUCACAGCUGUAUUUUUAAAAAGAGAAAGUAACACAUUUCAACAAUCUGAACUGAAACUCUGAUCCUCUCAUCAGACCCCUUUACUUUCUCAGUUGAGCCACUGGCUCAACUUACCCCAGAACAACUAUCAUGACUUUAUUAGUCCUCUAAGAUAAAAUGGUGGACUUUUACGCUAGGUUUUUUUGACCUAAAACAAAUUUAAAAUGAUCUUUUUCAAUCUCAAUUCAAGUCUAAUUAAACUUAUGACAGACUAAAUUCACUUCAAAAGUUAAAAAUGUUUUUUUGGAAAUAAAUGUCUAACCCCUUCACCCAUGUGCUUCUAACCUUUACAGACUCCAUGAUGCCCAUCUCCUAAAUAUUUGGUCACAUGAUCAAUUUCUUUUACCAUUUCCAAGCAACAGGGAGUGGCUCAGCUUACCCUUUGGCUCAACUUACCCCACUCUCCUCUUCUGAUACUAACAUUCAGACCCAGUACCCUUUCAUGCCACCAUGGAGCGUACAGGAUGGUGUAAAGCCUUUUCCACAAUGAAAUAUUAAACACAUUACAAGUGUAAGUACAAACAUUAGUCCAAAGAGUUUGAACGUCACGUCAAACAUUGAUUUGACAGUUUGCAAAUUGUUUGAACCUCAUAUUUAAUUGGAAGUGGUGCCAAGACAGCAUAUUUAACAUUGAAACUGAAAAUUAAAUCUUUUUAUUCAAAAUGUUGUUUUAUUUUUCUAAAGUUGAUGCAGGAAUACAUUUAAAAAAGUUGAGGUAGGGGUAUGAUUACUGUUUUGCAGCAUCUUUAAACACUCUGUAAUCAUUGGGGAAAUGAGGAGAUCAGGUCCGGAGGUUUGAAAGUGAAAUGUUUUCUCAGAUUUGCUAAUAGAAAAUUCCAGCUACCAACAGAUUGCGGUUUCAAAUUUGUCUCACAUAAUGUUUUGUAAUGUGUGAUAAAGUCAGGACUGCAGGUAGGCAGGUUUAGCACCUGGACUCAUCUCCUGCUGUUGUAGAAAACAUGCAGAAUGCAGUUUGAGGUUGUCUUGCCUGAAUAUGAAAAGUGUUUCUCCUGCUAUGUCAGACAACAGGACAGCUUUCAACUUCGUCUUAAUCAAUCUUAAAUGGACUCAGACAAGUCCACGUUUCUGAUCCAUGUGCUUUCUCCUUUGAUGAUAUAGAAACCAUGUUUGCGGCUACAGCGUAAAACCAUGAUUUCACAAGUUAUUUAAGCCCAUGUGGUGAUUUUCACCACAGAGACAUGUCUGUUUUCAAAGCACUGCUGCCUGAGGGUCUGUAGAGGAUCACAGCCGUCCAAUUUCCCCAACUGUCUGAAUCUUUAAACAAUAUUUUGUAUCAUAGUUGGUGAAAUUAUUGCACAGUCUCUCACAGCAUGGUGAACCUCAUCCCAUCCUAACUGUGAGACUCAGCCUCUCUGAAAUGUGUGUUUUUUAGACAGUCACGUUACCUUCCAGUGUUUUGUUGUCUCUGUUUAAAUUUUUGAAAAAGUUGUUGCUGGCAUCAAAUCUGAAAUGAUCAUACAGUUUUCACAAAACAAUGACAUAUAUUCAGUUUCAUGAGUUGAAAUGUUGGCUUUGUACUAUUUCAGUUAAAUAAAGGGUUUGAAUGAUUAACCUAAAAAACUGUAUUUCAAAAAUGAGGAGUUUCUCCUACUUUAUGGACCUCAUCGGUGAUUUUGAUAGAGUGGCUGUCAAAAGUCCCUCUCCUUGAUUCUGAUUGGUUGAUAACCGAGAUGAGUGCAGCACUGCUCCAAAAGUUUUUUGUUUUUUGUUUUUUAUUACUAGAGGCACAGCAACAAAAUCCAACUGAAGCUCAAAGUGUUUUUGCACAGAGGGUACUAAGUACCAGGUGCUGCCAGCCCUUUAAGCUGAAAUGUCCCAGUCCAGAAUUACCCAAUCCCAUUCAAGCAGAUAAGUUAGAUUUUAUAUGCAAAGUAUAGAGUAAUUUAAGAGAGUUAUGUAAAAGCCCCCCCCAUAUGAAGAAGCCUGUUUGUCUGGAUCAAACAGGCAUUUCUACACGAGUUUUCUGCACACAAAACAAUGUUUACAACAGUCUUUGUCUGUUUUGUGAAUAGUUUGAGGGCCAGUUUCAUCACAUUUAAGUUUGUAUCUCGGGGCAGCUCAUUGUGGUAUGUUUUUAAGUACUACAUUUGUGCGAUUUGGUCUCUCUCUAAACAUACUGUUAGAUAACACAUGAUGGGCAGUACAGAGAGGAUUUGCAAGUGUUGUUUCAUGAGUUCAGGGCAAGUGAAUUCAGGAGGUUAACUGCUUGUUCUGUUAUUACUGACAAACUGACUUGCACGCAAGUCUCACCUGCUGCUCAAAGUCAUUCUGUCUCUGUAUGACACAUUUUUUUAUGACUUAUAUAUUCUUCAUUUUAUCAUGGGCAGGAUAUGUUUCGUUUUCACCUCAAGAUUGAACGACUUACAUGUUUUUUUCUAGAACUGAGUCCAUUUCAGGCUUUGUUUUUCUGUCACCACACUUCUUAUUUGUGCAAAUCUAAAUCAAGAGUACGUACAAGAAUUUGUGCUCAGUAAAUACUUAAUGUAAGUACACUUUAGGUUCAAAGUGAGUUCAGGCAGGUGCCACACUUUCCAUGAGUCUCUGCUCUGAGUUUGAUUAUCAGAGGCACAAUGUGUACAUUUGUUUCAAUAACUUAAUUUAUCAUUUCUCUCUUUCUGUCAUUCAUCACAGUUCAUUACUAAGUUUUGUUAGUGUUGGAAACACUUAAACAGCUGGACUUCAGUCAUGCUACGUCCUCAUGAUGAUACUUUACUUUGCUUUGAACAUUGGAUAUGUAGCUAAUUCAUUGUAUUUGUAUUUUUUUUUUCUGGCCUUUUUAUUUUCAUGCAAAUGGUUAUGUGUUUGUAUAUCUUUGGCAUAUUUUCCAUGAUGGGUAGUUUCCAGACAGAGGUGAGACGAAGCUUAUUGUUAUAUUUAAAAUUAAAGGUGUUAAGUUGAAGGUUUA